UCUGGCAACCAAUCAGAAUUGCGUUCGAGGUGUAGCGUGACUUUCUGCUUGAGAGUCCUGCAAGUGGCACUUGUGGCUCAGGUGAGUGGACGCAGGUGUGACAGGGACUGUCAUCUAGUGUGAGAUAGGAAGGACAGCGAGGUAGGUGGAUAUGGCACAAUAAUAGUCACAUGGGAUAAACUGAUGGUUAUUAUCCAUGCUUGAUAUAUGCGGUGUGCUUGCAUAAAAAUACAUUUAUUUAUUAUUUAUUAUUUAUUUUUUAGAGGCUAGACCAGUUAUAGCUGACUUUGGGAUGUCAGAAGUUGUGAACUUCGUUACUAGUGAUUCUUGGCCGAGGUUUAUGGGGAAUGUAGUUCACCAUAACUGGAGUGUCAAAGGUUAAACAUCACUGAGCCAAAAGAAAAAUAAAUGUUAAAGUGGUACCCUAGACGUAAAGUGCACAUAGCAACCUAGUAGAAUGAAGUAAAAAGUAAAUUGGGAAGCUGUAUUAAACACUCUGUAGUAGGUGUCUGUUUGCAUAGUUGAUAUUUGGGUGUUUUGUUUUUUUUUGGUGCAGUUGAGUCUAAAAAUAUACGUAUCUGUUAAUAUAUGUAUAUAUGUCAUCUCUACCUUAGUUACGAAAUGGCUGCUCUGUGGGAAGACAUCUUCAGCAACAAAGAGGUGCUUGAAGAAAUAGCACCCAUUGCCGUUGAUAAAGCUCUGUUAAUGGGAGUUCUAAUUAGGACGAAGGAUAACCCAAAUUCGUCUGACGUAAGUACUGAAAGAAAACCAAUCGUUGGUAAUUGCUAGACAUAUAUACACACAAGACGCUGACUGCACAUAAAAUAUGUAUUAAAAAAAUAAUAAUCUUCACCUUCUGUACCAGGGGUGUUCAAAAGGUAGAUGCCCAGAUAUUUUAAAACUGCAACUUCCAUGAUGCAUUGUCAUUCUAAAGGCAGGCAAUGCAUCAUGGGAAUGGUAGUUCUAGAACAUGUGGGGAUCUAUCUCUUGGACACCCCUAGAUUCUAUACUGUGGACAAAUAUCUAUCGAUCUGCAUACAAAUUAAACAGAUUUGCUACUCUAGGAGGGUGACAGUGCACUUCUGGCAUCAUACCCACUUCAUGCUGUAGUGUGUAUGGUGCUUGGAGUGUUCCUUUAAGUUUUAUGGUGUAUUGAGUGCUUAUUACUGUUUUGUAUAUCUGUAAUUGUAUUAUUACUAGUUUACGUAUAUAGGUUUAAAGAGUCAAUGGGCAGGCUGUAUUGGGAACAUAACUAGUAACCAUCAGGAAUAACCAGAAGAAUUCCCUUAAAGGACCACUAUAGGCACCCAGACCACUUAAGCUUAAUGAAGUGGUCUGGGUGCCUGGUCCAUCUAGGGUUAACCCUUUUUUCUAUAAACAUAGCAGUUUCAGAGAAACUGCUAUGUUUAUGUUAGGGUUAAUCCAGCCUCUAGUGGCUGUCUCAUUGACAGCCGCUAGAGGGCUACCGCGUUUCUCACUGUGAAAAUCAUUGAUGCGCAUUCGCAUUCAGCCGAAGAGGGAGGAGAGCUCCCCGCCUGGCGCUGGAGAAAGAGGUAAGUUUAACCCCUUCCUCUCCAUCCAGCCCGGUGGGAGGGGGACCCUGAGGGUGGGGGCACCCUCAGGGCACUAUAGUGCCAGGAAAACAAAUUUGUUUUCCUGGCACUAUAGUGGUCCUUUAAUGUUGUGUUGCAACUAUGGCACUAUAGCUUCCACUUCUGUCAAGGCUCCCUCCCACGGCACUAAAGGGGUUAAUAACCCCUUCAGUCACUUACCUGGUUUCAGCGCCGAUGUCCCUUGGCGUUGGCUCAGCUCCACCCAUGAUCUUCCCUUUGCCGUUGGCUGCUGGCUGGGGAGACCUAAUGCGCAUGGAUUAUUAUUUAAUGCUUUCCUCUGGGGAUUCCGGCAACGCUCGACGUCCUCAUGAAGAGCGUGGGGACGUUGAACGUUAUUUAAAACACUUUUCGUGCUCUAAGAACAUGGAAGCACCAUCUAGCGGCUGUCUGAGAGACAGCAACUAGAGGUUGGAUUAGCCCUGUAAUCAAAACACUGUGGUUUCUCCAAACCGCAGUGUUUUGACUAACAGGGCUAAGGGGAGAGGGGCAAGGCACCCAGACCACUCCAAUGGGCAGAAGUGGUCUGGAUGUCUACAGUGUCCCUUUAAGCAAUAUUAUGGCACAAGGACACAGAAAGUAUAUAUAUUCUAAAGGUAUUCUGUCAUCGAGUUACUCCAAGCAUCAUAACCACAACAGCCUUGAAGUAUCUCCUGUGCUACUGGGCGAAUGACAUUCUGAUCUCAUGCUCACUCACUGGUUGGGAGUGUCAGCUGAUUGCUCUUGGCCAAUGAAUGACAUUCUGUGCUUAGAAAUAUUUACAGAAUUGACAUUAGACAUCCUGGAAUUCCUUGUUCUGGGCUGGCUAAUGACGCUGUCAGAAGGGAAGUUACACCUCUACCAGCAAAGGAGUGUAAAUGUUGUAUGUGCUGAUUUCAUAGCAAAGCACUGCACAUAGAGAUUCCAGGGAUCAUAACCACUUCAAAUUACUGAAGUGGUCAUGGUAUUGAAGUAACUGUUUAACCAUGUGAUAACAUAUACCAAUUAAACAAACAUGCUCUUUUUAUAGAAAUUGGCCAUCUAAGAAAUCAUGUUCCCAUUUACUGUUCUGUUUACUGUCCAGACAUUGUUAUGCCACAAAAUAAGCUCAGGAGGAGUGUUUAUUUAAAAAAAACACUUAAAGCGCACUGUAGUGGUUACGGUGCCUGGAGUAUCCUGGUGCUCUCCCACAAUUAGUAGUCAAACCAUUUAAAGGACUACUGUAACUUCAAACAUAUAUAAAUGUGAGCACUGCACUCAAAGUAUUUCCCCUUCGUGUAUUUGCCUCGGAGCCAAAUUCUUUGCCAAAACCCAGAAUCCAAGAAUGAGCUCACCCAAGGUCUUUGUGAAUAACCUUCUGCUCUAUUUUGUAGUAAAAUACACCAAUGUGUUGAUGUUUCAGUACAUCUCCGGAUACUUUUCAAAACAAAUAAAAACUGCCAAAAUGAAAACACUACUCUGUGACAUGUUUGGUGACGUGAUAAAUUAUCCCGAACCCCAUUUUGACAGAAAGCAAGUUUCAAUUUCAAGUGAUCAUGAAAAUGUAUUAUAUACCUUAUACACACCAUAGGAAAGUGGUUACAGUGAAGGUAUAGAGAGAUACAUGUAACAUUAUUUAUUAGAUCAAAAUAAGAAAUUAUUAGUGUUACCAUAUUAUACUUAACCCCAGAGAAAAGGGGAGGAUCGCCUAAAGUACUGAAAAAGUAACAAGCAAACAAUGAAAAAGUUUUGAAUAGGGAAAAAUACCCAAAUAGAAUAGAUAUUCAUUAUUGAGAUGAUAGCAAGUUUAUUUUUUUGUAAUCUUUUUAUUGAGAUGAUAGCAAGUUACAAAUGACUAACAUCAGCAACAUGCAACUACAUCACAGUAAGAAUUGUACACCAAAUAUAUCAUAAGCUGAGCUGGCACAUAGAGAACAUCUGUGGCAGAAUGCACAGGUGAGUAAUCUUAUACAAAAACUAGAACGGUCUGUCAAAGGGUAAUUAUCCAGCUUGGAUGGUCAGUCAACCUAUGCCCAAAUUGGGUAAUGCCAGGGGCACUGAACAAGUACCACUUAGAGGUACACCACAGCUGCAUGGAGCCCCAGAACCAAGCCAGCUCCUGGUCUUUAUGCAUAAGUAAUGUCCAGGGCAUGAGUCCCUGAGUCCUGGGAGCGGUAGCAACAAAGGACAUUGAUGCCUUUUCCGCAAAACCCUCUAGGGAUGUGGGCAGUGAGAGGGGUACAUUCCCCUAGGGGCUCCCGGCUCAGGAACUCACAUCUGCGGGAAAGUAACUGACGCUCUCCGAUAGGCAGGUAAGAUGAAGAUGGUCGCUGUAUUGCUUGUUGAUCCAUCCGAGCCAAGAAUCUUCUGAACAGCUGGUCCUAUUUAGCCAAGAUAUCAUCCAAUUGCUGGCAUGGUUCCAUGCCACGUUCAACUGAGACUACACAAAACCACAUGCAAGUCCCUUAAAGACAAAUACUCAUUUGACUGGAAAACCAAUAAUAUCACAUACUUGGGGAUUAAGUUAAUGACAUCCACAGCUAAACUAAUUCAAGAAAACCAUGUCAAACUAUUACACGAGAUUGGAGAUUCUAUGACUUAAUCACAAUGCUGAUUCUACCCAAGAUUCUCUAUCAAUUUAGAACUCUAUAGCAGUGUUUCCCAACCCAGUCCUCAAGGCACACCUACCAGUCCAGGAUUUAGGGAUUACCCAGUUGUGUCUAAGGUGUUUUUUUCUUCUUUGUAAAAACACCUUAGACACAACUGGGUAAUCCCUAAAUCCUGGACUGGUAGGUGUGCCUUGAGGACUGGGUUGGGAAACACUGCUCUAUAGAACCUAUAACGCUAACAUCAUCCAUACUAAAAUGAUUCCAGUUCCUUCUAAACACCCACAUCUGGAAGAGACACCCACCUCGGGUGGCAGCUAGUACUAUUCAGGCCCUGGUUGAAAAGUGGAGAUUGGGAGGGCCAGAUGUGUUCUAUUACGUCGUGUGUAUUUUGGUGCAUGUGGUGUCAAUACUUGACCAACCAGAUCCUCCCUUGUUGCUAAAAUUUGAGGAAGAAUUCACUUCACCAUACCCGCUAACACACUUACUGUGGUUGCCAAAAUCAAGAUUACUGAAACUACCAAAUGGAACUCCUCUACUAAAGUUUACACUUCAUGUAUGGAAAAUUCAUAUGCCAAAGCUCAUAUCACCGAACCCAGUUAUAGCAUUCGCACCCUUUUUAAAAAUUUUAAGUUGCCACCUAGAAAAUUCUUUCAAUAUCUAAGGAUAAAACAUAUACUGAUAUCCCAGUCUCUCCAACAUUUUGACCAAAAACACUCCAUGGAGGUGAUUUAUGCACAAACCCAGACACUGAGAUUAAACCACUAUCAGUGGCCUACAAAUGAUCUUUUAACUCUAGUCCCCACAAGCACACAUGCAUGAAUAAAUAUACAAAUACAAUAGUGAAUAGGCUUACAGCAGGCACGUAAAGGUAUCUUUAUAGAACGUAACCUUCUGUCCUUUUCUUUUAUUCCAUAGACCAUAUGUGAAAGAAAGGGUGAAAAACGAACAUAGUGUACCACUUAAAAAAGUUAAACACCUUUUAUUCUGAAUUGCACUCACAAGGUGGAUUAUUUAGGCUUGCAUAUCAUGAUAUGUGUAUCUUGACUCAGGAUAUGAUGUUUCAGCAGUCCUCUGUAGUCAGUAACAGGAUAGCAGCUUACAAUCCACACAAAUAAAAUCAAACAUAAACUCUAAAUUAUAUACAAAUAAAUGAAUAAAAAUUAAGGUCACUAUGUUAUUCUCCCAGCUCUACGCGUUUCGUCCUUCAAACGGACUUCCUCAGGGGAAUCCAAAUAGUGACAUCACUACAAGGGUCAGUGUGUUUUUGUUUUGUUAGUGUCUUUCUUUAAUCCCUCUGUUAUUCCCUCCUUGUCCCUUUUAGUUUAUAUUUUAUAUAAAACAGUGGAGAGUAGCAGACAGCAGUACUGCAAUUUAUACUUCUUGGGUUAACGUGCCUCGGUAUCUUCUUUUUAAAACCUUGCACUGGUUGUGGAGAGGUUAAGCCCGGUGGCUGUUUGUACAGUCUCUUUUGUGAGGCAGUUAUGUCCUUCCAACUUAAAAACCAAGUUUUCAUACCAGAACUAUUCUUCCAUUUUUGUAAAUAGUUACUUAUCACAGCUCAGCACCAUGUUGACACUGUAUUAUACAGUGUGUGAAAUAUAGUCAAAUCUAACUAUUGUUCAAGUCUGCAGCUGCUGGCUCUGCCCCUGAUCUGCCUGCUUGGCUGACAUCAUCAGAAGUGAUUCACUGAGCCAAUCACAAUGCUUUCCCAUAGGAUUGGCUGAGACUGUCAAGGAGGCAGAUCAGGGGCAGAACCAACACAAGCCAAACACAAACCUGGCCAAUCUGCAUCUCCUCAUAGAGAUGCAUUGAAUCAGUGCAUCUCUAUGAGGAAAGUCCAGUGUCUCCAUGCAGUGUGCCGCACUGCCCAAGAAAACACCUAGAGUAGCCAUCUUAGGAGUCGCCAGUGAAGGUAACCUUAGGUUCUUAAAAGACCGUGUUUACUGCAAAAAGCCUGAACCGAAUUAUUCUACUCACCAGAACACAUACAAUAAGCUGUAGUUGUUCUGGUGACUAUAGUGUCCCUUUUUAAGAUACAAAAAAAGCAUGUUCUGACUUGCUCAUGUGGUGUAUGAUGUCUGCUGCAUCGUUGUUUUUGUUAUUUCUACCUAUAUAUCUUUCAAAGUGUAAACAUGGGGAAAAAAACCUGGGUUUGAUAACUUACCUGUGAUUUCCUGGAGGUCCGCCGCUGCCUUCUCUGAAGUCAGAAGUGCAGGUUUGCGCCGGUUUGCCUAACUGAUGCUCUAAGCCAGUGAUUUGACGCCAGGCUCACUGGAGCAAAGUAGGGGUUGAUCGCAUGGCAGAUGCCAUGUGAGUUCUCAAAUUGUUCUUGUAUGGUUUGACUACUGUGAGAGGGCAUCCCUGGAACCAUAACCACCACAUGAUUUUGCAUGUUUGUUUAAUCUACCGAGAAUUGUGUCUGGGAAAAAAAAUUUGGUAUGCGGCAUAUAAAAUCAUUAUUUUAAUUUAGAGUGCACAAUAGUUUUAUUUAUAUCCUGAACUACAUAUCUCAUGAACCCAUAACGGUGUAUGGUCCCCUAUGGGAGGGCUAAUAUUGGCUGUAAAUUCUCAACCACUUACUGUUUCCUGGAGAAGCUGCACAUGCGAACAGCUAUUGAGGGAACUUCAGAGGGCCAUUUUCUCCUUUUUGCUCCCUUAGGUUUGCUAUUUAAUUAAUCUUUGUUCAGGAGCAGAGCUUAUCCAAGAGAUCACUCUGCUUUUUCCUGUAGCAUGUACGAAGGAGCUAGCGAAGUGUGUGCACCUGCUAAUGAUGGCAUUGAAAUGUCAAUGAGCUGGCAGACAAGGCAGAGUGAUAUUUUGUCUGGUAAGUGCUCAUAACGGUACUAAUGGUUUAUUUCAGGAAGACUCCAUUUAUAUGCUUUGUAUAUGGUUGGGAACAAAAGAGCCUUUUUAAUUUAAGACUUUAUGGCCAUUCGUGACUUGUUUUUUUCGUUCGGUAGCUGAAACUACCGAACACUGACCACCCCCCCGGCUCAUUAUCUAGAAAGGGAACUGUCAAUUGAGCCCUCUCUGUGUGGCCGCCGUUCGUAUAGCCAAACACCACGUGUGAGAGAAAACGGCGGCCAUCUUGUUUGCACGAAAGGAGGCAGCGGGACUUGGUCGUCGAGUGUCUGGAACUAAAAUGGGACACUCGACUUCCUGAACACCGGUCAAAACAUAUGAACACCUGCUUCCUUUUCCCGAACAGCCUGGAAAGCGCUGUUCGGUAGUUUUAUUCCCACGAACAAGGGGAACAAUUGCUUCUAUGAGCCAGGGGGCUCCGUUCGUGCGUUUAUUCAUUUUUUUUUGACAUUUUCGAAAUGGACCGACCGCACAGCCUAAACUCAUGGAACUGUUUUGGGCAGGAGCCUCGUGUGCGGUCAGGAAAAUGGGACUUCCAUAGAAUUUGAAAACCCCUGGACUGAUCUGGGUGAUUUAUGGAUAUGUUGGUCACCCAGAUCAGGGCUAUCAGGGGAUAUUACAUUUAUGGGGACACUGUUUUAGGGUACUUUCUAUGUUUUGUGGAAAAUGUUUUUUCUGCCUGGAGAUAAUUGGGUUAUCUUUUAGCUGACUCAAUUAUCUCACAUGCAGAGAGGAGGGUAUUGUCUGUUUGCAGUGGGAGUGUUCAUCUUUGUCACUGAACUAUUAUUGGUUGUAACCCUUGUGUCCCUGUCCCCCACAAGGUCCAUGUGGGAGGUCCCCUUGUAUAGGGACUUGCAUAAAAGCCAGUGUGGCAUCAAUAAAGAUUCAUUCCUGUUGUACCCUUCAUGAAGUCUAGGCUCAUGUUUGGGUAGCUAUCUACUUGCUGGGGAGAAACCACGUGGAUGCUGCAUUCGUUUGGAACUAUUCGUAUCUACACCAGAACUGCAACUAUAAUCACUGAGGCUUAGCAGUUCGGGAGGAAUAAGCAAACAAGGUACUUAAGAUACCAGUGUUUGUAACAAUGUUUUUUUUAUAGGCAAUUCCCAUAAAACCUUCUGUAUAUUAUAAUAUUGCUAAAUGAGUUGUAGUUUACUUAUAAUUUUAGUAGUAACUGUGAACAAAAACAACGUGAUAAUGUUAGCUGACUGUUUUUUUUGGGGGGGUGGCGGGGAUAAAAAUUUCAGAAAAGCUGUUUUUUUAUGGUGGGAUGUGUGCUUCUCUGAUUACAGAGCAGUUAUAGUCACCAGGACUCCUUUGGUUAUUUACAUUCAGAAUGUUGUCAGAAAGGCCUGUCUUGUACGAUUUACUCAUAGUAACGGGUCUGUUUUCUUUUUUGUUGCCCUAACAGGUGGUGAAUUUUACCCCCUUUACUCUACUUCCAUCCCCUGUACCAAAAGCUCUCUUUGAACAAGCGAAGUCUGUCCAAGAAGAUUUCAACUUGCUGGUCGAUCGUAUCAGCCAGAAUCCCUCGUUCUUGGAACAAGUCCUUUCCAGGUAUGUCACCCAGGCAGUUAUAUCGGAUAGAAGCACAGUACUGACCUGAUCUAUGUUUCUACAAUGAGCUAAAUCAAUGAUUUUGUAUCCCUUUAAUGCUGUAGAUCACUUUUGCUACCCUGAUACUCUUGUUAUCCAAUACCUGGAGGAGAUUUAUCAAGGCGAAACAGAUGCUGUUCUAAGUUCAUCAUGCUAAAUGUUGAGACAUAUUCUUGCUUUCCACGAUGGUCGCUCCUUAUUUACCACUUUGCUUAAGAAAAGCACAUGUUCGCAGUGAUAAAUCUCCCCGCAGCUUUCACGUAUCAAGAUGUUGUGUAAUAAGGCAAUUCCUUUAUAAUUAAAGUUUGCUCCAGUGAGUGGAUUGAUAAUGAAAAAAGCCACAUGAGAUGCCAAUGCUAAUGUAUUUACUGACAACAAUGUGUAAUGUAAAUAGAAAAACAAUAUGUGUGGAACAAUAACUGCUAUAACUUUUAUUUCAUAAUAAAUAUGUGGGGAAGUGGUAUAGUCACGUAGGAUAAUUCCUAAUUUAUUGGUAUUAAUUGAAACUGUAUGUAUAAUGAUAAUCAAAUCCCCUGUCAGUGAUGGCCUCUGAUAAUCUGGAGAAGUGGACCGAGUUCCCUUACUCCCAUAUAGAUAAUAUAUUAAAAUAGUAAUUCAGGAUCACAGUAAUUUUAAUAUUCCCAUAAACAAAACAAAAAAAAUACCAGCUGCAAUAUAAACUGUGCAUUAAUAUACAAAAAGCCAAAUGCAGAGAUAUUCUAGAAUGAUGCUUGUAAUACUUGUCUAUGGUCUGAAGAGGUCGCCAGAACUCACAUUCCAGAAUGAUUUCCUAUUAGUGUAUCACUGUAUUAUCCUCUUCUAGUCACUAGGGGUCACUAUUUAAAACAUCUAAAAUAUACAUAAUAGGAUCAAUUCUAUAUUUUUUUUGUUGUCAAUCUUUGUUUUUAUUUGUGGUAUAGAUUAUACAUAACAUGCAUUAAAACUUAUGUGACAUUUUCAUUAUUCAUCAAUAUUGGGAGAGAAGCAUAAAGCCUUAUCAAGGAACAUGUGGGAUACGUAGAUAAGGUCACUGAAUAGACAACCACUUCUAUAUGAAGGGGAACUAGUUAGAUAUGCAGGAUACACUUGCUAGAGACGUGGUUUAUCAGGCGAGAUAGAUUCAGAAUAUGCAAUAUAAGAGGUUUGCUUGAUGGAGUAUCAGGUUUGAAUUGCUAGGGUGGCGUAUAAUAGGAUAUACAAGAUAGGCUAUUUUUACAGACGUUUCCACUAAGAUACGAUAUGCAUGUGUCAAAUCAACCAAUAUAUCCAAGAGAAGCAAUUUGUUACCCAUUUCUGAACCUAUUAUAAAUCAGACGCCUGGUUCGCAUGCCUCGCUUAACACACGCUAUGUACGAUUAGGCUAUGGCGCUAGCAGGGGUAUGAGCUUGUAAUAGAGCAGGCGGUUUUGUAUUAUACCAGUGAGGCUUUUGAGAGUACCAGACCAGCUCGGGUUAUUAAGUACAGGCCGGUGGCUGCGGUACUUAGCUUCGCUAGGAGGGGGGUGAUUUAUUCUCCUAAGGGCGUCAUAGCUUAUGUUAACUAAGCGAAAAUGCAACAGCCCAAAAGACAACAUUAAAACAGGCUUAUUUAGUGAUUUGUGUGUGCAGGUGCCUCUGGAGUCCAGCUAGUCAAUGUCCCCUUGUGCCUGCCGGGCGUUCAGCCAAUUUUCCCAUAAGUAGCAGGUCUGGCUUUUUUUUUUUUUUUUGGAUUUAUUUGGAGAUUCCCAUCAUACAAAGAUUGAUGUUUCAGCCAAUUUAAGGCCUUUUAUUGAGAGAAAAUAAUUCAAAAAAGUUGGUUAUAUUUAUAUCAAAAAAAUGUACUUACCUGUGAUCCUUGUGUGAGUGAUUAUUUGGAAACCAGUCCUGUAAGUGAAUACUAAACGUGACCUCCUUGUGCCUAACCAACGUUAGAUGUGGUUGCUAUCAAAGAACCAAUGAGGUCAUAAGGAAAUUGGUGUUCUAAAUAAGAUUUCUUAACCAAGUGAGUAAAUUAAUGGAAAGAAAAUCCAUGUAUACCUCUAAAUGAAGGACCUCAACACUAUGAAGUACCCAUAGAUACUGGAAAGGGAAGGUGAUCACUACAUGUAACCGUGAAUGAAGAGUUGUGCCUUGAAUGAAACGUUUUGCCUGGAAUGAGACAAAUGUGAUCUGAUAUAGUGAAAUUGAAUUGUUGAUAUGCUGAAUAAGCUGAAUAUACUCACUUGGUGUAGAAGUCUUAUUUAUAAUGCCGAUUUUGUUAUGAUCUCAUCGGUUUUUCGUUCCCUAGCAACCCGCGUCUCACGUUGGUUAGGCACCGGGAAGGGGGGUGGUAUCGUUUAGCAUUCAUUUACGGGACUGGUUUUCGAUUAACCACUCACUCAUGAGUCACAGGUAAGUGAUUUUGUUUUUUCCACUUUAUUUUCACACAUAAGUAUAACCCACUCUUAUUGUUUAUUUGAUCUUGAUAAAGUGACCAAUACGUUGAUCUCUGUAUGAUGUGGAUCACCAAAUAAAUCCACAAAAAGAAAAAGAAGAAUCUGAGCCAAUCACAAUGCUUUGCCAUAGGAUUUGCGAAGACUGUCAAGGAGGCAGAUCGAGGCAGAGUCAGCAUUAGGAGUGCCAAAAUCAAGAUAGUACUAGUAUCUACCAGUCAAAUUAGAGAGAGACGUGUAUGUGUAGGAGGAACCGUAGGUGUGGGAUGGACAGUAGGCCAAACCAGAGAGGAGGAGUGGCAGAUGUUCAAUCAUCCAAUCAGAUCAUUCGUAGAGCCACAGGAACGUGGAGCCCAAAUGCAUAUCGUGAAUAUAUACAAUUGGAGUAUAACGCCUAUAUUGAUCAACCAGAUAGUCAAUGCUCAAAGAUCAGAUACUGUGAUAUAGCUUAAAUAAAUAGUAACUGAGAAAAUAUAUAUAUGCUGGAAAAAUACUGAUAAUUCCACGUUCAUAAUGAUAGAUAACUAAUAGUCCCUUAGAGAGAAAUAUAUUUACUGAGUUAGUUGCUAAAACAACUAUACAACAAAAUACUGCACAUAGUUUGCAUGGAUAAUUCUACCGCUUUUGGAUACAGUCUUUAUGGAAAUAAAGUGAUCUCUCAAUAUUCUGGAUAUAAUAUGAAUGGAUGAAUAUACGGUGAGGAGAAAAAAGUAUUUGAUCCCCUGCUGAUUUUGAAAGUUUGCCCAUUGACAAAGAAAUGAUCAGUCUUUAAUUUUAUGGUAGGUGUAUUUUAACAGGGAGAGACAGAAUAACAGAAAAACGCAUGUCAAAAAAAUUAAAAAUUGAUUUGCAUGUCAAUGACAUACUUACUUCUUGUUACUGGACACAUAAUCACAUGCAUGUCAGUGCACUUGUAAAAGAACAAGUUCUUUGAAAAUAAAUCCUGUGAAACUGCCAUGUGCUGUCCUCCUAAUCCCUUGAUGACGUGUGAUGUCUGAAUGGGUUGUGACCUCAUAAACCACUCUGUGAAUACUCCUCCCAGUACUAGUGGCUAGAAUUCUGCAUAGUCGGGACUUGUCAAUUAAUUUUUUUCAGUGUAUUUUUAUGUGUAUUUUACAGUUGUAAACAAAGAUACAAAAUAAGCAAUGUUUAUUUUAGUGGCAGAUUAAAGGGACACCGUAGGCAUCCAGACCACUUCAGCUAAUUGAAGUGGUCUGGGUGCCAACUCCCAUUACCCUUAACCCUUGAGUGGUAAUUAUUGCAGUUUUUAUAAACUGCAAUAAUUAUCUGCUAUGGUUAACUCCUCCUCUAGUGGCUGUCUACCAGACAGCCACUAGAGGGACUUCCGGGUUCUUAAACGACUUUUGGUCGUCUAAGCAACACUUGACGUUUUCACACUAUGCAUGAGGACUUCUAGCAUCACCGGAAUCCCCAUAGGAAAGCAUUGAAUAAUGCUUUCCUAUGGAGAGAUCCUAAUGCAGCGCAUUCGUGUUCGGCCUCCCCGCCAGCGGACGUCGGCGGAAGUGGAGCUGAGCCAGCGACGAGGGACAUCCACGCUAGACCCAGGUAAUUGACUGAAGGGUUAUUAACCCCUUCAGUUCUGCGGGAGGGGGUAACUAUAAUGCUAUAGUUUCCCUUUAAGUGUCUCAUAUUCCACACGAUAGCCACUAGGGGUCAGUAAAAUGUAUACUUUUUGUAUACUUCUAUCCAGGCUAGGAUGAUUGGGUAUAAUACAAUACACAAAAAUAGAGUGUGCCGCUUCUCCAAACUUCAUCCAAUAAGUUUGACUGUACUCACACAUUCACUUUAUUUAUACAGCCCUAGUCACACCUCCAUGCACGUGACUUGCACAGCUUUCCUGAACAAUCCCUGAAAAUGAACCUAGAUAUUCUAGGUUUCUGUAUUGCACAGUCUGUUUAAUCUAAAAAUUUUAUCUCAUGCUCUGCUAAUAGUUUGCUAGACCUUGCAGGAGCCUCUUCUGUGUAAUUAAAGUUCAAUUUAUGUAGCACACAAGAUUAAAAACUUCUAAAGCAAGUUAAAGUCUGUUUGGAAAAAAAAAUCCCAUGCAGACUGUGUUUAUCACAGCCAGGGAACGUGUGGCUAGGGCUGCAUGGACAGAAACAAAAGUCAUUUAUAACUAUUAAAUGGCAGAAAAUUCAUGCUGAGGGCAUGAUCUAUAAAACCAAAACUGCUUAAUUUAAAGUUGUUUUAAUACCUAUUGUAUCCUUUGUUUCAUAGAAAGACCUGGUCAAACAUGGACAAGCCUUCCAGCAGAGCUGGUAGGAAAUUGCACAGUUCAAAAUGACUUGACAUAGUCAAACAUAUGUCCAAAGCAGGAAAUAAAAUGCAAGAACAAAAUGUGCUUUUAGGAAGCACAUGUACAGAACCGAUGCACUGAUAGGCUAUUAUCAGCCAUUGUAGUCCAUUUUUAUAUAGAUUUGUCUCUAUGGCCAACGUUGCCAUUUUUCUUCUCAAGUCUCCUUUAGGGUGGUCGGGGCGGUGUGCAUUAUUUUCAUUUCCUAAUGGGUAUCUGUGUUGGUAUCUUGUUUUCUAUUGUAUUUCCCAAAAUGUGCAGAAUCUUUCUAGGGAAAAAAAUGCUUUAAAUGACUCCAGUCACUGGCAAAAUAAUUAGAUGCGCGUUUUGAAGUUCUUCUUGCCUUUUGAACGAAAUCGGCGGGAUAAUAACUUCCAGAUCAAUAACAGAGCAAUUAACCAGCCGCUCACCAUGAUGAAGUUCCUAGAAACCUGCGUGCACAGUUUGACCCAUACAUUUAUUUCUUUUGACAGCUCUUUAUCUGAAAAAGAAAGAUAACAUUUUUAAAAUGCACAACUGACCAUUAUUGGAUACACAAUGUUUGUUUGUAGUGUUCUGGUGUAUAGAUGCAAUCUAAUUUUAUGAAUUUCAGAUGGCUUAAAUGCCAAGUUGACCUUUUUGAAUAUAUAUUGAUCCAUACAUAGGUGUAUUAUUAAAAUUUGUAUUUACACUCCAGGCACUGUAACACCGCAUCUCAUUGAGGUGGGUAUGGUGCAUGUAGCUCUGCCUCUACCGGAAGGUUUUGUUAAUGUGGAGGCUAUUCCACUUCAGCCAUAUCAGCUAUAAACUGAGAGUGCUCAGCUGAUGAUUAUUAUUUAUUAUGAUGUUAUUUUUAUAGCACCAUCAAAUUCCGUGGCGCUUUACAAUGGGUGGACGAACGGACAUGUAGUUGUAACCAGACAAGUUGGACACACAGGAACAGAGGGGUUGAGGGCCCUGCUCAAUGAUCUUACAUGCUAGAGGGAGUGGGGUAAAAUGACACAAAAGGUAAGGAUAGUAUUAGACUAGUGACAGUUGUAGAAAAGGAAUCAGUUGGGAGCUAUUAACAGUUUAAUUGAUAGACUUUUAUGAAGAAGUGUGUUUUUAAUGAUUUUUUGAAGAAGUGGAGACUGGGUGAACAUCUAACGGAGUAGUGAAGUGAGUUCCACAGGAACAGUGCAUCCCUCGAGAAGUCUUGAAGGCGAGCAUCAGAGGUGGGAGUACGGACAGAAGAUAGACGUAAAUCUUCAGCAGAGCGUAAGGCCCUAGACGGGACAUACUUGUGUAUUAGGGAGGAUAGAUAGGUGGGAGCAGCAUUAUGUAGGUGCUCUCAGACUUGCUGCUCAGGCUAAUGUGGGCCAGGCUGUGGGUACCCAGAGACCCUCAAUCAGUGUUAAUAAAAUCAAAAAUAGUUUAACACUAAAAAGUGGGAUGGCGCAAGGAUUAUUCAGGCACCAUAAUCACUUCUGAAAUGAGGGGGCUAUAACCCCUAGAGUGUCAUUUUAAAACUUUCACUGAAUAAGCUCAGGAUACUUGUAUCUAUAAAAGUUUGUGUGUGGUGUCCCCUCCCCCACAAAUUAUGUUGGCGGCAAAACCAGUUUCUACAGAUGCUGGUAAACACUUUUUUUUCUUUUCUAAUUCAUUCAUUUUUUUGUUCCGCAUAGACUUUGCUGCACAUUGUCUAAUCUGAGGUUUUUACAAUCCUUUAUGUUUGGUUGUUGGCUUUUUACUUAUGUGCAUGACUGGCCAAUCAUACACUGAAGGAGAAGUGCUUUCGGCGCUUGGAAUUAUCCUUUAACAGUACAACUUAAAGGACCAAACAGGCACCAAAACAAUUUAAUUGGACAACUUAAUUGGAUUAAACCGGUAGUGAAUGGUUUGAGCCAAAGUCUAUAAGGUAAUGCCCGUUUGCUCCCCCUCUCCACUAUUUAUGCAGAUCCAAACCUUUAAUCAGGCAGCCUCAGACCAGCACCAGUGAUAGGCUAAAAGCAUCAGCUGACACUCUCAGCUUAUCAGUAGCCCUUUUCACUCUAUUUUCUGAACGGGGAGCUACUGAUAGGCAGAUAAUGUCAGCUGAUACUCUAAACCUAUCAGAUGGUGCAGCUCUGGGGCUUCCUGAUUAGAACAUCGGCCCACAUAGCAUUCUAACUAUCUAUCAUGGCAUAAUAACAAUCAUAUGUUCCUUAGCAGGUCUUAAAAUUAGGUAAAUACAGUAAUGUGACCUAUUACACUGUGUCCUGAUUUAUUUAACAAAAAUAAAGCUGAAAUGGAGAAGCCAUGUGUGGAAAAACAAAAGUACACCCUUACUGCUUCCAUCGGAAUUCUCUCGUUAGGUCACUCCUACCAACUACAGAGGAGGAGAUUUUGACACUUUGUUUGUGAGUUGCGUUUACUCUGAGCUACAAUAACCCUGGUUCUCAAGUUAAAGGGACACUACAGUAGGGAUCGACCGAUUAUUGGUUUUACCGAUAUAAAUCGGCCGAUAUUCAGUAUUCUCAGCAAUAUCGGUAUCGGCCAAUUCAGAUACCGAUAUUGCCGAUAAUACCUCCUAGGACCGCCGGGCUCAUUACAAGCGGUCCCGGCGGUCCUGGGGGGGGGCGGGCAGCAAGCGCUUACUCACCUCCCAGCAGCUCCUCCAGCUCCCAGUGUAACUCAUGCGAGACCCGCGGCCGUCCGAGCGUUGCCAUGGGUUACCGCGAGAGUUACACUGAGGAGCUGCUGGGAGGUGAGCCAAUACCACUGGACCACCAGGGACUGCUAUAUCCCCCCUCCCUGGCCAGGUAUGAAACAGGGAGGAGGGACAACAAAAAUAAAUAAUUAAAUAUAUAUAUAUAUAUAUAUAAUUUAAUAAAAAAUGCCCCCCCCUCACACACACACACACACUCCAUUAUAUACACUACACAAACACAGUGUAUAUAAUGCAGUGUGUGUAUAUAAUGCAGUGUGUGUAUAGUGUGUGUAUAUAAUGCAGUGUUUGUGUAGUGUGUGUAUAUAAUGCACACUACACACACACUGCAUUAUAUACACACUAUACAAACACACACACUUUGCAUUUAGAAUAUACACUGCAUUCACUUUACGCACACUACCCACACACUACACAAACACUCUGCUUUCAUUAUAUACACACUACACUAAUACACACUGCAUCCACUACACACUAGACAAAUACACACUGCAUCCACUACACACACUACACAAACACACUGCAUCCACACACACUACACAAACACACACUACACAAACACACACUGCUUCCACUACACACACUACACAAACACACACUGCUUCCACUACACACACUACACAAACACACACUGCAUCCACUACACACACUACACACUACACAAACACACUGCAUCCACUACACACACUACACAAACACACACUGCAUCCACUACACACACUACACAAACACAUACAGCUCCCCUGUCUAAACACACUGCAUCCACUACACGUGACAUGUAUAUUUUGUGCAUUUACCUUUAGAAAUAGUUUUUAUUUUCCAAAAUGGUAAAUGUACAGAAUAUCAGCAAAUUAUAUUGGCUAUCGGUCUGAAAGUUCACAGAAUAUCGGUAUCGGCUCUAAAAAAUCAAUAUCGGUCGAUCCCUACACUACAGGCACCCAGAACACUUCAGCUCAUUGAAGUGGUCUGGGUGCAAUGUCCCAUGUCCCUUAGGGGGUCAUAAUGAUAAUGGGGGGGGGCUACUGCCCCCACUGCCCCAACCCCUGGGCGGCGGGUGGGGGCCAUAAAGAUAAUGAGGGGGGGCUACUGGCCACCCCCCCUCCGGCCCCCACCCCUGCGCGGCGGGUGGGGACCAUAAAGAUAAUGAGGGGGGGGACCUACUGGCCACCCCCCCUCCGGCCCCCACCCCUGCGCGGCGGGUGGGGGCCAUAAAGAUAAUGAGGGGGGGGGACCUACUGUCCUCACCCCCCCGGCCCCCACCCCUGGGCGGCGGGUGGGGGCCAUAAUGAUAACGAGGGGGGGGGACCUACUGUCCACCCCCCCUCCGGCCCCCACCCCUGGGCGGCGGGUGGGGGCCAAAUGAUAAUUGGGGGGGGGACCUACUGUCCUCCCUCCCCCCCAGCCCGCCCCCCGGCCCCCAUCACAGUGCUCUGUGUCAUUUUACACAGCGUGGGAAAAUUCAAAAGAACUUUCCCACGCUGUGUAAAAUGACAAAGAGCACUCUGAUUGGCUUAAACCCACCAAUCAGAGUGUUCUUAGCCUAAUUGCAGGGUGGGGCAAGGCUUUAUAAACCUUGCCCCGCCCUGCGGAGCUCAGUCUGCGCGGAGCCCUCCAUGGGUGAAGAUGGAUUAUUAUUUUUUGUUUUUUCGCCUUUUUCGCUCGAUUUUUAUUUGAUUUUCAAUCGACGUUAUGUUGGUUUUUUAUUUGGCCUUUUUUGGGGCUGAAAAAUGAAGAUUUGAGAAAAAGAAGACGUCAAAUGGUAAGUUUAAUUUUAUUUUACAGGUUAGUUAUUUUAUUCCCCCCUCACUAUUUUUUAGGGUGAGGGGGGUAGGUAGGGACUUUUUAUUUGGGUGGGGGGGUGGGUGACUAGGGGCUUGGGGACCCCUAGUCACCUUAUGGGGGGGGGAAUUGACUUAGGGGCCCCCACCUGCCGCCCAGGGGGGGGAAGACAGUAGGACCCCCCCCCCCCAUUAUCAGUUUAUUCCCCACCUGCCAGGGUGGGGGCAAGCAGGGGGGAGGAUAGUAGGUGUCCCCUCAUUAUUUUAUGGCUCCCACCACGCCUAGGCCUGAGGGGUGGAUAUAGGUUCCCCCACAUCAUUAUUGUCACCCAGGGGUGGGGGCUGGGGCAGGUAGUCCCCCUCUCAUUCUGUUAUGGUUUCCACCCGGCCGUACCAGGGUAAAGCCGUGGGGGGACAUUAGGUCUCCCCUCUUAUUUACUUAGGUCCCAACGGCCAUUUCGGGGUGGGGCCAAUAGUUUUUAGUUUUUUGCAUGAAAGAGCACAUAGGUCCGAGGGCCCGGCCGGGGGGGGGGCCCGCCGCCAGGGCCGCCAUCAGGGGGCCCGGCGGCAGGGCUGGAUUGGGGGCGGCAUCUGGGGACUUCAGUGGAAAGUGCCACCGGGUGGCCGGUCCGGUGGCACACUGUGAGGGGGCCGGCCGCGUUUCAUGCUGGAGCCGCCGGACCGGGUAGCAGCCUCGCCGGUCCGGAGGCAUUCCUCUCACUAACGCUGAAGGAGGAGGAGCAUGUCUCUCUGUCAUGCUCCUUUGCGGUUCCCACAAUUCCCAGCACAGGAUGGGGGGAGAAAGAAGGGGGAACAGAGAGAUGAGGAGGGGGGGGGAGAGGGGGAAUAGAGAGAUGGGAGGGGGAACAGAGAGAUGAGGAGGGGAGAAAGAGGGGGAACAGAGAGAUGGGAGGGGAACAGAUGGGGAGGGGGGAGAAAGAGGGAGGAACAGAGAGAUGGGGAGGUGGGAGUAAGAGGGGGGAAUAGAGAGAUGGGGAGGGGGGGAAGAAAGAGGGGGGAACAGAGAGAUGGGGAGGGGGGAGUAGAGAGAUGGGGAGGGGGGAGACAGAGAGGGAAGAAUGAGACACAGGGGGAGAAAGAGGGGGAAUAGAGAGAUGGGGAGGGGAGAAAGAGACAGAGAGGGAAGAAUGAGACACAGGGGGAAAAAGGGGGGGAUUAGAGAGAUAGGGAGGGGGGAGAAAGAGCCAUCCCACAGGCCUACAGCAAGCCACAGGCUUACAGCCAGCAAGCCCACAGCCUGCCAGUCGCAUCCAGCAAGUCACAGCCUGCCAGCCGCAGGCAGCAAGCCGCAGCCUGCCAGCUGCAGUCAGCAAGCCCACAGCCUGCCGGCAGUAGCCAGCAAGCCCACAACCUGCCAGCCAGCAACAGUAAUUAAGGUAAGAGGAGCCAACUUGGCCUAGGUAUCAGCGAGCUAUGUUGUGUUGCUAUAUUGUGAAUAGGAACCAGAGUGUUGGAGAGACCACCCUCCAGGCCUCAUUAGACUCCAUUGUAGUCUCUAAUGAGGCCUGGAGGAGGAUUUAUGGGUGGGCAUUGUAGGCAUACUCACGGUCAAGCCCUGUGGGCCCAGACCUUGAGCUGUGUAAGGGGCCCUAAAAAAUGGAGCUGCUUCCUGUUCAUUAAUUGUUGUGAGCACUGUUAAAAACAGUCUUCAGAGAGCCUCUUCUACAUCAGCCUCUUGUCCUCAUCUGGUGGUAAGCAGUGGCGGAUCCAGAGCCUGAUCUCGGGAGGGGCACUUGUAGAUUAUUUAAAUAAAUAAUCCAGGCACAAUAACUACUACAGCUCAGUGUAGUAGUUAUGGUGUCAGUAGUGCCAGGAUUCCACCCCAGAGUAAGUAGUCAUACUGUUUAAGAACAGUUUGACAACUUACCUGGGGUCUGCUGGGAUAUAGGGUAUAGGAGCAGUGGUGUGUGUUAAGGGUGAAGUGUGUGAGUGCGGCAGUGUAUUUCAGGCACAGUGUUUGUGGGGCAGUGUGCGUAUGGGGGCAGUGUGUGUAUUGGGACAGUGGUUGUGCGGCAGUGUGUGUAUGGGGGGCGGUGUGUGUAUGGGGAUAGUGUUUGUGGGGUAGUGUGUGUAUGGGGACAGUGUGUGUAUGGGGGACAGUGUCAGGGGUGUGUGUAAGGGAAUGUUUGUGGGGCAGUGUGUGUAUAAGCAGUGUGUAGUAGUAUCGCGUUUCAGGCAGUGUGUAUGGGGGGCAAUGCACGUGAUGUGGGGACAGUGUGUGUGUGUGUGUAUGGGGACAGUGUGUGUAUGGGGACAGUGUGUGUUUGUGGGGCAGUGUGUGUAUUGGGACAGUGUGUGUAUGGGGAUAGUGUUUGUGGGUCAGUGUGUGUAUGGGGGACAGUGUGUGUAUGGGGGACAGUGUUUGUGGGGAAGUGUGUGUAUGGGGACAAUGUUUGUGGGGAAGUGUAAAAGGGGCAGUGUGUGUAUGGGGACAGUGUUUGUGGGGCAGUGUGUGUAUGGGUGGCAGUGUGUGUAUGGGGAGAGUGUUUGUGGGGCAGAAUAUUUAUUUUAAAAAUGUAUUAUAAAAAAACCUCCUCCCCCCCCCCCAUUACACAUACUGCCCCACAAACACUAUCCCCAUACACACACACUGCCCCCCUGUAAUGGGGCAGUGUGUGUAAUGGGGGGGCAGUGUGUGGUAUGGGGGGCAGUGUGUGUAAUGGGGGCAGUGUGUGUAAUGGGGGGGCAGUGUGUGGUAAUGGGGGGGAAGGAGGCUUUUAAAUAAUAUUUUUUUUUAUUUUAUUUAAUAAAAUAAAUAUCCUAUGUCCCCCCUCCCUUCUUACCUUUACUGGGGAGGAGGGGGGACAUAUUUCUAUCCCUGGUGGUCCCAGUGGUGAUUCAUUGGUGGUCCCAGUGGGACAGUGAACUCUAGCCCGCGCUCCCGGGCUAGAGUUCACUCUCGCGAGAUUUGGAGCGUUGCUGUGGUAACCGCGGCAACGCUCCAAAUCUCGAGAGAGGAGGACCCGGAGGAGCUGCAGACUGAGCUCCGGGUCCUCUCUCUCACUCCCUCCCUCCCCUGCCGGCCAGCACAGUGCCUGCGGACCGGGGAGGGAGAGCUCUGAUCUCCCCUCCGGUCCGCAGGCACAUUGCAGGGCUGGCAGGGGAGGGAGACCGGCGGAUUUCUCGGGGGGGGCAAUUGCCCCGUUGCCCCCCCCCUGGAUCCGCCAAUGGUGGUAAGUAGGCAAUCCGAUAUAUUAUUAGUGGCACUAAUCUCUAAUUUACCUCACAUUAAAUGGAUACUAUAGUCACCAGAAACACUACAGCAUAAUGUAGUGGUUCUGGUGUCUAUAGCCUGUGCCUGUAGGCUUUUUAAUGUAAACACACUGUUUUCCGAUAAAAGACACUUUGUGAAGACUGGCGUUGGCGCAUAUGGGCGGGCAUUGUGAUGUCACAUGGUGGGUAGGACAUAUGGGGGAGGGGGGCGGCAAAACUCCUUGCACCGGCCCUGAUCACUGUGAGGUCAUUACAACACUUUUUGGUGCCGCAGGGAUAAUGUGGACCUUUAACUUCUGGUUUUAGUCCCCUGGUUUUUGCCCUGCCGUGGUUUCCACACACAGACACCAAUUCAAACUGCCCCAAUAUACAGCCAGACAUCCACCCCACUGCCAGGCAUACACACAGCCACAUACAUAUGCCACACAAAUUCACAAUAAUGCUAUUUUAGCCAUCCUCCUUGGCGAUAGCAACAAUAUUAAAGCAACAGUGGGCAAGCUGAGGAAAAGGGGCAAAAUGCUGCCCUUCUUCAAGUUCCCCAUCAAUGCCACUGGAAUUCCUAUCACAUUGGCUCUGUGAAGAUUCGCUGAUCUCCCCAGUCAACCUGUUUGUUCUGACAUACAAAGGCAUCUUGCGUGACAAAGGUUGCUGGCCUUUGAACUAGACAGACCGGAAUGGCAAAUUUGUAUUCAGAGCAAAAGACUUCUUAUAGACAAUUGUAGCUUACAUGUCCAAUUUAGACAAAAAUGAUGAUCAAAGUACUGAAGGGAUUAGGAUGAAAAAAAAAUAAUUACGAGUUUUAGAACUUAUCAGGGAGGAGAGGAUUAACUAGGGUAACAGAUGUAAUUACGACUAGUUAUUUACUAAAGUGUGAGUUGUCAGUAAUUUGUAAAGUGAAUUUCAGGCUAAAAUAGCUGCAUUGAAAACAUAGUUGACAGGGGGCCAAGAGAGAACACUAAGGGACAGAAGGGGAGAACACAAAAUACGAUGAAAUUAUGAGGAUCUGCUCAACUUCUGUACAAAGAAAAAAUUUCUGCCGAUCAGACUCACCCAUAACCAAUUUGCAGGUAAAAUAUUUACAUGCUAAAUGUGUGCAGAUAUACAGCUAAUUAAAGGAACACUAUAAACAACAAAAAGCCUGUUAGCUGCUAAAGUUCAUUAUGUGUGAAGAGUGUGUCCUCUCUUUUUAAGUUUACAAAAAAUGUGCAGAUUUCAUAAAACCUGGCACUCAGUGGAGCUAAACAAAAGAUCCAGGCAAGUUCCCAGAGCAGCGCCAUCCUUGCAAAGUCUUCUCAUUGAGCUGCAUUGGGAAGUCCAUGAUUAGACAGCCACAGAAAGUCUGAAUACAAUAUGUAGGGGAGGCCUUGCAAUGGCAGCAGGCGAGAUCUACAGCUAUAUUUACAUACCCAUACAAUUGGUAUUCUGUGAUUUAUUUAUUUUUAAAGUACAACAAAGCUUAACCCUUUAAGGACACCACUUCUGGAAUAAAAGGGAAUUAUGACAGAAUAUUUCCAUCAUGUGUCCUUAAAGGAUCACUAUAGGGUCAGGAACACAAACAUGUAUUCCUGACCCUAUAGUGUUAACACCACUAUCUAGCCCCUCUGGGCCCCUCAUGCCUCCAUAAAUAUAGUAAAAAUCUUAAUGUAUUCAAGCCAGAAACUGUAACUCUGCAUGCUGUUAGACUCAGAAAAACAAGCAGUCUGCUGACAUCAUCAGAAGUGGUAGCCUGAUCCAAUCACAGUGCUGCCCCAUAGGAUUGGCUGAGACUGACAAAGAGGCAGAUCAGGGACAGACCAGCAUGAUUCAAACACAGUCCUGACCAGUCAGCAUCUCCUCAUAGAGAUUAAUUGAAUCAAUGAAUCUCUAGGAGGAAAGUUCAGUGUCUGCAUGCAGAAAGAGGAGACACUGAAUGUUAGGAUGCAUUUUAGGCAGCCUUGACCCAGGAAGGAUCUCUAACAGCCAUCUGAGGAGUGGCCAGUGAAGUUAUCACUAGGCUGUAAUGUAAACACAGCAUUUUCUCUGAGAAGACCGUGUUUACAGCAAAAAGCCUGAAGGUAAUGAUUCUACUCACCAGAACAAAUUUAAUAAGCUGUAGUUGUUCUGGUGACUAUAGUGUUAAUGAAGUUGCUUUGGUGUAUAGAUCAUGCCCCUGCAGUCUCACUGCUCAGUUCCACACACAGGUUAUCUAUACACCAAUACAAUUUCAGUAAUCUAAAUGUUGUUUUGGUGCUUCGUCUCCCUUUGGGGGAUUCAAUUUAAGUUUAUGCUUAUUUAACCAGAUCUGUAAAAAAUAUUUAAAGGGACACUAUAGGGUCAGGAACACAAACGUGUAUUCCUGAGCCUAUAGUGUUAAAACCACCAAUUAGGUGGCUUUCCCUCCGCCCCUCCCAAUUAGCCCUCUUUGAAAAAGCGUUAAAACUUAUUUCAAGCGCCAUGCGAUGGCCACACCUCUCUAUGAGGAAAGUUCAGCAUCUGCAUGGAGACGCUGAACGUGUGCAGCACUGACCCAGAAAGAACCUCUAGUGGCCAUCUGAGGAGUGGCAAUUAGAGGUGUCCCUAGGCUGUUAUGUAAACACUGCAUUUUCUUAAAAAAAAAAAAAAAGACAGUGUUUGUAUGAAAAUGACUGCAGGUACUGACUAUACUCACCAGAACAACUACAAUGAGCUGAAGUUGUUCUGGUGACUAUAGUGUCCCUUUAAGGAGAAGGGUUCAAGUGAAUAAUGCUCAAAAGAGCAUUAUAAAAAAAAAAAAGUUGGAUUAACCCUUUAAUGCCAUUUUACUGUCAGAAUGAGAAUGGUAGAGUAGCAGAGUAGAAGGUAAUCUCUAAUGCAUUUGAAAAUUGUAAUUAUAAAUAAAACUCUCCCAACGUGUAAUUUAAAACCAGUUUUUCCUCUAACAGGAAAAAAAAGGAAAAGGUCCUGGCUAUAGACCAAAAUGUGCUCUAGACUUUAUCAACUAUAAAAUGAGGGUUCACAGACAGUCUUACCCUAUGUUGUCUGUAAAUGGCGUUCUUUCAAUAAUUUAGUGAAGAUAUUUUAUUAAUCACCCACAUUGCUGCGUUUAUGCAGUUUUCUGCAAUUGGAGGUUCUCCGUCUUUUACUUUGUAGUCUGAGCUCCGUGUCUAUUCUGACGUAGCCCUCCGGAAAGAUGACCCAACACUGGUACAUGCCAAUAUCAGACUCCUGGAGUUUGAGAAUUCUCAGUGCAGCGUUGCCAUAGAAAGGGUUCGAUGCCAGGCGUGUUCUGUAAUAAUUAGAAGAGUUCUCGCAAAUUUGUUUCUCAUUCUUCCCAACCUUGCAGUCCAGUAGCUUGUCUGUAAAGUUUCUGAACCACAUGAUAUGGAUUUCACUGAGGUUCCAGUUCACUGGGACAUUGAAAGAGCACUUUAGAGUAACAGGCUGAUUCAACAGCGCGUGCACCACCUCUGCUUGUGUGCCUUGACUGACAUCUGAGACAAGAGAAAUGUUUAAACAGCAGGUCCACGAGGAUACAGAAAGAUAAUAAAUAGUACAAGAAGCUAUUCCGUUAGAUCAGGGUAUUUCUUAACUCGAACUGGGGUCACAUAUGAAUGCUUUGUACUGAUGCAAUAUGCUAUACUUCUAUUUAUAUAGGCUAACAUAGCAUACAAGGGUUUAUUUACUAAACAGUGAAUAGUAAACGAAACUACAUUUUUGCAAAUCCCUUUUUCAAUUCUAUAAAAUGUAUUCAGUGAAUGAACCCCACCUUGUAUAGAUUACGUAGGUAGAAAUCACUCACCCAGUCUAACGAAGAAACACAGGAUAAGUUGCAGCUGUGUGCAGAUUGCAGUCAUUGUUUGAACUUGAACAAAUUAGUUCUGUGAGUGGUUCCGGUUGGCAUAAAUAAUUACAAAGUUGAGUGAGCUACAGAAUUAAAAAUGACAAGGACCGAAAUGUGAAGGAGAGACGAGUAGAGGUUACGGCAGAAUGAGCAAGCAAGAAAUGGGAAGUUGUGUUGGCUAGCAGGCAAAUAGUCUGAGAGAGCAUUGCAAGUAGAGAUGGCAAGUGAGCAUGAUAAUAAAACUAAUUAGGUAAAGACGGACAUACACUCCAAUGCUUCUUGCUUCCACCCAUACAAUCCAAUGCUUCCUGCUUGCACUGCUGCUCUAUAGAAGAUACUGCAUUGUCUUUGUAACUCGUAAAGCAACAUUCAAAGUUUACUCCUGAGAUUCAUCGGCAACCAAUAGCUUCAGACUUAUUCACCCUGGGGCAUAAUGAAUCAUUGUCACUUUUAAAAAGUAAAUAUUAAUAUUGUAUUUUCUGUUUAACAUAUCACAGGUUUGGAACACUCAAGCUGCAAAUUAAAGGGCACAGAUUUUGCUCAGCCAGAAACAUCAUUUUAUUACUGGCACGGUCUCCCCCUGAAAAUUUUUUUUUUUUUAUAUUUACAUUUUUUACAUUUUUUUUUUUUUUAAAGAAAUAAAGGGAAGAACUCCCCUUCGAUCCUGCACCAAGCCAAGUUCUCCCUGCAGUCCCAUUUUCGACUGGUGAUGUCAUUGGCCCUCACUGCUUGUGGUUGGCGUACGGCCAGCAUUAAACGUUUGUUGACGACAGAUGUCCAGUAUGCACAGAAUUAACAUUUGCCAACCCAGCACUCUGGCCAGUGAAGCUGCCAGAGGUGGAGUUAUGCUUGGCAUAUACAUACUCAGAGCACCAUGACCACUUCAAAUCAGUGAAGAUAUUAUGGUGAUUGGAGUAACCCUUUAAUAUAUAAUAUAAUGUUGCAUCUAUAUAUUUUAAUGCAGGGGUGCUCAAAAACUAGCUGUUGAACCUCAACAUCCAUAAUGCUUUGUCAUACUGCUUGGGUGUUUCAGUUCUUCUAGAGCUGGAGGUCUACAUUUUAGCCCUGUAUAUGUGAGUUCUAUAAAGCGAUAUGCAAACCACGCACAGUAUCUUAACCAGAAAUAUAUAGCACUCUAAACUUGAAACAUAUUUCUUUUUCCUUAUGUAUGGGAUCCAUUUUAGCGGGACUAAAAAGCCAAUUUUCAACAGUACACCAAACCAUUGAUAUUUACUUUGGCAGUGCAAUGUAAUCCUGCAUACAUAUUUGAGAGAAACUUACAAGAUGAGCCAGAUCCUCACAAUAUAAUACACUGCCUAAUGCUCUAAAUCCACCGGAAAAUAGCAAGGUCCUUAGUCCGAUGUAGAGAGGUUACAGGUCACCUCUCCAGAUUCUUCCUUCUAGAUUUUCAUAUAUUAUUAUUAUUAUUAUUAUUGCCAUUUAUAUAGCGCCAACGGAUUCCGUAGCGCUUUACAAUAUUUCGAGAGGGGGGGUGUAACAAUAAAUAGGACAAUUACAAGAAAACUUACAGGAACGAUAGGUUGAAGAGGACCCUGCUCAAACGAGCUUACAGACUAUAUACAAGCAAGGGGUGUAUCCAGCUUGUUGGCUAUUUCAUAAAAGGUCCAAAAAGAGUUGCUAACUUUAAGGGAUACGUACUCAAAAUACCAUAACAACUUUAGCUUAAUGUAGCCGUUUUGGUGAAUAUAUAAUGCUCAUUUCUCUGCCAUUUAUUAGUUAAAUCACUUUUAUAUUUAUUAUCUUUUCUACCUUAUGUCGAAUUUUUUAAAUACCUGGGUUCAGCCAUUUUGUUCUCCUUUUCCCAUGAUUCUGUUGGAUUCCUUUGACUGAUGGAUUCUGGGUAAAUUAGCUUAGCAACGGAAAUGGAGCUUUUCCUGAGCUCCGCCCAGUGCCAUACGUUGCCAAAGAUCGCCUUUCCCAUAUGAAAAAAGUAGUUCCCUACUUAUACUUUUGUAUAAGUAAAAAAAAAAAAAAUAAUAACCCAGUGAAUUUCCACCCAAAAAAAGAGCGAGAGUGAGAAAUAAAAAGACAAAAAAGGAUAAAUUUAAAAAUAAAACCUGAAAAAGUAAAGAACCUCUUAAACUCCUAAAUGGCAGAGAAUUGAGCAAUUAGACUGCAGUGUUAUGCUCUAUACACCAAAACGACUUCAUUAAAAGUAAAAUAGUUUUGGACAUUAUGGAUGUAUCCAUUGAGAUAAUGGUAUUCCUUGCUUUUAUGUACCAAAACUACAACACCAUUUUUCACAUGGGCCGAGGAAACAAUGCUAAAGAAAAGAGAUAAUAACAUAUAGCAUAUUCUCUCAAUUAUAAAGAUAAUGGUAUAGAAAAAUUCACUUAGUUCUAAGGGGAUUUCUAAACCAACUCCUGUGCUCUGAGCACGAAACCCGAAUUAAAAUAGUAAAUAUGCAGAGUAGAAUCUUACAGUAAUUUAAAAACAAUUACUAAAGUUUUCGCAACUUUUUAAAAUCAAACUCAUGUUAUCCUUGACAAAGUAAAGCAUAUCAAUAAAAACAGUCAGGUAAUUAUUUCUAGGAGAGUUAAUUUCUAGAGAGUUAAUUGGGAGCCAAUAAAGAGUCUUAUUGUGGGCCUGCAAUCCAAAAGCUAUUGUAGGGUUAAACGUUGCUCAAACUUGCAAACAUUCCUUGUUGUGAUUUAUGAGGUAAUAGUACCUGGCCAUAGAAAUACUGUGGUAGCAACUUCAGUAGGAAAGGUGCCCAGCCAGUUUCAGUAACACCAUAAUUGCUUAUCCUGAAACACACGUUUGGGUGGAUAAUGCACCCAUAAUGCAAAGGCAACAAGCAGCAUGUUUCUCGUAUCUUCUUAAUUUCGAAAACUGAUGUAGACAACCCACAAUUUGAAAUAGGAGCUUACACAAUGCAAGAGGACAUUUGAUGUGUUCUAACACUAUAGUGCCCUAUGGUCCUUUCCCUCCUCCCCCCUACUUUCCUUCCGGCAGUUAAAGAGUUAAAAAAAUAUGUAUUUUCGCACCCAAUUCCUGAGCUGAUGUCCCUAAAUCAGCAAUCCAUUUCCUCUGACGUAAUCAGAUUUCUUCUGAUGUCAUCUGGCGGAGAGACCUGAUGCGCAUGAGCAGCAAGUGCCACAAGCGCAUUAGGCCGUCACCUGUAGGAAGUCAUUGACUCAAUGCUUUCCUAUGGGGAUCUCACUGACACCGGAUGUCCUCAUGCAGAGAGGUCCCAGGAAGCACCUCUAUAUAAACAUUGCAGUUUCUCAAAAUCUGCCAUGUUUCACAUUGCUGGAAUAAGUGCAGAAAUAUUGCACCCAGACUUUGCAUUUCUCUACGUUAAAUUUCAUCUGCCAUUUCAGUGCCCAGUCCCCCAAUCUAUCCAAAUCCCUCUGCAGCAAAGCAAUAUCCUGCUCACAUUUUAUUACUUUACAAAGUUUUGUGUCAUCAUCAAACACUGAAACAUGGCUUUCAAUGCCCAUUUCAAGAUCAUUUAUAAAUAUGUUAAAUAGAAGCGGUCCCAAAACAGAACCCUGAGGGACACCACUUACCACGUUUGUCCACCACCUAUUGUGAGGAACCGUAUCAAAUGCCUUGGCAAAAUCCAAGUAGAUCACAUCCACUGCAACACCCUGAUCUACACGUCUACUUACUUCUUCGUAGAAUGCAUUUAGGUUAUAUAUUUGUAUAAUGUUAUCAUAUCCCCUCUCAGGUAAUGUUUUUCUAAACUAAAUAGGUUUAAAUUUUUUAACCUUUCUUCAUAGCUGAUAUGUUCCAUUCCUUUUAUUAAUUUUGUAGCCCGCCUCUGCACUUUUUCUAGUGCCAUAAUAUCCUUCUUUAGAACAGAUGCCCAAAAUUGCCCAGCAUAUUCAUUAUGUCAAGCAUGUCAACCACGUGGCCCACAGGCCGCAUGCGGCCCACAAGAACCAUCUUUGCGAGCCGCGAGUACAUUCUCAGUGUUAUAGCAGAGUAGGCACCUGCUUUCCCCACAUUGCAGGUGCCUACUCUGCUAACACUUACCCGGCCGGGGAGGAGGGCCGCGAGGGAGCUCAGUGUUCCAGCUCCCCACUGCUCCCUCGCACGCCGACUGAAGUGAAGCCCGGCAUCAGUAAACAGCGCGCGGGACCAGUAUGAAAAGUAUGUGUGUGUGUCUGUCAGUGUGUGUCUGUGUCAGUGUGUGUGUCUGUGUCAGUGUGUGUGUCUGUGUCAGUGUGUGUCAGUGAGUAUGUGUGUGUCUGUCUGCCUGUUUGUGUAUCUGUCAGUGUGUCUGUAUGUGUCUGUCUGUGAGUAUGUAUGUGUGUGUGUCUGUCUGUCAGUGAGUGUGUGUGUGCGCGCGCGGCCCAUAUAAACGUAAACCUUGUUUAUGUAGCCCGUGCCACACUUUGAGUUUGUCAUGCUUGCAUUAUGUGGUCUUACAAGUGAUUUAUAAAGAGGCAAAAUUAAAUUCUAAUCCGGACAAUGAAUGCCCUUUUUCAUGCAUGACAAUACCUUACUGGCCUUAGCCACUGCUGAUUGACAUUGCACAUUGUUGCAUAGUUUGUUGUCUAUAACAAUUCCCAAGUCCUUUUCGUGUGUUGUUAUCCUUAAUUUGCUUCCAUUAAGGGUAUACGUUGCUUGUGUAUUCUUUACGCCGAAGUGCAUAACUUUGCAUUUUUCAACAUUAUAUUUAAUCUGCCAUUUGAUUGCCCAGUCUCCCAGUCUAUCUAAAUCCCUCUGCAGCAAAGUACUAUCUUGCUCACAUUGUAUUAUUUUACAGAGUUUUGUGUCAUCUGCAAACACUGAAACAUGACUUUCAAUGCUUUUUUCAAGAUCAUUUAUAAACAUGUUAAAUAGAAGGGUUCCCAGAACAGAACCCUGAGGGACACCACUUGCCACCUCCGUCCAGCUUAAAAAUUUACCAUUAAUGACAACUCUUUGUACUCUAUUUUUAAGCCAAUGUCCUACCCAAGAACAAGCAUUUGCAUCUAGACCGAUUUCCUUGAGUUUGAACACUAAUCUAUUGUGUGGAACUGUAUCAAUUGCCUUGGCAAAAUCCAAAUGUGAUCAAGUCUGUUGGCUCCCAAGCUUUACUAUUGGCAGAGUCCCAUUUAAUUUCUUAGUAAAGUUAGGACAUGAAUAUGUGCACUGUCUAUGCUGAUUGUUUGCAAAUAAAUAAUUCAUGUUGGCAGUACAGUGACAUUUAAUUUAAUAUCACACUCAGUAAUGACACAACAAUGCAUUAACUGUAUUUGGAUUUUGAUUUUAGUGUGAGCUAUACAAUUCCUAUCAGUCUUAAAGCGAGUUUUCUUUCUCCUAAGCUUUAUGUUUUCCCAUGCCGAGCUACCUGGAGUGCUCUUCAUUAGUAAUCCAGAAUAAUUCAGACUAAUAAUCUAGACCUUAAAGUAAUAGUAUAGGCAUCAAAACAAAUUUAGCUUAAUGAAGCAGUUUUGGUGUAUAGAUCAUGCCCCUGCAGUCUCACUGCUCAAUUCUCUGCCAUUUAUUUUGUAUCUUCUGCUGUGUAAAUGAACUGUUAAUCACACAGGAGGCUCCUGAAAAGUUUAAAAUGCUAUUAACAGAGCAGGAAGAGAAGACAUUCUAAAUUAAACAGACUGGCUGUUGGUGCUCUAGCCAUAAUGCUGACCUGUGAUGGUGCUGGUGCUGGCGUCUGUUCUCCAGGUGUUCCCAAAAUUGCCUGCAUCAAAUCUUGCCUGGAAGGCUGCUGCCCAGUUGCUGGCUGCUGUAUGUGGGAAGUAGUGCCAUCGGCCAUCUUGAUCUGGCCUUGUGUCUCCCACCUGCCAAAUUUGUGCCCUGGAGCAAUUUGAAGGUGAGUGCUCUCUUUCCGGUAGUAGAUCGGGAUAACCCCCGCCGGUCCAAAGAGAGGGGAACGAGGGCCCUUGUGCAGAGACUCGGGCUGUCUUGGCAGUGGGAAAGCGGCCGUCUCUCCAGCGCCCGCCAUGCUUGUAGGCCUCAUUCUCUUUCGGGUGAGCAUUGCUCGUAGUGCCGCUUAGGUUGGAUCAUCUCGUGCAGCUUAAUGUCACCCCUCUUUUGGUAGCCUUUCUGCAUCGAUAAAUUGCCGUUUGGGCAAUGAAAUUCUGCUUAAAUCGCUGUUUGCUGUAGGAAUUGCUGAUGUUUACUUCCUCUUAGCUCUGCAGUCAGGGCCUGCCCCCAAUUUAUAACUUUUUUGACAUGCGUUUUUCUGGAUUUUUAUUUUUUGUUAUUCUGUCUCUCACUGUUAAAAUACACCUACCAUUAAAAUUAUAGACUGAUCAUUUCUUUGUCAUUGGGCAAAUGUUCAAAAUCAGCAGGGGAUCAAAUACUUUUUUCCCCUCACUGUGUGUGUGUAUGUGUGUGUGUGUGUGUGUGUGUGUGUAUGUGUAUAUAUAUAUAUAUAUUUAUUAUUAUUAUUUUUACCAUUUCAGUGCUGUUUAUAGCAUUAACCAUGUGAACAGUCUGAUUAGGGUAAUUAGUAGUACCUUGGUACUACUAUUAUUAUUAUUAUUAUUAUUAAUAUAUGUAUUUAUUUUUUACUUACCUGAAAAGACAUGGAAAAAAAAAAUGGGGGCGGUGUUAUAUUUGUGGGACAAUGUUAAAAAUUUUUUUAAAAAAUUGAGGCUUUGUUGCAUUCACACACAUCAGAAUUAUAAAAUUUCCUGUGAAAAUGGAAUUAAUCUAUGUGUGUGAAAAAACACAAAUGGAAAUAUGACCACUAAAUGACCAACUCAAAUUACACCAUUUGGAAUACCAUGGGUGGCCUGCUUUCAAAAAGGUUAAGUCAUCAUGUGUGGAAUAUUCUUUCCUAGGCUGUCACACGGCCUCAAAAGUGACAUAGGGCCAGAAAAUCACUUUGUCAACUUUCCAUGUUGAAAAGGGCAUUUAAUAUAUUAGGCACUGUGACUUUUACCCCAAAAAAGUGGAAAACUAGUACUUUAGGGUACUCAUAUCCGUGAGGCAAUGCUAAGAAAAUUAUUGAGGCUUUAUAUAGGUUAGGUUACAUAGGUGAAAAGAGACUCGUGUCCAUCAAGUUCAGCCUUCCUCACAUUUGUUUUUGCUGUUGAUCUAAAAGAAGACAAAAAACCAGUUUGAAGCACUUCCAAUUUUGCAAACUAGGAAAAAAAAUUCCAUCUUGACCCCAGAAUGGCAGUCAGAUUUAUCCUUGGAUCAAGCAGCUAUUACCCUACAUUGAAAGAUUAUAUCCUUGAAUAUUCUGUUUUUGCAAGUAUGCAUCUAGUAGCUGUUUGGACAUAUGUAUUUAUUCUGAUAAAACCACUUCUUCAGGCAGAGAAUUCCACAUCCUUAUUGUUCUUACAGUAAAAAAACCUUUCCUUUGCCUUAGACGAAAUCUUCUUUCUUCCAGUCUAAACACAUGACCUCGUGUCCUAUGUAAAGUCCUAUUUGUGAAUAGAUUUCCACACAAUGGUUUGUAUUGGCCCCGAAUAUAUUUGUAUAAUGUUAUCAUAUCCCCUCUCAGGCGACGUUUUUCUAAACUAAAGAGGUUUACAUUUGUUAACCUUUCUUCAUAGCCGAUAUGUUCCAUUCCUUUUAUUAAUUUUGUAGCCCGCCUCUGCACUUUUUCUAGUGCCAUAAUAUCCUUCUUUAGAACAGGUGCCCAAAAUUGCACAGCAUAUUCAAUAUGUGGUCUUACCAGUGAUUUAUAGAGGCAAAAUUAUAUUCUCAUCCCGAGAAUGAAUGCCCUUUUUCAUGCAUGACAAUACCUUACUGGCCUUAGCCACUGCUGAUUGACAUUGCACAUUUUUGCAUAAUUUGUUGUCUAUAACAAUUCCCAAGUCCUUUUCGUGUGUUGUUAUCCCUAAUUCGCUUCCAUUAAGGGUAUACAUAGCUUGUGCAGGGGCAGACUGAUCGGUCGUGGCACUUCGGACAUGGUCCGAGGGUCCGGCCGAGAAAGAGGGACUGCCGCCCACACACACACUACAACUUUUACACCGGCCACUCAAGUCUGACGCGCAAUAACUGCGACAUCCUCGAGCCCAGAAGGGCAGCAGUACUUACCAGAAGUACAGGUGGGGCCCGGGGGAGGAGAUAGUCAAACUGGGCCCAGUGCAAGGAGGCACAGGCCGCAACGAUGGAAGAAAAAUGAUCAGGGGUCUCUAUAUCAGUGCGUCCGGGCCCCUGAUCUAUGUACUGCUGCUCUGCUGGGAGGAAGUCUCCUCCCUUCUUACCAACAAGCUGCUGGGAGAAAGAGAGCGAGGGAGAUCAAGAGGCAGCACCAGAGGAAGGAAAGCCUGACUCCCAUCACAUUCAGCCAGAUGACACUGGGCACCAAGAAAAAAACCCUCCUGCGUCAAAAAGGUAUGAAAGCAGGAGGGGUGGUUACUAUGUAAUGUUAUCUGUGUGUCUAUCUAUAUCUGUGUGUCUAUGUGUUAGGAUGUGUAUUUGUAUUAUUAGUGUGUCUAUCUAUUUGUGUGUGUUUGUGUAUUGGUAUAUGUGUUAUUGUGUAUCUAUGUGUGUCUGUAUCUGCAUGACUGUACCUGUGUAUCAGUGUGUGCAAAUGCAUGUGUGUCUGUGUAUCUGUGUCAGUGUGUGUUGUUUUAUAUAUAUAUAUAUAUAUGUGUGUGUGUGUCAGUGUAUGUGUAUAUGAGUGUACAUCUCAGCAUUCACACGCCAACCCUACAGACAAAUACACCCCUGCAUUCAAACGUCAACACUACACACACACACACACCCCUACAUUCAAAACCAAACACUACACAGUACAUAAAAAUGCACACCACCACACUAUACACAAAUACAACUCUAAAUUCACACACACAUACUCCAUACAAGAAAAUACUUACAAUCCAACAUACAAACACUGCUUAGUGCUAAAUACAACCCUGCAAUGGUAGAUCCCCAGCUGACAAAGCAUUGCGCUACUUGUACAACAGAUGGGAAUCUACCUUUUUGUCCAUCCUUACAAUUGGGGGGGAGGAGGGGAAUAAUAAAAAUAAAUAAUAGCCCAGAGUAAUAGAGUAAACAAAAUAAAGACCGCAAACAAAUAGCCCUGUCAGAGUGGUUUGCUGUCUGACAGGGCUAUUUGUUUGCUGUCUUUAUUUCGUUUACUCUAUUACUCUGGGCUAUUAUCUCUUUUUAUUAUUUUUCCGGUUAUGUGUUCAGGUCAGGCAGUAGACAAAGAUGCACCUUAAAGGCAGCGUUUAGACAUUAAGUGCCGCCCAGGCGUUAGAUUAAGUCAGGCUCUGCACUAACCUUGCAACUACUAUUGUCUGUUAGAUCAUCACUAUACAUUUGGACAGAUACGUUAUUUAAUCGCAUGCACCAUUAUGCUCUGGCUCUGCUGAUUAUUGUUAAAUUUACCAGUAUUAAUUCUACUUUAUUCCAGCCAGUUAAACUUAUUCUGUGAUCUCGUUAUUUAGUCACUGAUAUCAGCAAUCAGACAUUUUAGUCUCUCAGAUAGACGGCCUAAUUUGUUUCUUUGCUUUCUCUAUGACUUUACAGUGAAACUGUUAUGAUGUUUAACUUUCUACUUUAGCAACAAGAACUUAUACUGUAGCAGGAUUAAAAGAGUUAAGCCUCUCUGUCUCCAUCUAAUAGUGUAGCUGAUACUAUACCAGUCUUGAUUGAUUCUAUAUGUAUAUUUUAUUUCUGUACCCUAUAUGUCUCUCCCUUCUUUUACUGUUUUGGUUAAUGUAGUGUUAUAUACUUUUUAAGAGCUAGGCACUUUUCUAGCCCUUUUUAAUCCUUGAAACAUUAAAAGUUAAAUUUUAACUACUAUUUUGUUGCUAUUUAUUUCUAAGGGUUAUCCCCUAUCAUUUCUUUCUUUUUUUUUUUUUUUGACAAUCUUUAUUUAGUAUUUUUUCAUUCGAAGAAACAAGUAACAGUCGGUUGUUGUACAUUGUAUCUGUAUCAGUAUCAACAUUUGAAUAAUGCAUAGAAAGGGGGAAAGGGGAAGGGGAACUGUGCUGCUAACCCACACCAUUCAAACAGUUGGCUCUAGCCAUUGUACCAGCUAGUGUUCAGGUCUGCGGCCGUAGCCUCGUCAUGUAGCUAGAGAGGGUAUAGCCUGACCUCUGCUGUGUUGGGGAUUUUUGGUCGUCUCCCCACUGUAGUGUUCACGGUUGUGCCCUGGUCAGCAGUGGUAAGUCCCUAUCAUUUCUGUCCAGUAUUUUUCUCUAAUUGCUUCAUUAAGUUUCUCUUUUUUUUGUCCCUUGAAACUCCAACACUUCACACAAAUAUAUCCCUGCAUUCAAACAUCAACACUACAUACAGACAGACCCCUACAUUCAAAAGCAAAUACAACACACAAGUAAACCACUGCUUUAAAAUGGUAACAGUACAUAACACACUACACACAAAUACACUCCUACAUUCACACACACAUCCUGCAUUCAAAAACAUGCUCACAUAUAAACAUACCCAGUGCUAAGUGCAACCUUGCAAUGAUGGGCAAAUGGUAGAUGCCCAGCUGGCAAAGCAUUGUGGGAGAUGUACCCUUUUUUCCAUCCUUGCGAUAGGGGGGUCUCAAUAAUUAUUGGACCAGGGCCCUUUCUAUUUUAGUUCCACCAAUGAGCGCAAUGCAGAUAGUCACCAGAACAAAUAUAGUGCUCCAUUUGCACUAAAGCUUUCAUUUUAUAAUCUUAUCCCUCUACUACAGCCCCUAUCUCACAUGAAGCCCCAAACCACCCAACCUCCACACUACAGUCUCUAUCCCCAAUUACAUUCCCUAUACCCACUACAGCCUUUCUUUCCAUACUACAUCCCCUAUAUCAUUACUUCGGCCCCUACCACUUCACUACAGCUCCUGUUCCCCGAUUAGAGUCCUUGUCUCCCCACUACAGCCCCUAUUCCCCCAUGACAGCCCUUAACGUCGACACUACAGACUCUAUGCCCAAUUACAACCCCUAUACCCCACUACAGCUUUUCUCCACCCACUACAUCCCCUAUGGCACCACUACAGCCCCUAUCCCUCAUGACAGCCCAUAACCACCCAAGCCCCACACUACAGUCUCUAUCCCCAAUUACAACCCCUAUAAUCCCACUACAGCGCCUAUUCCCCCAUUAGAGCCCUUGUCGCCCAUAAGAGCCCUUAUCUGUAACACAAGGAUGAACAUGUGGGUUGUGGGUGUGAUGUAUAUUUGUGUAGUUUGCAAGUUGGUUUGUUCAAGGGGGACCCAUGACCUUCUAUUGCCCAGGGGCCCCAUGAGUUGUCAGUCCGUCCCUGAGCUUGUGCAUUCUUUACGCCGAAGUGCGUAAAUUUCAUCUGCCAUUUGAGUGCCCAGUCCCCCAGUCUAUCUAACUCCCUCUGCAACAAAGUACUAUCUUGCUCACAUUGUUACAUAGUUACAUAGCUGAAAAGAGACUUGCGUCCAUCAAGUUCAGCCUACCUCACAUUUGUUUUUUGCUGUUGAUCCAAAAGAAGGCAAAAAAAAACAGUUUGAAGCACAAUUUUGCAACAAGCUAGGAAAAAAAUUCCUUCUUGAUCCCAGAAUGGCAGUGAGAUUUAUCCUUGGAUCAAGCAGUUAUUACCCUACAUUGAAAGAUUAUAUCCUAUUGUAUUAUUUUACAGAGUUGUGUGUCAUCUGCAAACACUGAAACAUGACUUUCAAUGCUUUUUUCAAGAUCAUUUAUAAACAUGUUAAAUAGAAGAGGUCCCGGAACAGAACCCUUCUGUCCAGCUUGAAAAUUUACCAUUAAUGACAACUCUUUUUAAGCCAAUGUUCUACUCAAGAACAAGCAUUUUCAUCUAGACCGAUUUCCUUGAGUUUGAACACUAAUCUAUUGUGUGGAACUGUAUCAAGUUUAAUACACUAACGCACAUGGAGUUAAAGGACCACUAUAGGCACCCAGACCACUUCAGCUCAAUGAAGUGAUCUGGGUGCCAGGUCCAUCUAGUGUUAAACCUGCAGAUGUAAACCUAGCAGUUUCAGAGUUUACACUAGGGUUAAUCCAGCCUCUGUGGCUGUCUCCCUGAAAGCCGUUAGAGGUGCUUCCGUGAUUCCGUGAAAAUCACACAGUAUCCCCCAUGUACAGGUUUUAAGUUUCGAAAACCCCCAUAAAACCUGUACAUGGGGGAUACUGUUGAACUCGUGUGACAUUGCUGAACACAGAUCUGAGUGUUUUUUUUCAGAGCAGUAAUCGUGCAGUGAUGAUAUCAGUGAAAGGUGAAAGAAACCAAUAUAAACACUAACCUUGGCCAGGAUUUGUAACGAAGUGACUACUAAUAAAAUACUGGACAUACAUUGUUUUGAAUACUCUGUUUUCUUUUGGAAAUGGUAUUCUGUGAUGGGGUAAGUCGCCCCCAUAUGAUCUUACAAGUAACAAAAUCCAAGCAAACCAAUCUGGCAAAUUUCAACUUGUAAAAACUGAUAUGGGCAAGCCCUAAAUUUGACCAUGCUAAGUUUUCAAAACUCAAUAAAACAUGUAUAUGGGGGAUAUCAUGUGUAUUUUAUUGCAGUAAAAGCUAACAGUAUUAUGACAUUCACAGUUAAAAUGCAGUGCAGAAGUUGGAAUAACAUUUCUUAAUUUCUCUUACUUUUUCUUUUAUUCAUAUUAAAUUCUGUUUUAUAUAUAUAUAUAUAUAUAUAUAUAUAUAUAUAUAUAUAAAGAAAAAAGCACUGUACCUUGCACUCAAACUCCAUGUAUCCAAACCGGGUGCACUCCCAGGGCUCCAAAUAUCCAAAUAGCUGAAUCAAAGGUUGCACUCACGGAUUCUUAAAACAUAGCUUUUAUUGUGUACUCCUAAAAAAAUCGACGUUUCAGUCCUAUUCAAGGACUUUCAUCAGGAUCAUAGAAACAUAACAUAACAAUUCAACCAUAUAUAGGAUGCAGUAAAUUACAAUAACUCACCACAGGUGCCAUAAGACAACCGGCGUCCCGGUCGGGAAUGUGCGCAUGUGCCGAGUAGCCCCUCCCCCCGGCGUAACGUGUGACGCCGCCGUUGCUAUAGUGACGCGGCCAGCGUAUACUAUAUUAAAGCCGGCAUCUAAACCGGGACUGUGCAGUGAUGCGGAGAGGUUCCGCCCCCAAUGUGACAUCAUGUGUGCGCCGCCGUCGUUACCAUAGUAACGCGGCUGUGAAUGAGAAAACACAUCGAUAUGGAAACAAGCUUAUCAAAAAAUGAUGAUAACCUAGUUGUGAACAACUAGGCUACUAUGGAACAUUGACAUACCAAAUAUGGUUAAGCCAAGUGUGAAUGUGAUCUAUGUAUAUUAAUAAAGUGCAAAAGGGUCAUUGAAAGUGCAACGAAAAUUAUCUCUUAAAGUGCCAUAUAGGUGCAUAAUAUUUAAAGUGCCACAGUGCAAAUGUAAACAUGUUGUGACCCACUAUAAUUAAUAUGAAUGUUUAUAUUAAAUAACCCCAAUGAUUAGAGAUUAAUGUUAGUAGAUUAAUUAAUAAAAAAAAAAAAAAGUAUAUACAUAUGGUUAUAUAAGGCUUUUUUACAUGACUUUUUUUCACUUAUUUUCUCUUUCUUGUUUCUGCUCCUCUGACACUCAACAAAAAUGUAUGUUCAAACAAUUGUUACGACAGCACUAUUGUGUUCUGCAUCAAAGACUGUUGAACACAUUUCAAAGCAAUAACUAUUAAUGCUUGCAAAACAUAAAUAAUUAAUUAUAUAAUAAGCGGGCGGUCGCAGGAUAGUCAUGAAAAAUGCACAUAGAAAAACCUAAAAUACACACAAAUAUAAAAUCACACAUAAAAGAACAUUAAGGGGCAUUCAGGCCAAAAAAGAAUGUAGCGACAAAGCUUCAUUUAAUCCUUUUGGAGACACAGUGUCCAACUCAUGGAUCCAAUAGGCUUCUCUAUUAGGUAGCAUCCUCCCCCUAUCACCCCCUCUUCUAGGGUUAGGGAUGUGGUCAAUAGCCACAAAUUUCAAUGUAACCAAUGAGUGCUUUAGUUCAAAGAAGUGUUUUGCAACCGGUUUAUCUGUAAAACCAUCCCGAUAUGCCAGUCUAAUAGAAGAUCUAUGUCCCCUAAUUCGUUCGCAGAUGGCCGUCUCCGUUUUCCCAAUGUAACAUAAGCCACACGGACAAGACAGUUUGUAUAUUACAUGUGUCGUCUUGCAAGUAAUAGUAUAUCGAAUAGUAUAUUUUCUAUUAUUGUGAGGGUGAAAAAAAGUUCUUGCAGGUGUCAUGUGGCUACAGGUCACACAGCCAAGGCAGCGAACAGAUCCUCUUAUUUGUUCCUUCGCUAUAUUCAAAUAGCUUUGGGAGGGAUCCGUAUGUACUAGCAUAUCUUUUAGGUUUCUAUUUCUCUUAUAACAGAUUAAUGGCUUUUCUUUAAACACUUUCGGGAGCGUGUCAUCACUCGACACAAUCCUCCAAUUCUUCCUAAUGACCGAUGCCACUUGAGAAGUAGACUGGUUGUAUACCAUAGGGAAGACCAAAUUAAGAGGUUUCUUCUUUGUUUCAAUGGCGCGUGCAUUCAAUGCUUCUUGUAGCGCUGUUUCCAACAUGAAUUCGUCAUAACCUCUUUGAAGAAAUUUGUUUUUCAUUUCAAGAAUCUGGACAUCCCUAAUUGCUGCUUCCGAAUUGUUCCUGAUUACUCUUAGGAAUUGAGCCUUUGGUAGUGAGUUCUUCAGAGCCCUGGGAUGUGCACUCUGAUAGUGAAGGAGUGUAUUCCUAUCUGUAGGUUUUGUAUAGAGGGAAUAUUGAAAAUGUGUUGCUCCCAAUGAAAUUUCCAAAUCCAAAUAAUGCACCUUCUCUGUGCUAAUAUCCGCCGUGAAUCUUACUGGGGUUGGUAAGAGAUUAAGAUCUUGAACCAUUUCGUGGGCUGAUUCACAAGUUCCACUCCAUAUGAUGAACAGGUCGUCAAUAAAUCUAUAGUACGCUAUUAUAUUACUUUGGUACCUCUCCAAUAUAUGUUCCUUCUCAUACACAUACAUGUAUGCAUUAGCAUACAUCGGCGCCAUAGAUGCGCCCAUUGAUGUGCCAGCCACUUGUAGAUACCAGUUAUUUUCAAAACGAAAAUAAUUAUUCUGUAGAGUUAAAGAAAGUAGUUCCAAAACAUAUUCUAUAGGGGGGCCAUGGUAGACAGGAGAUUGAAUCAAGACUUGCCGCAUAGCUUCUACCCCAGCAUCAUGUGGUAUCACUGUGUAUAGACUAUGUACAUCCAUUGUUAUUAGGACUGGUCUAUAAUUACCAUAAGAUAAUUCAUUGAUAUUGGUGAUGAGAGUUUGAGAAUCUUUAAUACAGGUAGACAGUUCUCCAACUGGACCUUGGAACAAAUAAUCAAGCCAUUUUGCAAUAGGUUCUAAAACGCCAUCAAUGGCUGACACUAUAGGGCGUCCUGGCGGUGAUUUUGGAUUUUUAUGGAUUUUUGGAAUCGAAUAUAUGAUAGGCGUGCGGGGGCAUGCUUUAAUAAGAUAAUGAUGUAAUUUGGAGUCAAUAUAGCCCGAUCUCAGGCCCAUUGAUAAAACAUCUUCAAUCUUAUUCUGAAUAUUGAUAGUGGGAUCUCCAUCUAACAAUAUGUAGGUGGUUCUAUCUGAUAGUUGCACAUUCAGAUCUUUAGCAUAGUUCAUGUAGUCCAUAAUGACGAUUCCACCUCCCUUGUCAGCCGAACGGAUGACUAUUGAUGGAUCUGUUGCUAAUCCCUUUAUAAUUUUCCUUUGUUGUUUCGUGAUGUUGUGUUUCACUUUACACUCGCGUUGCAUAAGGGUUUGAACUUCUUUAUUGGUCAUGGAGAGAAAAGUCUUAAUGGACGCCCUAUUAGAUAUAGGAUCAAAAGUGGAUUUAGCCCGAAAAACAUCUGUAUCUGCUGUAUUACACUCCACUGUAUUUGAGAAAAAUUCUUUCAAUCUCAUAGUUCGCCCGAACUUGUGCAGUUCAAUCUUCCACUUGAAAACAUCAGCCUUGGAUGUAGGCACAAAUGAAAGGCCUUUACUAAGGAGUUCUAUCUCAGUUGUAUCAAGGGGCCUUUGAGAGAGAUUGAAUAUAGGGAUUACCUCCUGCGUGGGGGUUUCCCCUGUACAGGUGUUCUUUCCUUUACGGCCUCGCCUUGUUCUUGGUCUACGUCGACCCUGAACCGGCUCCUGGUUAUUGUGCCUGCUUCGUCUGUGGCUAAAAAAAGUGCUUUUGAAGCUUCCAUGAUGUUUCUGGUAUCUGAAUCAGAGGCUGACUCUCCUGAGGUUACGUCCACUGUUGGGACCCUAGGUCGCUGUAUCCUUCUGCGUUGUUUCCUGGGUCUAUUGGCUCUAAUGUUGCCAGUGAGCCAACCAUAGACUCUGUGUUCCAAAUAGUCUUGUGUGACUUUCUCAAAUUUCUGUUUUUUAAAUCUCACUAAUUCCAUCUUAUAUUUCAAGACUUCCUCUUUAAGUUUUUGUAUGGUCUUUAAUCCUUCAGGUGUAGCCAAUAAUGUUGCGCAUUCAGUCUCUAAUUCAGUGAUUUUUAAGUUAGUGUCCAUCAGAUCUGCCUUCACAUCUCUAAUAAUAAUGAGCAUUAGGUCAAGUGAUGCUCUAUUCAACACUUGCGUCCAUUCUCUGCAAACCGUGGCUUUAGACCUUCCUAUAGUUGGAACAUUUAAAAUUCUGAAUCCCCUAGGGAUCCGUUUAACUCUGUAGUAAUCCGAAAGGAAAAGGCCGUGUAGGUCUAGAUCUAUUUGUUUCCUACGUAAGCGUAGUAGCUUAAAGUAUAUAUCUUUUGUAGUAAGCUGAUAUGGAAGUUCUGAGCUAGACUGAUGCCAUAGUAUGUCAUCCGCUUCUUCUUUGGAGAAAUACAAUGUCUCUGCCUGUUCUGAAUAUGCCCCCGCCUGUACCAAAAAUUCAUCCAUAAUGAAAAAAGCUUGCUGAAUAAAUUGUAUGAAAUUGGCUACUGUGGCUUUAAAUUGCUGGAAUUCUCAAUACAGCAAUAUAUAAAUACAAAAAUUUUUUUUAAAUUUUUCAAAUAUUGGUUGGUGCAUAGGUUGGGGUGAAAUGAGCCCACACCCCUACAUACAAAGAAAAAAGCACUGUACCUUGCACUCAAACUCCAUGUAUCCAAACCGGGUGCACUCCCAGGGCUCCAAAUAUCCAAAUAGCUGAAUCAAAGGUUGCACUCACGGAUUCUUAAAACAUAGCUUUUAUUGUGUACUCCUAAAAAAAUCGACGUUUCAGUCCUAUUCAAGGACUUUCAUCAGGAUCAUAGAAACAUAACAUAACAAUUCAACCAUAUAUAGGAUGCAGUAAAUUACAAUAACUCACCACAGGUGCCAUAAGACAACCGGCGUCCCGGUCGGGAAUGUGCGCAUGUGCCGAGUAGCCCCCCCCCCCCCGGCGUAACGUGUGACGCCGCCGUUGCUAUAGUGACGCGGCCAGCGUAUACUAUAUUAAAGCCGGCAUCUAAACCGGGACUGUGCAGUGAUGCGGAGAGGUUCCGCCCCCAAUGUGACAUCAUGUGUGCGCCGCCGUCGUUACCAUAGUAACGCGGCUGUGAAUGAGAAAACACAUCGAUAUGGAAACAAGCUUAUCAAAAAAUGAUGAUAACCUAGUUGUGAACAACUAGGCUACUAUGGAACAUUGACAUACCAAAUAUGGUUAAGCCAAGUGUGAAUGUGAUCUAUGUAUAUUAAUAAAGUGCAAAAGGGUCAUUGAAAGUGCAACGAAAAUUAUCUCUUAAAGUGCCAUAUAGGUGCAUAAUAUUUAAAGUGCCACAGUGCAAAUGUAAACAUGUUGUGACCCACUAUAAUUAAUAUGAAUGUUUAUAUUAAAUAACCCCAAUGAUUAGAGAUUAAUGUUAGUAGAUUAAUUAAUCAAAAAAAAAAAAAAAAGUAUAUACAUAUGGUUAUAUAAGGCUUUUUUUUUUUGAUUAAUUAAUCUAGAGCAGCUACUUCGUACACGUCAUUAGAGAUAGCGCGAAGGGAAUCUGGACGCCUAAGAGGACCAGAGAAUCGAUUACAGAGCAGGGGCUUCAAAAGGGAGGUGUGGAAAGUGUUAGGUAUACGCAUGGAAGGAGGCAAGGCUAGAGAGUAGGACACAGGAUUGACCCUACGCAAUACCUUAUAGGGGCCAAGGAACCUGGGCGCGAAUUUCAUUGAGGGGACCCUGAGGCGGAGAUUCUUAGAGGACAACCAAACCCUAUCACCCGGGACAUAAGAGGGAGCAGCACCCCUACGACGAUCAGCAAAUUUCUUCUGAGUAGCAGUCGCACGAGAAAGAGUAGCAUGGACCUGAUCCCACAUCUUCCGUAAGGAGGUGAGGUGCUCGUCCAAAGCGGGUAUUCCCUUGUCGGAGAAUACGCCGGGAAGGACAGAGGGUUGGAACCCAUAAGCAACCAUAAAAGGACUUAAGCCAGUGGAUGAAUGAGUCACAGUGUUCCUGGCGAAUUCAGCCCAAGGAAGGAGGUGAGACCAGUUGUCCUGGUGUGCAUUCGUGAAGCAACGUAAAUAUAACUCCACAGAUUGAUUCGCCCGUUCGGCCGCUCCAUUAGAUUGUGGAUGAUAGGAGGAAGUAAACGACAAGGAAAUCCCCAUCUCAGCACAAAAGCCCCUCCAAAACCGAGAGACAAAUUGAGGGCCCCUGUCAGAUACGAUAUCCUGUGGUAUACCAUGCAAGCGGAAAACCUCUUUGGCAAAUACCUGAGCCAACUGAACCGCAGAAGGUAGUUUCUUAAGUGGAAUAAAGUGUGCCAUUUUAGAGAAUCUAUCAGUCACAGUCAAAAUUACUGUCAUUCCAUCGGAUGAAGGAAGAUCCACAAUAAAGUCCAUGGAUAAGUGGGUCCAUGGUUUCUUGGGUACGGAUAAAGGCAUUAGGAGUCCCGGGGGUUUGACAUUAGGAGACUUACACUGUGCACAAACACGACAAGCCUGUACAUAAUCCACCACGUCUUGCUUAAGUGAAGGCCACCAAAACUGUUGAAGGAGACUCUUGUAUGUUUUGGUAACCCCUGGGUGGCCAGCCGUUUUGGCGGUGUGAAAUAAAGCUAACAGUUUCUUUCUAUCUUUCUCUUUCACGUAUAAUCUACCAACAGGUGUCUCAGAGGGUGCUUGGGUUUGGUAUGCCUUGAUACCAUCAAGGAAAAGAGAUGAAAUAACUAAACGGGUAGCAGCUAUUAUCUUAGACGUGGGUACAAUGGGUUCAGGAGUGGGGGCGAUAGACUCCAAAGGUUCGUAUUGUCGGGAGAUAGCAUCAGCCUUGACAUUACGGUACCCAGGCCUAUAUGUGAUAAUGAACUGAAAACGUGAAAGAAAUAAGGACCAUCUGGCUUGACGAGAGGAUAACCUUUUAGCAGCAGCUAUAUAGGAGAGAUUCUUAUGAUCAGUUAUAACCAGGAUUUUGUGUCUAGCUCCUUCUAAUAAGUAUCUCCACUCUUUUUAAAUGCCAUCACAAUAGCUAAUAGUUCCCUAUUCCCAAUGUCGUAAUUCUUUUCCGCAUCAGACAGUUUCCUUGAAAAGUAACAACAGGGAUGAAGGGGUUCGUUAUAAGAUAAUCUUUGUGAUAAUACAGCUCCUAUACCUGAUUCUGAAGCGUCUACUUCCAUUACAAAGGGAAGGGAAGGGAAGGAUCAGGAUGGUGUAGCACAGGAGCAGUGGCAAAUGCCUUUUUGAGGGUUUCGAAGGCCUUGACGGCUUCAGGAGUCCAAACCCUGGGGUGCAAACUCUUUUUAGUUAGUUUCGUGAUAGGAGAAAUGACCGAUGAAAAGUUUUUAAUAAACCUGCGAUAAUAAUUGGCAAAGCCUAUAAAUCGCUGUAUUGCCUUAAGACCUUGAGGAAGAGGCCAAGACAAUAUGGCUUCUAAUUUAGAAGGAUCCAUACUGAACCCCUGUUCAUAAAUGACGUACCCUAGGAAUUGUACUGAUUUCUGGUCAAAUAAACAUUUCUCCAAUUUACAAUAAAGACCGUUCUGUAGCAAUCUCUUCAGUACCUUCCUCACAUGGUUAUGAUGUGACUCCAAAUCAGGAGAGAAUAUGAGUAUAUCAUCGAGAUAAACCACAGCACAGACAUGCAGUAGAUCUCUAAGGACAUCAUUUCUGAAGUCCUGAAAGACAGCAGGAGCAUUACACAGUCCAAAAGGCAUGACUAGAUACUCGUAAUGCCCACUGCGUGUAUUGAACGCUGUCUUCCAUUCAUCAUUUUCUUUUAUCCGAACCAAGUUGUAAGCCCCCCUGAGGUCUAGUUUAGUAAAAUAUCUAGAACCUUUAACACGGUCAAACAACUCAGUAAUGAGAGGGAUAGGAUAAGCAUUUUUAAUUGUUAUAUUAUUCAGACCCCUAUAAUCUAUACAUGGUCUCAAAUCGCCCUCCUUCUUGGCAACAAAAAAGAAACCAGCACCAGCAGGAGAGGAGGACCUUCUGAUAAAACCUUUACGUAAGGAUUCCUGUAUGUACUCCUCCAUGACCUGGUUUUCUUUCUCAGAAAGCGGGUAGACCUUACCCCUAGGAGGCAUCGUUCCAGGUAACAAAUUUAUGGCACAAUCAUAAUCCCGGUGUGGAGGUAGUUUAUCAGCUUCACUCUUUUCAAAGACCAAUGCGAGGUCUGCAUACACAGGAGGGACAGAAACAGAAAGUGGUUUAGCUGUAGGCAAAUUAAUUAAACAAACGGGAUGUAAACGGGCCAUACAAUCCUGUUGACAAGAUACCCCCCAGGAUAGUAUAUCUAGAGAAUCCCAAUCAAGUACUGGGUUAUGCUUCACUAACCAGGGAAAACCCAGAAUGAUGGAAGCUGUAGGGGAGUCAAUUAUUUGGAAGGCUAUCCUUUCUUUGUGUAAGGCACCCACGACCAUAACCAUUUCUUGGGUUUCAUGGGUUACCAGAGGUUUAUCAAGUGGUCUACCAUCUAUGGCCUCAAUGGCCAAGGGUGUGGCCUUUUGGAUCAGAUUCAUGGCUGCGGUUUUAGCAAAGUUCUCAUCCAUAAAACUGUCUGCAGCACCUGAAUCGAUCAAGGCUUUAGUUGUUAUCGUGGUUUUAUUGACCAAAAGAGAAACCGUUAUAAAUGGUCUAGAGAUGGACAUAUGAGGGGAAAAAACCAUAACACCCGAGGCCGACCCCUCUCUAGGCCUUAGGUGCUGGAGUUUCCCUGCAAACUAGGACAGUUUCUUCGGAGAUGCCCCCUCUUACCACAAUAAAGGCACAAACCCUCCCUUCUGCGGUACAUUCUUUCAGCUUCAGAUAAGCCUACAGCACCUAAUUGCAUGGGUUCGGGAGGUGGUUGAUUAGGGGAAGGUAAUGCUAGCAAUGCAGUACUGGGUAAAGCAGGUAACCCCUGUGUAUUCAACCUCCUUUGACUACGUCUCUCUCUGAUACGGUUGUCAAUUAGAAUGACAUAAUCUAUUAGAUCAUCCAGAAGAACAGGCAUUUCCCUGGAUGCUAUCUCAUCUAAUAUGUAAGCAGCCAAACCCUCCUGAAAAGCUGUUACGAGAGCGUCGUUAUUCCAGACCACUUCAGCUGCCAAAGUACGGAAUUCAAUGGUAUAAUCCGCUACUGAUCUAUUACCCUGUCGAACCCUAAGCAGAGCUUUGCCAGCAGAAGCAACCCGGCCGGGUUGGUCAAACGUACGUUUAAAAGCUGUUAAGAGCCACCCCCUCAUCCAUAACACACUCCGGACAUGGAGGAGACAUAGAGAGGACUGGGGACUAUCCCCCGGUCUGUCCCAGUUUUUCCCUCUGGCCAACAACCCAGACUUCCAAAAUGGUCAGGGAAGCACCACUCUAACUCGGGUCACUGGAGAGGCCUGCCCAGAAGUAGCGACGGUCUUAACAGGAGACGACCCUCCUAAAAUAAAGACCUUCCUCACACCAGGUAACAGAGGAACAUUACUAGACAUUAUGGCCAAAGCCCAGCUAACCCACUUCUUGACCCAAUCGGUCCUCCCGUUGUGGAGGAAAAGGGACAAGACGCUCUUCGAAUCCCUAUGCUCCCAGGCAAUAAAACAAAACGGCCCCUAUCGGCCAUCUACCGCCUCCUCCAAAUGGAAGCAGUGGAUACACCCAGACCCCCAUACCAACGAAAAUGGAUGAGGGAACUCCACAUUCACAUGACGAAUAGUGACUGGGCACACAUCAUGACCUCAGGGAUGAAAUCCCCACUAAGCAUCGCCCGCAAAGAAACAUUUUACAAAAGGGUUACCAGAUGGUAUAGAACACCAGCCCUUCUCCACACCUACUGGCCCACAGUAAGCGACCAGUGCUGGAGGUGCGAGAGAGCAGUGGGCAACAUGGAACACAUAUGGUGGAGCUGCGAGAACAUAGCACCAUUCUGGGACAUGAUACUCACGGACAUUAAGAAACUCCUAUCCAUGAGGGCACACAUAUCCCCCUCCCAAGUACUACUAGGGUGGCCACGGGCACUGAUAGACGCGUAUAAACAGCAACUUCUAAACAUCCUCCUAAGCGAGGCCAAUGCACUUAUACCCAUGCUCUGGCGACAAAUGCAAACGCCCUCUAGAGACCAAUGGGUCCAAAGGGUAGAGUGGACCAGAGAGCUAGAGGAGAUCCACUGGUCGACACAGGGCAAGAGAGCUAAAUAUCUCAAAAUCUGGAAACCCUGGCUCACCUACUGGGAAAGCCCCCCCGCAGGAAACGCGCUCAUAACUAGCCGUAGCGAGAGUACUUGAAUCAGUCUUAUACGGAAAUCAAAAACACCUUACCACAAAGAGCCGGAAAACUCUAGACUCCAGAAUCUAAACUUCUAUACAGGCAGGUAGCGACAGGAUCCCCCACUCCCCAACCACCGCCUCCCCCCGUUCACUUCACCUCCCCCUGCCCCAUCCCCAUCACCACAUUCCGUUAACAUAGGACAGGUUUACGUAUACGAAAAAACUUUGUUUUAAUCAUUUUGUAUAACUCUACAGGAUCCCCACUAUGUUAUAUUUUUGUCAACCCCUUCUCUAUUCUGUACCCCAUGCAAUGAUUUUACGUACUGAAAACACAAUAAAAAUGAUAUUAAACAAAAAAAAUAAAAGCUGUUAAGAAGUCUGAAAAGGACAUUGGGGACGUAUUCUCCCACAUGGGAUUAGCCCAUGCUAGUGCUUUCCCGGACAAAUGGUUAAUCAAAAAAGCAAUUUUGGUUCUGUCAGUGGGGUAGGAACGAGGAUUCAUCACCAAAUGAAUAUCAAUUUGGUUGAGGAAACCACGGCACAAUGCUGGAUCACCACUAUAGCGCUGAGGUGGCGUCAUGUGAACCACGUGAGCAGGAGCGGGUACUGGAUCAGGAAUGGGUUCUGGCACAGCAGCAACAGCUUCUUGGACAGCAGGUUGCAAGUGGGCAGUACGAGCCAGUAUGGUUUGUAAAGCCUGGGCAAACUGAUCCAUACGGUGGUCUAAACCGUCCAUUCUAGCCUCCUGAUUAACUAACAGCUGUGGAAUGUCAGCAGGUUCCAUGGUGGCCCUGUUGUAAUGUCACGAUUCGGGGAACCUAACACGCUGACACACACACACACACAGAAAAGGUGCCGUACCGGACCUUAGAGUGGCCGGGCUAAGCACGCUAAGAAUAGUCAGGAGACAAGCCAGGUAAAGGGAGCCAGAAAACGGGAGAACGAGAAACAAGCCGAGGUCAAAGGAGUGGAGAAGACAGGAUAAUCGGAAUAACGAGCCAAGUAAUCGGUAACCAGAGAGCAAGACGAGAACACUACGCUACAGGUAUCACAAGACCACAACAGGGCACUGAGGGACAGGAAAGGUAAGUAUAAAUACCCUAGGCUUAAUUCUGAUUGGAUAACUUCCAAUCAGAAUUAACAAUCACACGUGGGGGAUAUCUAUACCCCCCACUGUGAUUGUGGUACUGUUUCUUUAACGCCGGGUCACACACGUGACCCCGGCGUUUACUUAACUCCUGGACCUCCCAGCGUGCAGCGUUAUACAUGCUGCCGCUGGGGGGCGUGGAGGACGCUGGCGGCGAGCGGCACAGAGGAGACGCUGCUCGCCGACAGGUAAGCAGAGAGGAGACCGCGGGCGGCGAUGGACUGAGUGCUGCAAGUGGCGUCAUGGGCAGGGUGCAGUACCAGGUAAUAGGGUGAGUUGGUAGGCGUACUGACCCAGGCAAGAUUGAUGCAGCAUUCAUAUGAUGUGGUAGCUCUUUCGGUAUCCCUUGCUCUCCUCUCCCUGUUGUAUCCUUCUUGACACUCCAACUGCUGUCUCUAUAGGCACCCCUUUCUGAUGCAGGCCUGCACAUCCCACCUCUUGUGCUCCGCUGAUCCGGUCUUCUCCGUCGUUUUCACACUCUCCUUGUGCCACGACAAGUUUUAGGCUGCCGGGGAGCAGGAUUAGGUGGGUGAUCCCGCGAGGGUUGUAGGGCAGGUACAGAUUGUCAGAGGGACAGCAUCCCCCAAUAGUCGGCAAGAAGUUUGUCCAGGAUGGAUAGCGUUCUGGACAUCACACCUCCAUAGUCAGGCUUGGGGCCUGCGUCAUCCGCCAUGUUGGAUAUGCCAUGUUGGUUAUCACCGCUGUUUGAGGCAGGAUCGCACAGCCCUGGUGAUGUGAAUGAGCCUUCAGGGUGGAGACCGGGAUCUCCCCCACCGGUCCAAAGGGGCCAUCAAGAUUUGGACGAAGGUCCACCUAAGCUUGGUUGGGAGAGCGGCCGCCUCUCCCCUCCACAGUGCUUGCUAGGCCUCACUCCAGCCCAUUGAGGUCUUAGUCUGGACGGCUGCUACUGACCUUACAAAGCUGGAUUUACACCAGACAUUCAAGCUUUGCAGCCUGACCCAGAAAGAGCGCCGGGAAUACGGGUAAGUGGCUUGAAAUCAAUGAUUUAUGCGGAGCUCUCUGAAAAGGCGUCCAGCCACCAUCACAGUUCAUAGUCAGGCCCCACCCCCUCUUAUAUAAAUAUUUUAUGUGAUAAUUGAAAACCCGAUUUCCCCUGAACAAAAUUAUAUAUAUAUAAGUAUGGGUACAUUUAAUAUGAAAGAGGUAGAUUAGGGUUGAACAAACAUACAGAUCAAAUUCCUUUUGGUUCAGAACUUGUAGAAACUAAAGAACUAUACUUAUUUUUGUUCGAUGUACUCCGGCAUAAUCUCACAUCCUUACAUUUGCCAAUGUUUACGUUUGGUUCAUUCCACUGUCCUAAAUCUCAGUACUUGUGUAUACACAAUUAUCCAGAUUUAAAUUUCCUCAUUGAAAAACAAACAUGGUGAAUCCUCAUGCUGAACUGUUGAAUUUCGGAGUUAUUUAGAGGAAAGCUACGAGCUAAUGUGGUGAUAUCCUUCUCAACGCAUGUUCUUAAGUGUUUCGUUCUUUUAUUUCCAGCACCAUUAAAGUGGACGAUUUCAUAGAACGCCUUUUCAAAAUUCACAAGCAUGUCCAGGAUGAAGGAUUGGCACAGGUAGGUAUUAUUCAGUUUAUAAAUAUAUAUUCAUAAACAAUAUAUUGUGAAAGCCAUAUAGAGUGCAGAACCAUGGUCUCAAAGGCUUGCAAUCUAGGACAUUGUUAUUCAACUGGUGGCCAGUGAAUGGCACCUAGCCAUCAAUUAUUGUAGGGAUAGACCGAUUUGCAAUUCUGAUGAUUUUAUUAGAGGUGAUAUUCUGCAUAUUUACGAUAUUAUCAAUAACUUACUCUGGUCUCUACCAGUUAUCGCACGCCAUCUUCCACAUUGGGAAACUCCAGCUGCCAGCCAAUGAGGCACCACAUUGUAACCUCAUGUCACCCCUCCUUGUGAGUUUCCGCACGUGGAGCUCAGCUGAAGGCAGGGAAAAUUCAGUGAAUGUAGUACUGGGAUGGCUGUCUGAGAGUAAUAGGAGUGUGGUGGCGGUCAGUAAUCACACUUCUAUCAGAAACAGCACCGUACAUGCUGGGGUCUUGGUAAUCCCACCAUGAACCGACUGCCUGAGAGUUAUAGGAGUGUGAUUGCUCUCAGCAUGCUUAGGCCAGAGUUGUGUAAAAAUUUUAACUCUAAAUAUAUACACUAUCAGCACCAGUUAUUGGCAAUCUGCCCGAAAUGCCACUGAUAAUCUGUAUCUGCAUUGGCUCUGAUUUUUUUGUAUUGAGUAAUAGAUUUAAUGGUGUCUGGCUGCAAGCCUUUUCUUUCUAAAUGUUAUUGUAUGGCCUUUCCCAUUCCAAAGCGGAAUAUCACUGUUUAAUGAAGUUAUUACCUACUUAUUUUCCCCGAAAAGAAGACAACCCCCAAAAAUAAACCGUAGCUUAUUUUUGGGGGAUGCUUCUAAUAUAAGCCCUACCCUGAAAAUAAGCCCUAGUCGUUUUCCCCGAACAUAGAUUUGCUGAAUUCCAUUUGGAAGUAAGCUUAUCUACCGUAUGUCCGGGGAAGUUUCCCCGAACAUAGAUUUGUGGUAUUCUAUUAGUGAGUAGGCUAAUCUAUGUUCGGGAAAGUUUCCCUGAACAUAGAUAUGCAGGAUUCCAUGCCCUUGUAAAUUGGUCUCUGUUUGGGGGAAUUCCAUCAUUGUGACUAUCCAUACACUGCUUGUGAAACAAGGACUAUACUAACUUUAUUUUCUUAAAUGGGUAACCUGUAUACAUUGGUACAGUGGUGACCAGUUGCGUUGAACACUUUAAAAGGAUCUGGGCUUCCUUGGUUUUUGCACAACCAAAUGGCUAAUCUGGAGUUGGCAUACAUGUACAUUGCAGAAUGUGUAAUUUAUACAUCUGAAUUUAGUCCAUUUUAUAUAUUUGAAAUCUACACAUAAUACAAUUAAACUUUGUAUUUUUUUAUCUUUGUGCCAGUCUGUCUUUUUAGGUAUCAAUCGCUCAGAUUACAUGUUUGACUUCAGCGAGGAUGGGACAACAUCUCUGAAACAAAUUGAGAUUAACACCAUCGCGGCCAGCUUUGGGGGGCUGUCAUCACGGACACCUGCAGUGCAUCAGUAAGAGACGCAGUAUUGUGAGGAUAUUUAUGGGGUGAUAAAUAUUAAAAAUAAUAUUUUCAUAAAAAUUAUCAAAAACAAAUUUUAUAUUUUUUAUUAAAUCAAAAAUUUAUAUAUUGGCACUGUUCCCUUUAAUUGAUUUAAAGCGAAGAGCUACCCACUAUUUUAACUCUUAUAGACCCUGGAGUACGUUUUAUUAGAGAAUUUGUAUUUCACACAUUAAUCACAAACUAAUUAUAAAAAUAUAAUUUAUUGUGACAAUAAUUAAUAAUAUUUAACAUGCGUAACAAUAGUCAGUGAAUAUUUAGGUAUAACAUAAGUAUACAAUAUGGCAGCAGUUUAACACAGUUUCAUAUAGCAAUAGCAACAUUUCCAUAUAGAUACAAAUUUCAACAGAUUUACAACAGGACACUUCCCUUUGAAAUUAGCUUGACAUUCCUUAAAACAGAACUAAGCAUCUCAGCUUGGAAAUUCCUUUACACACAAUGUUUUGCCUCAUCACCACAGCAGGAAAACUUUAAAGUAAUAAAUAAACAACAACUUCGGCUGACAGUUUAUAUCACAUUGAGUUAACUCACUCACUGCUGGCUACAAUUCUCACAGGAAAAAUACCUUUUUUUUUUUUUGUAGCAAUGUGCAUGUUUGAUUCACAUUUUCUUGACCACAUCCUCAUAAGCAGGUAUUAGCUCAUUUACAAACUUCAUGUCACAAUCAGGCAUGGCAGUCAAUUUGUGUGUACUUUUUCAAAUAAGGCGGUCUGUUUGGUUGUAUUGAGGUGACCCUUUUAUGUGACAAUAACCUCCACCCUAGGCGUGGUGUAGUGGCCCUGCGUGUCCGUGGUGUCCGCUAGGGUAUGCUCUCUUGGCCUGGUGAAGUUAUGGUGGCGUGGUGUAGGCCUGUGAGUGUAGGUUGCACUUGCGAACUGGGAGACUCGGUAAGUCAUGGUAGGGCCUAAUUGAGAUGCCCAGAGUGGUGUCUGUAGGCUGGCUAUUGUGCAACAUGCAGUCAAGGUUGGUUAACCAGUGUUAGAGCCUCUUCUAGCCGUGAAGGUAUUACUCCUUGGUGGCACCCUGGGUCUCGUCUCUGGCGGUUGUUUGUCCAGGGAGCUAUUAGGUGGGCUGUGUGGUAAGGGCUAUGGUGGUGUGGGGCUUCGCGGUUAUAGCUAGGGAUGUGUAUAGUGAUCUGAGGGUCUAUGUUCGGGUGUUAACCCCUUCGCGCCCCAGCAGCUUCUACCCCUUUACACUGGGGAGUUGGAGGGUGGGGGGAGGGAGGGAGGAAGGUGGAAAAAUACCUUUUAUAUUGCAAUGGCAAAUACAAUAAUUCUCAUACCAGAUUAACCAUUCCUUCUCAUCCAAUAACCAAUAAGAAUAAUUCUAACCAGAUUUGACGUUUGCAGAAGAUUCACCUUUCCUGAUUAAAGAUUACUAUGGAAGUAGAAAAAGGACAAAGGGUAUUAGCGCUUUUACAAAGGUAUUAAAUUUAUUUUUUUAAAGAGUACAAUGUCCAAACAGUAUAUGUAAUAAUAGCAGCUGACACCAAGAAGUGCGACUUCUCCACAAACACCAGCAAGAUAUAAAAAAUUCAGAAGUGUAGCGCUACACUUCUGAAUCUUUUAAAGAUUACUAUCCCUAAAUUCAGAUAAGUCAAUAUUUCUGGAUAAUAGACUGUAUGCUAAGCUUGGCAGAUUACCAGUAAAUAUAUUGUCAUUUAUUCCUUGUGCAGUAAGGAACUUAUAACUAUAUAUUUCAUUAGUUAAUUAUGCUUUCAUAAUAGUUGAAAUCUGACCAGCCUUUAUCCAGAUAUAUUUCUGCUUUUAGUAAAACUUAAUUAAUUUAAAUUAAAUAAAACCAGCAUAUUUGCCAGCUUACUUAGUAUAAUUUCUUUUAGGCUUGGAUAUAUAUCCCAGGAAUUGUGAAUGCAAGUAUGGGAGGAGAAUUGUGAAAAAUAGGAAAGUUUUCAGAGUUCUGAUUAAGAAUUUAAAGUUUCAGUUGGAAAAAGACAAAAGAAGUGUUACAUUUUUCAAAGUCUCAAAAUUAAUUGGUUGAGAUACAGAAUGUUAGGCGUGUCCAGCUCCUGCUCCUGAUCUCAGAUCUCAGACCCCCUCUUCAGCUAUCCUCGCUCAAUUUUUUUUUAAAGGAGAAGCUCCCUACCCUUUCCUUACGUCACUAGUUUAAAGUGACCAAUAGAAUAAGGUGGGCGCGUCUUCCCUACAGGCUAUCUUCUAGACUUUGAUCAAUAGAUGGUGUAGUAACACUACAAGAAAUUCUCGUCAGGAAUUCCAACCACUACUUUGUAUAAGGGGUUAACUGAAUUUCGUGAUGCGUUUGACGUCAUUCUAGCUAUCUUUAUGGAUGACCAUCAAAAACCUGUCAUUCGUCAAAUAAUUUUCUUUAGACUGACCUGUCUGGGUUUUGGGUCAUAAAAUUGGAUAUUGACAUGUCUAGCCUUGGUUUCACCUUCUUUAACACAAUGGAAUUUUGCUUUUCUUUUAAUAUUUAAAAAGUAAAGUUAAUUACUUUUAGGCUUAUAUGCUUCUUGUAAUCCUGUGUCUGGUUUCUGUUCAAUGUUUACGCUAGCCGCAUUAAUUUGCACAGGGCUCAGUGUAUAGAGUAAAAAAAAAGUGUCUUUUUGUAUUCUGUUUAUGCUGAUUUACAGUAUACAUUUUUGAUUUCUAUCGUACACAAAAAUGUCUGCCAGUGGAGAUACCCUGACAGUAUAUGUAUAGCUGUAUGGUUACAAUUUAGGGUGUGAACUGUAACAAAUCACAGUACUAAAACAGCUUAAUUCACUUAAAGGGAGCUUUUUGUGGAAAGAUGAUAUGCUCUUAAUUAGGACAGUUAAUUGCAUUUUUCUUUCUUUUAUGUAUAAAUAAAUAAAAUAUAUCCUUUAUAGUAUUAUGUGGACUAUUUUUUUUCAUGAUUUUAUCCCACUGUGAUAUUUCUUAGAGAAUUAUCAGGUCUAUACACUAAACAGGAGAUUGUUUGUUUGUUAUUGACCAGAGAAUUUCAAAAUUUUGGUCUAUAUUAACCCCUUAAGGGCUGAGCCAAAUGUACACGUUGUGAACAAAACAAAACCUGGCAUUUGCGCUACAUGUCUGUCCAACCUUUACCUCUUUUAUAGUAAAUGCACCCACCGUUAUUAUAUAUCAUUUUAUUCAGGGGAAACAGGGGUUUCAUUUAAAAUUAAAUAUUUUGCUAUGAAACAUAAUUUAAUAUGAAAAAAAUGGGAGAAAAAAUAAUAAAUUAUUUUUUUAGUUCUACAUGACAUUUUAACUGUCAAUUUCAUAAUACUGUUUGCUUUUACUGCAAUAAAAUACACAUAUUUGUAUUCAGCGAAGUCUCACGUAUAAAACAGUACCCCCUAUGCACAGGUUUUAUGGUGUUUUGGGAAGUUACAGGGUCAAAUAUAGCACGUUACAUUUGAAAUUGAAAUUCGCCAGAUUGGUUACGUUGCCUUUGAGACUGUUUAGUAGCCCAGGAAUGAAAUUUACACCCAUAAUGGCAUACCAUUUGCAAUAGUAGACAACCCAAGGUAUUGCAAAUGGGGAUGUCCAGUCUUUUUUAGUAGCCAUUUGGUCACAAAUACUGGCCAAAGUUAGCGUUAAUAUUUGUUUGUGUGUGAAAAAUGCAAAUUUUGGCCAGUGUUUUUGACUAAGUGGCUACUAAAAAAGACUGGACAUACACCAUUUGCAAUACCUUGGGUUGUCUACUAUUGCAAAUGGUAUGCCAUCAUAGGGGUAAUUUUCAUUCUUGGGCUACCAUAGGGUCUCAAAAGCAACGUAACCAAUCUGGCGAGUUUUAAUGUGAAAAAAAUGAAACGCAAGCCUUAUAUUUGACGCUGUAACUUUUGAAAACACCAUAAAACCUGUACAUGAGGGGUACUAUUGUAAUCAGGAGACUUCGCUGAACACAAGUGUUUGUGUUUCAAAACAGUAAAAAGUAUCACAGCAAUAAUAUUGUCCGUGUAAAUGCUGUUUGUGUGUGAAAAAUGCACUUUUACUGGCGAUAUCAUCGUUGUAAUACAUUUUACUAAUAUUUGUGUUCAGCGAAGUCUCCCAAGUAAAACAGUACCCACCAUGUACAGGUUUUAUGGUGUCUUGAUAAGUUAUAGAGUUAAAUAUAGUGCUAGCAAAUAAAAUAUCCUAUACUUUUGGCAUGGGUUGUCAGGCAGGUCCCACUAAUUGUAAUUCAUUAAAAUACCUAAUUAUGUAAAAAUAUUACAUAAAUAUAGAUGUAGAAUUAUAUAUAUAUAUACGGAUGUGUGUAUAUAUAUCUAAUUUUUUUUAAAUAUUUUUAUUUAUAUAUAGGUAUGUAUAUAGUGAUAUAUACGUAUAUAUUUAUAUAUAAAACACAAGAUCCAGCGCACUCACCCGCACUCAGUAAGUGGUUAAUCUCAUAAGAGCAGACAUUAGGCUGUUAGUGUAGGACCUGCCAAAGAUGGGGUACAUUGACGUUGUGGCAGGCUUAUGCAAUGUAUGAUCAUAUAAUGUAACUAAACCCCCAUUAUUUUUGCCUAGAUUAGGUGUUUUUAAAAAAACUAAUAAAAUCUUUCAACAUUGAAGUUGCUGUUUAGUGGAUAGGUGAGUGCGCUGGAUCUUGUGUUUUGUAUUAUUUGGCCCCCAGCAGCACCCCCAUUUAUGCAUGUUCAGGUGAGUGCAGCCAACCCCCCCUUGUUUCAUAUGUAUAUAUUUGGGAGUCUAGCCAACUCCUUGGUUUUGCACCCCUCCCUGUCACAGGUGCCUCAUCCCAGGGCCCUAUUUAGCCUUGUACUGCAGAGAGCCCCAGAUGGAAUUUUUUCCUCAAGUAAGUGGUUAAUCUCAUAAGAGCAGACAUUAGGCUGUUAGUGUAGGACCUGCCAAAGAUGGGGUACAUUGACGUUGUGGCAGGCUUAUGCAAUGUAUGAUCAUAUAAUGUAACUAAACCCCCAUUAUUUUUGCCUAGAUUAGGUGUUUUUAAAAAAACAAAUAAAAUCUUUCAACAUUGAAGUUGCUGUUUAGUGGAUAGGUGAGUGCGCUGGAUCUUGUGUUUUGUAUUAUUUGGCCCCCAGCAGCACCCCCAUUUAUGCAUGUUCAGGUGAGUGCAGCCAACCCCCCCUUGUUUCAUAUGUAUAUAUUUAUAUAUAUAUAUAUUAUUUCGUUCUACGUGUAUUUUGAUAUAAAUAUAUAUUAAUAUCACAAUACAGUUAGAACGAAAUAACACACAUCUAUAUAUUUUUUAAUUAUUUAUUUUUAAUUAUUUUUACAAUUUUAUUUUUUAACGUAUUUACAUAUUUUUUUAUAUUAUAUAUAAAUAUAUAACUAUAUAUAUAUAUAUAUAUAUAUAUAUAUUUAAUCAGUAUCAGUCUACGUGUAAUUUGAUAUUAAUAUAUAUAUAUAUUAAUAGUAAAAUACACCUAGACAGUGUAUGAGUGUGUGUGUGUAUAGAUAUAUAUAUUUUUACACUGAUUUUAACUAUUGUUUAUUUGAAUUCAGCCAGCAGGGGGAAUAACUGUCAUUACAGGCAGUCCCCCUGCUGGCAAUGCAGCAGCCAGCUAACCCGGCCAUGUGAUUGUGAGGUCCUCGCUAGGACCUCACUCUCACAUGGCCGGGGGGGGACGGAGGAGGCAGGAUCCGCCGCGGGGGACUCCCUGGAAGCCCACGCGAGUCUCCCCAACCGUGAUCACCGGGUAAGUAAGAAAAAACGGAGGGAGUACUAUUAGGCCCUGCGGUGUUUAGAGCCGCUUAGAAUAGGGCGUAAUAGUACGCACUCCGGUUUUAAGGGGUUAAUGUCACAAUCUCUUACCUCUCUCCAUCGCGCCCAUGUGGUGCGGCACCCGACGCUGACUCCUCUCACAGCUCGAUCCGCAUGUCCUAUGCCAGACGCUGUAAUCAUGACCCUUUUGAUGAUGCGACUCAUAUGCGCCAACGUCAUAACGUCGAUGACGCAGUCCCGCGUCAUCUGUACUGGCCCAGAACGUUUUGGCGGCGUGGCGUUAAAGCAAAAGACGCUCCCUUAUAAAAAGGGUGCCUUUUGCUUUGUUCUUUGCCCUAUUGGUUCCUUGUUUGCCCUAUAGUGCUACUUGAUAUUAUCUGUGAUUUCUUGGUUUAUUGUGACUUGACUCGGCUUGGCUUUUGACUCUUCUGUUCUCUGUUUUCCUGGCUUGGUUUGUAUCUUGACUUUUCUCCUUUCUGGUAUCCUGACCGGGUUAUUCCUGUAUCGCUCUACUGAUCUCUGGUAUCCUGACCUUUGGCCGUUCCCUGACUACUCUUUUCUGCCUACGUUAAACCUGGUCAUUUUAAGGUUCGGUAAUACGUUCUUGGAUUUUCUGUGGGUUUACAUACUUUGAUGUGCGGUUUGAAGAAAUGGACCAAUUUGCCUUCGCUCUGCAGACUUUGCUAGCUUGUACGGCACAUCUGCAUACAGAAGCAGAAGCUACUUCUAACAUGGAGGUAGCUAUGGUUGGAACGCCUACCCAUAUGAGGUCCCCUUUACGUUAUGGCGGUGAUCCUAGCGCAGGUGAAGAUUUUUAAACCAGAUCAGCAAACAUUUCGAAUUGCAACCCAGAGCGUAUCCUACUGACAGGGCUAAAGUGGGUUUUAUGAUCAACCUACUCGUUGAUAGGGCAUUGGUAUGGACAAACCCUUUAUGGGAAAAUAACAACCCCUUGGUGUACAGCUAUGCUAAGUUUGUAGCUGCAUUCAGACGAACCUGUGAUGCCACAGGAAGAAAAAUGAAUGCCGCUAAAACUCUUCUUAGGAUGAAACAAGGGUGUCGCACUUAUGCUGCAGAAGUGCAAAGGAACAACCAGACAUUCGUAGAUGUCUUUAUGAAUGGUCUCUGAAUAGCUAAGAAGUUGCCAGGUGAUCUAGAGGAGCUUCUAACGUAUCUGUCUUGUAUAUAGACGAUCGUCUCAGGCAUAGACAUAAUACCCGAGAUAGACCAAGAAGAAAUCCAGUAUGCAUGGCCUUGACAUUUCCAGCAUCAGAAACAACCACUGUUGCUAUUCCUGAACCCAUGCGGUUGGGGCUCACUAGAUGAUUAUACAACGGUGAAAAAUCAUAUAGGAGUCUUUGUUUGUAUUGUGGAAAGAAGGGUAAUUUAUGUUCGACUUAUCCCAAUAGGCCCGAAAACUCCCGCCCUAAGCCAGGCCUAGAGUGUUUUACACAUGUCUUCCUUUGAACCUAGAAAAGAUCUUUGGCUUCUACUCCCUAUAACCUUAAAGUAGGAGAGUAAAACUGUCCACACGCAUGCCCUUAUCGAUUCUGGGGCUACAGAGAAUUUUGUCGAUGCCUUUUUUGUAAAAACAUAUUCUCUCCCUCUAAGAUUAUGAUCCACACCCUUGACUAUAGAGGCCACAGAUGGUAGACAACUUAGUGAUCCUAUUCUCACAAAAUAAACCAUACCCUUUUUAAUGCUAGUAGGAUUAUUGCAUCAAGAAAUGAUAAUCCUACAACAGAUAUCCUCUCCAUCCUUCCCUAUCGUUUUAGGAUUUCAUAUGGCUUGUUAAACACAAUCCUAUAAUAGAUUGGGGGAAAAAAGAAAGCGUUGGACGGAUUUACGUAUGGAGGGAUGUGUUUUUAAAGUUAAACCAGUGUGCCUCAUAAACAUUCCUACUGUAACCGACUGGAUGGCUCCGUUGAUGGAGGCACCUAGCGCUUCCUGAGGGCUUCAAGAGCUCCAGCAGACACCAUAACCACCGUAAGGCAGGAACGAGCUCUUACAAGAGCUUAGUAGUGAUUUAGCAAGGGAGUUUGACAAGCAUAGAAAUCCAUUGUAGCAGAUUCCCCCAAUAAGAGACGGCACUCCAAACUGAGGGUGAAGUAGAACUGAAGCUUUUAAUCAAACACUCUGCUUUUAUGCCCAUUUUACAAACAUAGUACCGCCCACAGGGUUUUGCAGAACAGCCAAUCAAUACGUACAAUACCCACAGACACUCCCACAUAAAAUCCUCCCCUCUGCCUGUGAUAUAAUUACUGAACACAAUGGGUUAAUGUAAUUAUCACAGGCUGAGAAAUACAGUUUUUACACAUGUACUAUAACUUUAAAACUAUACAUUCAAUCUUCAUACACAACAUAUUAUUAUUCAGCACACUUUAAUUAUAAACAUAGUCCAAAUUCAGCCAAUUCCAUCCAGGGGUUAAAAAGUUAGCUGGAAGUCCUUUUAUGACCGACCGCAAGCACAUUUUCAUGCCCAAACAGUUCCAGAGAAUCAGGCUGUGCGGCCGGUCUAUUUCCCAUGUUAAAGUCAGUUCAAACAGACAAACAACAACCAUUCGAAUUGUCGAAUGAACUGUCGAAUGCAUUAGUUCCAGGGAAGGUAAAACUUCAGCGGUGUUCGUGCCGUUCUGUAGCCGAUUUUAGUUCCAUGAGUUUUACGACACACACCGCUGACUGCAUUCGAAUGAAUCAAAAUGGCCGCCGCCACGUGUUCGGUUUUCUAAUGGCCGCCACUUCGACUACUUCGGCUGCAUCCGAAGUGCCAUGCCAAAACCGCAAGUCCUUUCCCAAAGUACUUAAAGGGCCAGAAACAGCACAAUAAAAUACAAUAUGCCCAAAUACUGUAUUUAAAGGGCCAGAUCUUCCAGCGACCAUAAUCACAUGGCAAGAGCCUGGCAAUCAGUCUUCUCCAAUGCCCAGUGGCGAGGUCGGUUUCGCCACACCUACUAUGGAACCUUUAUCCACUGAGAUACCAGAACCUUAUAAAGAGAUAAAGGCUGUGUUUGAAAAGAAAGAUGCCGAUAAACUACCCCCACAUCGCCCUUACAAUUGCGCAAUCAAUUUACUCCCUGGGACUAUGCCACCCAAGAUUACUGUUUAUCCCUUAUAAUAAAAGGAAAAUGUAGUACUAGAGGAGUAUAUUAAGGAGAAUUUAAGGAAAGGAAUUAUAACCAAACCUUCCUCUCCAGUGUUUUUUUGUGUGUUUGUUUCUUAGAAAAAAUGGGACCUUAGACCCUGUAUUGACUUUCGAAGACUCCACAAAAUAAUCAUACAUAAUGCAUAACCUAUUCCAUUGAUAUCGGAGUUGUUCGAUAGGUUAAAGGGGACAUUUAUUUUUAUUAAGCUUGAUCUGCGAGAGGUUUACAAUCAGAGGAGGGAUGAGUGGAAAACAACGUUUAACACAUGAUAUGGGCAUUAUGAAUACUCCGUCAUGCCAUUCGGUUUAUGUAAUGCCCCAGCUGUUUUCCAAGAUUUCAUAAACAAUGUAUUAAGGGACUAUUGUUUUGGUGCUUAAUGUAUCCUUUUCAGUCUGUCUCUAGUGGCUGUCUUCCUGACAACCAUUAGAGGCGCUCCUGUGACACAGAAUCCCUGAGGAAAGCAUUGAUUCAUAUGACCAAAUCAUUGUGCUCAUCGCACAAACCUCUUUGUGGUACUUGCUCCCACUUUCUAGAACAUACAUUUGGUUCAUAUUGUGAUGACUGUGUCUUGCCAAGUUUCUUUGAGUUAUGAGGCUUGGUGUGGAACAGGUGCUCUAGGAUGCUUCAGAAGUCAUUGUCUGCAAUUUCAAACAAUGUAUGGGGUAUAUUUACAAUGUACAAGGUGUAAGUUCAUUGUUAAUGACCCGGACCUUUGCAUCUAAGGUGUGACUUGGCAAAAACAAGUUUAACUCAUUACACUGAAGUUUUACCGAGAUGCUUGUCCAAAUUGUCAUCAUGAGUUGGGGAGGGAUGCCCAGCAGACCUCGAUUAAAAAGGCAAACCGCUCAAAAAUGGGUGGGGGUUUGGGGAGGAGGGAAACUUACAUAUGCUCACCCCAUAUGUAUUGUUAUUUGAACCACACCUGUGGCUGGCUCCAACCCUAUUAUUAAAUCCCUCUCCGGUUAUCAUCUGAGAAGCAUGAACUGCGUUUGGUACUGGUCAUUCUCACAUUAGUGAAUAACCCAUCUGUAAGCAAACAAAAAUACAAAAAAAAUAAAGAUCAAUGACUCAAAAAAGUAGUUUGGGAAAAAAGUUAUAUACACUAGUGAAAGACUUUAAAGGACAUCCUUUAGUUUCACAAAAUUUGCACCCCUAUUAAUACAUUAUUUAUUUAAAGGGAUACUAUAGUGCCAGGAAUACAAAACCUUGCACCCUCUCCCUGCCGCGGUGGAUCUCCGUGAUCUUUCUGCACAGGUCGCUCAUGCGCCCAGUAGUGAUGCCGAUGCCAGGUUAACGUCAUAUCCUGGCUGUCGGCUUAUUGCAGGACGCGCGAGGGAGCUGUGCAGGAAAACAGUAUGUAAAGGGCUUCUUGCCUCCCUUGGUGCCUGGCAGUCCAAAUGGCAACCAGGCCACAUUACUAGCGGUUAUGGGGGUGGGCUGGACAUGCCUGCCUUAAGGGACAGCCCUUAAUUAAAGUGUUGGACCAACUUCUGCCAUUACUUUAUUACACAACAAAUUCCAUAAAAAUUAAGAAACACUUUAGUAAUAAAAAGAUACCAUCCGGAUAAAAGGACCUAUAGAUGUCAAACUUCAGGUGGGACGUUAGUCCACUUCUGAGGUGUAAGAUUUUACAGGAAGUGAUGGAAGUUCUCUAGGGUGAAGACCACAUAGUCAAAGGGUCAUGUUGGAGUUCCUGCAUACUGCCACUCCAGAGGUACUCUUGGUGGAGAUGCGCGGGAUUUUGAUGGUAGCAUCGACAAUGGCAUUAGAUUACAUUCCACAAGUUGCUACAACAGGAGGAAAUUGUGUGAAGGGCUUCGUUGCACCAAAUGAGCAAUUUAGUAUGGUAUCCCCAGCGGUAGGGUUUCUUGUUGUUGCAAAGUGUCUUAGUGAUAAUAAUAAAUUUGCGCCUGACAAAUCUGCAUUUAGAGAAAUCUCUUGAUAUGGGGCUGGAAAGGCCUGUAGUUUAUUCGCCGUUGACAUCAGCAAUUGUUUGGUACCAAAGUACUGCUUCAUUAUACUAAAUUAGUUUUAGUGCCUAUAGUAUUCCUAAUACAAUAACCUUACCCAGUGGUUAUACAUUAUUAAAUUAGCAUUGCCUAUAUUAAUAACAGAAACAUUGUAAUUAAGGGUUAUUAACCCGUUAAGGACACAUGACAUGUGUGACAUGUCAUGAUUCCCUUUUAUUCCAGAAGUUUGGUCCUUAAGGGGUUAAGUAAGCAUCCAAUUAAAUGACAAAUUCAACCUUAAUCUAUACCUACUUGAUAGCUGCUCUUAUGAAAUGAGGAAACCACCAUCCGCCCUUAUAUAAUGCAAAAUAUGAAGGACAUAAUUCUAAACUUUCGUAAUAAUUAAUGAAAUAAUAAUUACAAUGGUCAUCAUACCCAAUAGUUAUACAUCAAUAAAUUAACAUUGCCUACAAUAAUAACAGAAGCAUUACUUAAUUGCACUAAUUAAUGCAAAAUAUAAAGGAAAGAAUUAUAAACAUAGUUCUCAAAGAGAAUAUUUUCAUAUUUACAAAGAAAACUAUUAAUAGGUCUAUUCCUAGUCGCAUAUUAUGGCUUGAAAAAGUUGUUUAGAAUCUAGGAGCCAGCUAAAAAAGUUAGAAGUCUGUUUAAAAAAAAAAAAAAGUUUUAAAAGGGACACUAUAGUCACCGGAACCACUACAGCUUAAUGUAGUUGUUCUGGUGUCUAUAACCUGUUCCUGCAGGCUUUUCAAGGUAAAUCGAAAAGGCAGUGUUUGCAUUGCUGCCAAGUAACACCUCUAGUGACAGUCACUCAGACGGCCACCUGAGAGAGUCCUGGGUCAGUGCUGCACAUUGUACAGCACCUACUUUCACAGUCUCCACGCUCUGCAUGGAGGCACUAAAUAUUCUAGAUAGAGAUGUGUUGAUUCAAUGCAUCUCUACAAGCAGAUGCUUAUUGGCCCAGCUUGGUGUUUUGCUGCGCAAAUGCACAAUAUCCUCCCAAUGCUUUCCUACGGGAAAGCAUUGGUUUAGCUGAGAUCAUAAAGAUUGAUGGUCAAGGUAGACCUCUUAGGCCAACUGAACAAACCCCGAGGCCAAUACAUACGUCCCGCUAGAAAAAUAGAGGCACAGAAGGUGUUUGGGUAGAACUGUUGGAGGGUUACUGUCGCUUGGGGGAGGGAUGCAGGGAAAGACUCUCUGGAUGGAGGCGGGGAUGGUGGUAUCCCCGCCCUUUAUUGGAGACCCACUGAUUGGCACUGCUCCACAACGUAUGAACAAUGCGACUGGAAUUGGUUACAGUUAAUGUUCUUGUUAUUAUGUGUUUUGUAUAACAUCUAAGAAGCUUUGAUGGACAUGUUUGUUUUAGUUUAAGUCCACCUAGCCUCCCUACUUUUGGGGCCUGCUCUAAUCAUCUUCCUGUCGUUCCUCUCUUCUCCCCUGUGCGCUCUCUGCAGUGGUGCCGGGGCCGGAGUGAAGUCACAUUCCGUCUCUCGGCAUCACUAAACAAUGCGCGAGGGAUCAGAGAGGAAUGGCCGAGCAGCCGCCUUAGCUAAAGAGCUUAAGUUGCCAGUUUCUUGUCGCUAUGGCCAUUCUGGCGUCUGGGAUUUGUCAAGCCCUGUCACAUAUUAUCUAGAGAGGUUUAAAUCCCCAUACCCAAGCAAGCAUAUCCAAAGCAUAAUAUUUGUUGCUUUAAAUGGGAACUGUCACUUCUUUGAAUUUUUAAAGGAACACUAUAGUAACCUAAAUUACUUUAGCUAAAUAAAGCAGUUUUAGUGUAUAGAUCAUUCCCCUGCAAUUUCACUGCUCAAUUCACUGUCAUUUAGGAGUUAAAUCACUUUGUUUCUGUUUAUGCAGCCCUAGCCACACCUCCCCUGGCUAUGAUUGACAGAGCCUGCAUGAAAAAAAAACUGGUUUCACUUUCAAACAGAUGUAAUUUACCUUAAAUAAUUGUAUCUCAAUCUCUAAAUUGAACUUGAAUCACAUACAGGAGGCUCUUGCAGGGUCUAGCAAGCUAUUAACAUAGCAGGGGAUAAGAAAAUCUUAAUUAAACAGAACUUGCAAUAAAGAAAGCCUAAAUAGGGCUCUCUUUACAGGAAGUGUUUAUGGAAGGCUGUGCAAGUCACAUGCAGGGAGGUGUGACUAGGGUUCAUAAACAAAGGGAUUUAACUCCUGAAUGGCAGAGGAUUGAGCAGUGAGGCUGCAGGGGCAUUUUCUAUACACCAAAAGUUCAUGAAGCUAAAGUUGUUUAAUAUUAUGUUUAACUUAUAGGGUGCUUAUUGAAUGUUUUAUUCAAUGUUAUCCUAUCGUAUUUAUUUAACAGUUCUUGCAUAGCGCUGUUAUCCAGUGCGCUUUAAAAUGUAUGCAAAAAGAACAUUGGUAGGAGGACAGGGCCUGACUGGCAGGCUGAGUGGACACAUGCAGGGCGAGCUCCUGACUAAAGCCUGCAUCCUAAGCCUUUUUCUGCAUGGCAACUCACCUGUAUCACCGCAAAACCAGCCUGACUGGGGACUCGAAUGGUACCAGCUUUGGCACUGUCCCGACCCAGAACACCUGUCCUCAACUUCUUGCGGCCCAAAAGCCUGACUGGCAUCAGAGGGACAGAUGCUCUCCAGACGCCACAUUUUGUAACCCAUAGCUGCCCCCCUCAUCCAGAUUCCAGGAGCAUACACACCGCUUCAAGCUGCUGCACGCCGAGACACCAAAUGGCUCUCAAAAUGGCGGCGCUCACAGACGGAGUUCGUCCAGUCGAGGCCUACUUUACAACAACUAUGAGCAAACUGGACAGCAUAUUUUCCAAAUUCUGGGUGAAACUUGAAGUUAGGCAACAGCAUGCUCAGCUGAAACACUCACAGACCUCAGAGGCUCCAACUCCACAAACGCGCACACGAGCCCAUCUCGCCCUCCAGAAUCCAAAGAAAGCUAAUUAAGCUGAGAAUCCCACUUCCUGCACGGCGGAUGCCAAGGAAGCACGGCUCAACACCGCACCCAGGGCCCAAGAACCCGAAAGCAAAACCCGCAGCCAAUCAGGGCUAGUCAGCAUGUGGAGACUGGGAACUUUGAAUCGUUUAUCCCCUCAAAAUGGCGCAUGUUGCACCGGAGAUCCAUGGAGACACAAGCGCACAAGCCCUCCAUCGGGACGCUCACGCAAUACCUGCCUUCCUGCGGGGGAUAUAUAACCGACUAUCCAGCUUCCUUGUAAAUCGGAAUCGAAUAAAGGGGCACGAAACUCACAGAGGCAAUCCCGCCAGCAUAAGUCUGGUUUGCUCACCAAGCGGUGGACUCCUGUAUUUUAUAUCAUCUUUGUUUACUAGUGAUGAAGCCAGUUCUUUUUAUUUUUGCCUAGCGUAGCAUGUUUAAAACUAAUAGCUUGGAUCAGAUCCACUGUAUCAACCACAUAAGCAUGUGCAGUCAGGUACUAAGACAGAUAUGCUCAGUUCAGUAUCGUAAUGCAAUGUCCUAGCCUGACCUCUAUUCCUCCUUUGACUAAAAAUAUGAUGCCAAGCUAAAGUUUCCCUUUGUUUUUCUUUCUUUUAUUCUGAAGCUUAAGCUAUGCUCCUAUUUACUUGUCUACAUAAAACAAAACAUUACAAUGAUUUAAAUGCCAUGUGAGUAUAUGUGAAUAAAAAACCUGGAUGCACCAGUUGUCGUGCCAGUGCAAAUCCAUAUGUUCAAUAUCUGCAUGAACAAAAUAAAGAAUAAAAAAAAACAUUGGUAAUAUAGUAGCUUUGGUAAAAGAAAGGGAGAUAUGGUACUUCAGAGAAGUGACUGUUUCCUUUUAAAGUGACAGUCUGUGCAAUUUUUUUUAUCUUUUGUAGAAGUUGGAACCAGAGUUGGGAUUUGAAAUGUCCAUCUCUAGUUAGUGCCUGGUUAGUGGCUGUUGUAUCUUUGUAUUUCAUACAUGACUAAUCUGGACUGCCAUUGGUUGGUAUGUCUGACCCAUAUACAGAUUUUUGGGUAUGGAAAUGUAAGCUUCAAGAUAGUGGUGGUGGUCAUGAGACCGUUUUAAUUUAUUGACAUCCACCUACUCUCUAGGGUAACAGUAGUUGUUUUAUUAAGUGUUUGAGUAUAUGAGUGUAUCAUACAUCCAUCUGAUGGUGGUAGACAGGCUGUUCCACUGGAAAGGAGCCACUCAUGAGAAGUCCUGCAGGCGCAAAUUAGCGGAGAGACCAAGAAGCGGCAUAACUACUGUAGUGGACCACAGGUAACCCGACUGGUUACCUCCGCAAAUUCCUUCCCUCAACCACUCUGGAACCACUUAAAGUAUAAAGACACCCAUUCCCCCAGUAACUGGACAACACACAGCUCUGGGAAUACACCCUGAAAUGCUUUAUUGGUACAGCCAAUUUAUGCACAGAUCCCACAGGGGGUCUCCAUUCUAUUCAGCACAAGCCCCUCAGUCUCAGGCUUGAGGGGGAUGGUUUACAGAUGGCCAUCUCCCACUCUUGGAGAUACAAACAGUAAAACUAUUGCAUACAGUAAUACACAUAACAUACACUUGUGGAAACUCAGGGUGCCCCGCUCCCCAGGAAGGGAAGUGGGCACACACAUAAAACAUACAUCACCGGAUAGCUCCUGGUCCCAGCUAGAGAUGUCGCGAACCGUUCGCGAACUUCCCGCGAACGGCUCGCCGCGAACCGUUCGCGGCGAGCUCCGGUCAGCUGACACAUCCCGGCCAAUCUCCAGCAGACCCUCCCUCCCAGACCUUCCCACCUCCUGGACAGCAUCCAUGUUGAAGGCAGCUUGUUGGCAAAUUGUUAUGUAAAGUCUGGGCUUGGGGCUCUGUACAUACCCGAAAACAGUUCCAUGGAAUCACUUGGUUUAAGCCGGUAGAUUUAAACUUUGCACUUAAACCAUGCGGCGACCAAUCAGGAGAAAGGGAGUGAAACUAACUUGCACCAAACGGUGCUCGGGGAGGUGUUUCGCCAGCCAAUCGGGAAGGAGGGCACAAUACCAGUUUGAAUGGUAGCCCUUUUCCUAUUGGCUGGCACGGACUUCCAGGCGACCAGCGGGACUAUGUGGCUGUGCCAACUCAUAGUUCCAGGGAGUCUGCUAGGGCUCGCACCUCUCUCAGGUAGAUAUCUUCACUUAGGUAGCACAACAGAGAAUGCGCUUUGGACUCGUAGCUCCUGGGUAGUAAACCCCUGAAGUAAUAGUUUGCCUCGCUGACAGUCCGGCUGCAGGCAGGAGGCCCUUUGAUCUCCUCAGAAAAACAGUGCUUAUAGCUUAGGAGCAGGUAGGGCGAUCCCCAGCAUGAGGACCGGAAAACAGUAGCAGGCAAGCAAGUUGGUACAUGUGGGCAUGGUACUCCGUGACGGCGUUUGGUCACACCUACCACUCGGUGAAGAAAUGUAAGAGGGGCUAGAGUUGCUUAGAGCUUCAUAGGUAAGGGUUAGUAUUUUGAAGUGACACCUGUAGGACACAAGAAGCCAAUGUAAGGAUCAACAGAGGGGAGGUGUGAGAAGGGCAACAGGAGAGAAAGAUCAGUAUAAAAAACCUAUGAGCCGCAGCAACAAAAUAAAUGACAGAGAUGUAUUCCACCGAGUGGAACUGGCAACGUUUCGACCCAACCUCAGGGUCUUUAUCAAGCCUCAGGCAUUUGCCGGUUCCACACAGUUGGAAUAAAUCUCUUUGUCAUUUACAUUGGUGUUGCAGAUCCUUAUUGUUUUUGAAGUAAUUGGAAGAAAAACUUGGAGAUUUGCACCCGAAUUUCAAUUGGCAUGCUGGCCCUCCCUAUCUGCUUUGUAGGAGAGAAAGAUCAGCCUUCAUUAUAGACUCUAGCGAGGCAGUACAGCUUCUGGGGAGACUGAUUAGGAGAGAAUUACAGUAAUCAAUGCAAGAAAUUACUAUAGCAUGGACAGCUACUUUCCCACCUUGUUUGUUUGCUGUCCCACUUGAUGCCUUUCUUAUUGUACCCAGUGCUCCUCAAUGCACACCUAAGAGUCCAGGAUUUGUGGAUUACCCAGGUGUUUUUUUUUUUGUUUGUUUGUUUGUUUGUUUGUUUUUUAAACACCUUUGACACACCUGGGUAAUCCCUAAAUCCUGGACUGGUAGAUGUUCCUUCAGGAGAGGGUUAAGGAGCACUGCUGGAGACUGUAAGCUCAUCUGAGCAGUGUCCUCAUCAACCUCAUGUAACAUCAUGUAACAUUUUGUAAUUGUUUCAUUUAUUGAUACAUUUACCUCUGUAUUUACCUCUGUAUAAAUCCCAAUAAGAAGAAUAAUCCCAACAUAGCGCCACAAUUUUGAAAUAUACAGUGAUAAAUACAGUAUGUAUUAUAGAGUAGAUAAACAAAUAUAUAGUUAAAAGUCCAAGAGAUAAUGUAGAGAUGCACUUAUCAGAAGUGUUUUUCUACCAAGUGACUGUGUAAUUCCUCAAUGGGCGUAGCAGAGUGGGUUCAGCAGUGGAGUCUGUAUGAAACAACAGAAAGGAAUAAUAGGGUAGUAUGUUCUUAGGGGAUAAUAAAAGGAAGACUAUAUAGUCCUACUCACAUUUUUUUGGAGCUGUAACUAGCUCCAGUAUGAAUGGCAUACAGUGGUACAAUCCCCACUGGAAUAUUGAAAAAGUAUGUUUUGUAAAAAUUUAAAGAAAAUUAAAAAGGUCAAAAUCAACAUUUAAAUUUAAUCCAUUUGGGGCAAGGGUUUUUAAAAGUUAGAACAAACAAAAGAAUGGAGUGGGAAAACCAUUCACAGGCAGUGGAUGGAACCCACUCGCAUUCAAAAAUACCACCUUGAAUUAAAAGUUACAUAAACAUGGGAUAUACCUUUUAUUGAGCCGACAAACAAAGAAAAAUGAUAAAUUAUAAAUCAAAGAAAAAUAAUAGUAAACUAACACAUCUACACACCCAAAACCGUGUCUAAAAGGUGAUAAGGUGAACAACUCUAACCCAUUAAAAACCUGGGUGGGUGGUCCUGAGUAUCACAUACAGGUAUAUAGGGUCCAAAGUGGCUAGCAGUAGAAGAUCCUAGAUGGGAUCAUAUUAAAGUGCUAAGAGCUUCCCUAUAUAAGUGGUAAUAUGUAUAAAUAUAUCUGAAUCUUGACAAUCCAAUAUUGGGUUACAAUAUAAGUAUACUACCCGUGGAUGUAUAGCAAGUAGAAAUAUGUAUAUAUGGAAUAUUGAGUGCCUUGUGAGUAAAUUAGGAGGAGUAGAAGUGGUUUUAGAGACAAUGCCAAAAAGAGUCCCAAUCACUUAGAGUCCCCCAAAGCACAGUGAACUCACAGGGCAACCUCUAGAGUAUUAUUGGUCCACGUAGAUCUCCCAGAAUGAUUGGGGGAGAUCAAAAGUAACAGAUAAGUAUAAUACUUGUGUUAAUCAACUGGUAUCCUCAAAAGGAUCCCUGGUAGUGACUGAGGAGAGAUAGCGAAGACAGGCAAAGGGUCCCAUCUAACUUAACCCAUAGAGAUCUGCUUCUAAUGGAUCUACCCCCUAUCCUCACAGACAGAAAAAUAGGAAGGCUCGACCGAUAGAGCAGUCAGUGACCAUCAGAGUCUAGAACUGCUCUAAGCCAAUAACCUCCCAAUCUGGAACUAAAGGAGCUGAUAGAGACGAUGUCGGGGUAUAUAUCACACUGUGAGUGAUGACGCAGCCAUGUGGCACUAACAAGAAAACGUUCUGGUAGACUCCUAAGCUAUCUAUCUAGCCCGAAGGCAUGGCAGGAAUCCCUCACUGCUGCUUCGAGGCAGCCUGGUCUAAUCCCAGAGUAUCCCAAUAUAGCUAAUAAAUAUAUUAAAUCCACAUAACAGAUAUAGCAGGAACCUAGGUGAUUAAAAUAACAAAUAAAGAAAAAACUAUCACAAAGGAUGCAUCGGCACACGAUAGCUCAGAGCUAUUAUCGUAGGGUUAAGUCCCUGAAUACCCCCUGCAACCUUUUUUUUUUGGGAGGUAUCGGUGCUAUUUUUUUAUCCAACACCAUUCCUUCCUUAUCGUUUUUAAAAGUUAGACCCAAUACAUUUUUUUUGACCUAUGAUCUUUUUAAAAUUCUUUAUUUUUUUAAAGUAGAAUCAACAUUCUAACUGCGUUCAAGAAUUGAAUAUGUAGGUGAAACUUUUUCUUUUUUAGUAGAUAUGCUAAGUGAUAUACAGGUGGUUGUCUGUUGUCACAUGUGAGUUCAGAUCCGACUAUGGCAGGAUACAUGCUGGACACACAAGUGGCAUCUGGUGGCUUAACGUUGCUAACAGGCACAUUUGUAAUAAGUGUUGCGGUAUCAGAGUUUGCCUAACUAAGUGUGCUAAUGUAGCUCAGGCCAUGGAGGCAAGGCUGGCUAAUGGUGAUGUGGAUAGAGUCCUCUUUGGCAGCACGGACGUAGUGGUGUGGUAGCAGUCCUAGCCGCCACGCGGCCAUAAGAGUCAGCCGUCUCCUGUGGUCGGCACCGGCAAAGCACAUAUUGGAAAGUCCCAUGGGGCCUCGGCAUUGCAGGUCAGGUAGGCUGGAUGGAUUCUGCCAUUGCUUCCCAGUCUUUCGUGAGUACCGUGGGUGGUGGGGAUGUUACCUUGGUGACGCGGUAGUUUCUCCGCUCCCCGUGUUGGUUUUCGGGCAUGUUUCCCUGUGGUAUGGAGGCAUAGCCCUUCUGGGCGCUGUUUGCGGCUUUGUGUAGCUGCAGCUGGGUGACGCGCCAGUAGGCCCCCCGAGUGAGCCGUUUUAGUUUGUAUGGUGGCGGACUGCGUUUGGAGGCUAUCCAAGUCUGUCGGUACCCGGGACGGCGGUGUCGGGUGUGCGGUCUGUGAUUUGUGAGUCUGGGCAGAGCCUUCGUUGCCCCCUGCUGCCUCGUGCCGGUCGGUAGCUGAGCUGUGCAUGUCAGAGCCGGUCUCCGUGCAGAUAAGGUAGUGGUAGUGGGUUGUUGGGGGACUGCUGUGGUUGCUUGGGUCUGCACCAGUAUGGCCCGCCACCACGUCCAGAAAAGGUUGAAGGCUGCCACUCUGCGGUCGCUUGCCUGCUGCGCUAUUAGUGGUAGGUAGGGUGGAGGCCCAGGGGCCCGAUCGGAGGCCGCCAUCUUGGCUUCUGGGUGUAGGUGGCUUGUGAUCUCUGUGGCUUGUAGGGUCCUAUAGCCCUGUGGAGUUUGGACCGGGAUGACCCCUGCCGGUCUGUGGGGGGGGGAGGGGAAACAAGGGCCCUUGGUCAAUGAGGUAACUAGUCUUGGCGGUGGGAGAGCGUCCGUCCCUCCAGCGCUCGCCAUGUGAGUAGGCCUCGAACGCCUGACCAGUGAAGGUAGCUUGUUGUGCCGCUUGUGGGGUAUCAUUCUACUUUGCUUCAUGUCCCCUUUUGGUUGCUGGCUGUUGUGGCACGUUUAGUUGCUUUUUGAGUCGUGAAAUUCGAUUUUUAACAUAGCUUGGUGCAGGAGCUCUUGAGGUUCACGUCCUCAUGGCUCUGUGGUCAGGCCCCGUCCCCAUGAUCAUUUUUACAUCUCCACCUCUCCAGGAAAAUUUACAUUUCUGGAUACCAAUGCAUUUUAGAUGUUUAGGGUUCUUAUCGUGGAUUAGAAAGUGCUUGGAUACUGUGAUUUGGGUAUCCUCUGAUAUUUCGACAGUGUUCAGCUAGUCUGGUUUUUAAACAUCUAGUUGUCAUUCCAACUUCCAAACAUAUCAAAGACCUUAUAUGCUGCAAUACCAAAAAUGUUAUAUAUCUACCCGAGUGCCCAUGUGGUCUCUAGUACGUUGGAAUGACAACUAGAUGUUUAAAAACCAGAUUAGCUGAACACUGGCAAAAUAUUAUCAGAGGAUACCCAAAUCAUUCCGUAUCCAAACACUUUCUAAUAAAGUGAGAAUUUUUUGGAACUAAUAAAAAAUUCAAUGUGACUUCUUUUAAAUUUAAGGUCAAAAUAGCUGUGAUGGAAUUCUUCCAGUUUAACUGUUUUGGCCUUAAAGUGGCUGUGUCACCAUCUGGGGUCUUUGAAAAGUUUGUAAAGUCCUCAACGUUGACCCUUGUGCUGGGGUCCGGUAGUGGCCGUGGGUGGCAGGAAAAGGUAGGUUACACUUUAGCUACAGGAGCCAAUGUCAGCACUGUACAUUCUUGCAUUCAAGACAGUGGGAUCUUAUGUAGGAAUAACAUUGCUUUCGUUUUUUUCCUUACAGCCAUCACUGGUGCAGUGUUAAUAUUGGCGGCAAAUUUCAAUUUAGUUUAAGUCAUAGUCUUUUGACUGAAAAGCCAUUUUAGUUAUAGUCGUAUUUUAGUCAUCUGAAUUGUUUUAGUUGUAGUCGACUAAAUCUCAAAAAUUUUAGUCGACUAAAAUUGUUAGUCAACAAAGUUUACACUGCACUGUGACACCUGGGGGAAAUUACAAAAUUGACAAAAGGGAACUCCUCCUUUUGUCAAGAGGACAUAGUCCCUACUUUGUCUCAGAUAUCUUUUGAAAUCUCAACACAGUUUAUGUGUGUAUUUCUUAAAGGGCCACUCUAGGCACCCAGACCACUUCAGCUUAAUGAAGUGGUCUGGGUGCCAGGUCCUUCUAGGGUUAACCCAUUUUUUAAUAAACAUAGCAGUUUCAGAGAAACUGCUAUGUUUAUGAAUGGGUUAAGCCUUCCCCCUAAUCCUCUAGUGGCUGUCUCAUUGACAGCCACUAGAAGCGCUUGCGUGCUUCUCACUGUGAUUUUCACAGUGAGAGCACGCCAGCGUCCAUAGGAAAGCAUUAUGAAUGCUUUCCUAUGUGACCGGCUGAAUGCGCGCGCAGCUCUUGCCGCGCGUGCGCAUUCAGCCGACAGGGAGGAGAAGAGGAGGAUCGGAGGAGGAGAGCUCUCCACCCAGCGCUGGAAAAAGGUAAGUUUUAACCCCUUUCCCCUUUCCAGAGCCGGGCGGGAGGGGGUCCCUGAGGGUGGGGGCACCCUCAGGGCACUAUAGUGCCAGGAAAACGAGUAUGUUUUCCUGGCACUAUAGUGGUCCUUUAAAGAUUAUUAUCUUUCUGAAAUACUCAUUUUUGAUCAAGGGUAAAUUUGAAACUCACUUUUCAGACAAUUCCAGAAUUCUUACUUUUUAAAAUAUCCCUGAAUCAUCUUACUGCUCUAGAAUGCUCUUUCUUCUUCAUUGGCCUAUCUUUCUUUGAGUUCUGCAGUCUGACCAAUCACCCUUAUCCAAAGUAGGAAAGUAAUUUAGAGAAAAAUACUCGAUAGAUGUGAAAUAUAUAAUGGAUAUCUGUUUUAAGAUUAGUGAGUGACCAGGAGAUAGCAGAAACUUCUGCACAAGAUCACCUUAAGCACGCGCAGAGCGAUAACAACAUCGUGGCUGUCACUGGAGGACCCGACUUUCUCUGAUCAAGUAUAGCAAACUUAUGGAUGACCUGAUGGCUAGAGUAAAAGGGACCAUGGUAGCAUUCCAAAGAAUAUGGGAACCCUGGGAUAAAAGCAUAAUAGGAUUGGGAAGGUAUUAAGAGGUGAAUCUCUUGGGGCCUGGAGGACAGCGGAGGUAUAACCAGUGGUGUAUCUUGGUUUUGUGCUGUCCUAGACAGGACAAGACUCAGAUUCCCCCCCCCCCCACGUGCGCUACCCUCACCCAACCCUGCUCCACCUUCUAAAUACACACACACAUUCACUGACAGAUACGCAUACACUAGCUAACAGAAACAGAAACACAGACACACACAGUCAGACACACACAGUCAGACACACACAGUCAGACACACACAGUCAGACACACACAGUGAGACACACACAGUGAGACACACUCACUGUCAGACACACACAGACACACACACAGUCAGACACACACACACACUAACAGACACACACACACACACACUAACACACUCACUUUUUUUUUUAAAUUUAACCCCCCCAGCCUCCUUACCUUUGGGAAUGCUGGGGGGGGGGGGGUUCUCCCAUUUCCUGGUGGUCCAGUGGCUGCUGGGCAGGCGGCGCUGGCGAGGGAGCACUUUUCCCUGCAUGUCAGUUAGCCACAAGGCUUACAAGGCAUUUGCCCUGGGCAUUUGGCGGCCGCUUUUUUUGCCGCCUCCUGGUAAAUGCCGCCCAAGGCAAAUGCCUUGUUUGCCUCGCGGUUAAAACAUCCCUGGGUAUGACAGCCACCCCUAUCAGAGGCCACCGAAGCGACGUGCAAGUACAUGCGGAUAGAGCCCGCCGCCCCUUCCCUCUGCCCUCCGUUCCUACACCCCCUUGUCUCUUUCUAUAUGUCUAUUUUCUCUUUCUCUUCUUUCUUCUUCUUUCACUAUUAUUCCCUGCUCAACAUUGGAAUAGGCGUACGUCAGGACUGAAUGGCCAAGCUAAAGGGCAGUAUAAGCAUUUGCGACACAGAAGGAGAGGCAAUGCAUACUGUUCAAUGUUAGUAGUACCCUAAAUGUAUAAUUAAAAACUCCUUGGCGGACUGUGAAAAAUAAGCUGUGUGGGAAAGACCUUGUACUAGGUAGCCUAUUGUAUAACAAAGUUAAAAUGUAAGUCAUGUACGGUGGGCUUUUGCACAAGCCGGUAUGCAAAAUUUGUGUUCAUGUUCCUGCCAAGAUGAAAAAAAAAAAAGAUUAGUGAGUGAACACAAGUUUACUGUCUCUUUAAUAUAAAGAUUAUUUGUUUUGAAAUGUUACUGUCUCUUUGAAAAUUAUUAUUUUUUAAAAUUUUGUUUCAGACAUGUGUUGAAGACACUGGGGAAGACGGAGGAGGCUAGUAAAAUAUUGCCUAAUAAUCCAUCACAUGGCAUUGCCCGUGGCAUUGCAAAGGCCUGGGAGUUGUACGGAUCUGAAAAGUAGGUUUCACUGGGAAUUUGUUAUAAAUGUAAUUGUAAAAGAAAGUUAAGACCUUGAGGAAUAAUUGAUCAUUUCAACCUUUAGUGCCAAACUGAGCACCAGCCUAAGCUUAAUGUAUUGGUUUUGGUGUAUAGACCAUGCCCCUGCAGUCUCACUGUUAUAUUCUCUGCCAUUUAGGAGUUAAAUCACUGUGUUUAUUCAGCCCUAGCCACACCUCCCAUGGCUGAGACUCACACAGCCUCCCUACACACUUCCUGUAAAGAGAGAUCUAAUUUUUCAAACACCCUUAUUGCACAGUGUUCUGUAAUUUAGAAUGUAUUGUUUUCUGCUCUGUUAAUUGCCUGCUAGAGCCUAAACAAAACCAACAGACAAUUAUCAAUACGUUAUAUUUUGUUAUGAAGGCCAACAGAAUGUGUCCAACAAGUUAAAUCUAGGGCUACCAGCCCUUAUCAUUAUAUUAUAUUAUGCAUUGAUUUUUGUCUUGAAACAAGACCCUAAACUUUAUUGUCUUGCAGGGCUGUUGUCAUGUUUCUAGUCGAAACUACGCAGAGGAACAUAUUUGAUCACCGUUAUAUUGAAAACGAACUGUGGGAUAGGCAAGUUGAAACACGACAUGAUAAGCUUUUAUUUUUUGUUUACCUCCUACAAACUUGGAGUGAUGAAGGCAGAUCGUAAACUUAAAAAAAAAAAAAACAUGCUUAACCCCUUAAGGACGCAUGACAUGUGUGACAUGUCAUGAUUCCCUUUUAUUCCAGAAGUUUGGUCCUAAAGGGGUUAAAGAAUGUGUAUCUUGCAGUGAGGUGACAUUUUUGGCAUGUAGUCUUCUUCCAGUUUUAGAUAUAAGCUGAUUUAUGACUAUAUAUUUCUAAUAUACAUCAAAGUAAAAUGCUUUGCGGUAGCUUUUCAUUAUGAAAUGGUUCAGUACACAUAUUUUCAAGCAUUUCUACUGUUUAGUUGAUAUAUUGUGUCACUAUUUGCCGUAAGUGGGGUUUAUUUCUAAAAAGAAAUAUAAGCAAAGAGGUGCAGGAGAGAUAAUAUAGUGUGGAAAUUUGUGUAACAUAAUGAACAUUGAAAUACAAAAGUAAAUCUCUCCUUAUUCAGCUGAGAUGAUUGCAGUGCAUACAUAGCCAAGGGUUUCUUUUCCAAUUCACAAAGUCCCUGUACAAUACUAAACCUCUUUUUUUCUUGUGUGCAGUAAAUGGUACUGUAAUUGGAGCCCUCAGUUUAUAUAUGCUGAGAGAAUAAAGAGUAGCAUAGACUGGCAUUUUAACAAUUUUGUUUUCUUAUGUUCUAAAUAUUGUACCAGGAUUGGUGGCAUCUCAUCAAGUUAUGCUGGCAGCCCCACUGCAAUACAGUUAAAGUGGCACUUUUCUUUUUUUACAUUUUUUUUUUUUUAAUGUUAUUCAUGCCCUCCCUCACCAAUUGGUCACUUGUCAUUCUGUAUAUUAUCUAUUUUUCCCUUGCACUAAAUCUCAAAAGCGGGCAUUGCUAGUGUGGGGGAGAGGAGGUUUGGAGGCUGAAGUCACACAUAUGUACAGUUGAUGGAGAGGGCAGGAGAAUUAUUGUAGAUUUUUUUUAUUUUUUAUUCUACAACUUUUUAUACACAUCUUAUUCUAAAAAAAUAUCAGUCGUAUACGGCUCCAAGGGGGAAGGGGUGGCGCCCUUAUAAUGACUGCCGUCAGGGUGUGCUGAGGAAGAGAACGUUGCUGCACAGCCCUCUAUUAGACAGCGUGGUGAGAUUGUAUUUUUUUACCUGUCUGUGUAGCAGCACACUGUUCAUGGGAAAAGAUUGGCGUACAUAUGCAUGACAUAUCUCUACCUCUCUGUUAGUGUAGGGCUUUGAUGGCUAACCUUGACACCAUAAAUUGUUUCUGGACUGCAUUUCCCAUGAUGCUCAACUAGCUUUUAGCUAAAAAGCUAGCUGAGCAUCAUGGAAAACAUACAUUUUCAUUCAACGUAGAUUUAAUACAGUAUUAAAAAAAAACCACAGCAUCGCCCUCUACUAAAUCCCAGUCCCCCCGCUCUACUAAAUCCCAGUCCCCCCGCUCUACUAAAUCCCAGUCACCCCCGCUCUGCUAAAUCCCAGUCCCCAGCUAAAUCCCAGUCCCCCUGCUCUACUAAAUCCCAGUCCCCAUUCUACUAAAUCCCAGUCCCCCCCUCUACUAAAUCCAGUCCCCCUGCUCUACUAAAUCCCAGUCCCCCCUGCUCCACUAAAUCCCAGUGCCCCGCCUACUAAAUCCCAGUCCCCCAGGCUCUACUAAAUCCCAGUCCCCCAGCUCUACUAAAUCCCAGUCCCCCCGCUCUACUAAAUCCCAGUCCCCCCCGCUCUACUAAAUCCCAGUCCGCCCGCUCUACUAAAUCCCAGUCCGCCCGCUCUACUAAAUCCCAGUCCGCCCGCUCGCUAAAUCCCAGUCCUCCCUGUCUGCUAAAUCCCAAUCCCCCCGACCCCCCAUACCAAGCAUGUCAAACUCAAAGGCUAGCCUGGGUCAAAUCAACAAAGUCUAAGUUUAUGUGGGCCACAAAAAAGCACUCACUCACUGACUGACACACACUCACUCACUGACUGACACACACUCACUCACUGACUGACACACUCACUCACUGACUGACACACACUCACUCACUGACACACACUCACUCACUCACUGACUGACUGACACACUCUCACUCACUGACCGACACACUCUCACUCACUGACUGACACACACUCACUCAAUGACUGACACACACAUUUACACAUUCUUGCACACACUCACAAAUCAUUUUGUGUAUUGCUGAUUGCUCCCUACCUUUGGGAGCAGGUGAGGGGCCUUCUCUCUGGAGAUCUCCAUUGCUGCUCCUCACUUAGGUUUGCCACCUUUAUUGUAAAAAAAAUACCGGCCAUACAAAUUUGCAUAAUUAAUUAUAUAUGCGUGACCUCACAGGAUGUGAUGUAAGAGAUACAAUACAUAUGCAGGGGUAAAUAUGUGCACAUACAUACACACUGACACAUGCACACACAUACGCACUGAUAUAAAAAAACACACCAUUGCACACAAUCACAGUGUGUUUGCGUGUGUGGCAUUGUGUAUCUAUGGAUGUGAGAUUGUGUGUCUGGCAGCGAGUAUCUUUGUGCAUCUGUGAUUGUAUAUAUGUGUCUAUUUGUAUCUGUGACUGUGACUGUUUGGAAUGCACAUUUGUGUAUGUGAGCAUGUGAAUCUGUGUCUGGGAGCAAAUGUGGGAGUGGGAGCUGUUGUGUGUGGGUAUGGGGGGGGGGGCUGUUUGUGGUCUUGAUGUGUUUGUUACAUUUUUGGUGAUGUUGUGAUGUGUGUGUGUGAUGCAACUGUGUGUAUAUUAGGGUGACUUUCAGUGGAGGAGUGCCUGUGCGUGACAGGGUGAGUGUGACUGGGUGAUUUUUAUCAAGUAUAUUUUAUUUUUAAAAGUAAAUAUGGCACAUGUCUGCACAUGCUACCACUGUCCCAGAAUAACCUACAUGACGUAACACAAUCCCUGCUGCCCAAUAAGCCUUCUUAGUUAAUGUUAGUGCAUGGUGCAUUUUCUGUUUCUCCCCCACACCCUGCCAUAUAUCCUGCAUGCAACCCCCCCAAACCUCCUUUCUCUCCAUGUAAGGGACCAAGCUCCUGAUCUCUCUCUCUAUAUAUAUAUAUAUAUAUAUAUAUAUAUAUAUAUAUAUAUAUAUAUAUAUUGCAGUGUUUCAAUUGUGCAAUCUCAAAUCUGAUUGGUUAGAUCAGUGUUCCCCCCAGGGUAGGCAAGAAGAAGCAGGUAAAUGUGGGAUUUAAAUAUAUUUACCUGCUUUUUCUGCCUGCGGAGUGAGAGAUUCUGCUCCAGGUUUGUAGCCCCUUCUGUAAACCUGAACACUUACACUGACUGAACGGUCUGCAGCAGCCAGACUCAUAGGUGUGAGUGUGAGGUCAGAUGUACAGUAUGGAUCAGUCCCAAAAACAGUUGGGAUGCUUCAUGAUAGAAAGCAGCAACCUGCUUAUUGCCAGCAAUUAUCGGUACCAGUCAGGCAGCCCCAAAUACCGGCCAGGUGGCAACCCUAUACUCACUGCUCCCUCACACGCACAGUUUAGUGAAGCAUCUACUCGCGGCUCGCUGGACCGCAAAGAUAUUCAUUGUGGGCCGCAAGUUUGACAUGCUUGGUGUAGGGGUUCAUCAAGUUUUCCUUUGGGCGCAAACACCAGGUGUUUCUGAAACCCAAAACAAUAAACCUGGUGCCACUAUUUUGUUCUCGUCUGUCAAUCAAGGUGUGCGGUUUACUUCCGUGGGAUUUGUUUGACUGAUGGAUUGUGGGUAAUUGACCUUGGAAACUGAAAUGGAUCCUUGCAAAUAUACAGGUUUAGUUACUAAAGUGAGAAUUCAAAGUGAAUUUCAAAUUUAAGGUGAGAGUAUCUGAAUGGAAUAGGGCUAGGCAGUAGAAUGGAAUAGGAAAUUAACUAAUACGUAUGACAGGAAGAUUUCACUUGACUAAGUGGGGACUGCCUUAAACUCCACCCUUUGUCAAAUUUGGUCAAUCAGAGGAACAUCAGAGGAAAAUACAUAAGACACAGUAGUCCCUACUUUGCCUUAAAUAUUUUAAAGAAAAGUUACAAUUUAAAAGAGGAAAUCCGCAACGGAAAUAAGAGACGGGAAGAGAAGAAGAAUCGAUUUUAAGGAAAGGUAAUUAUGCCGUAAUAGAGCCGCUUUAAGUAAAUACAUAUUUUCAGUGUAUCUUAUGGCUUGCCCUUGCUCCUAGGGAGGCAGCCAUCUUUAGAUCUUCUUUGGUUGAAAGGACUAUUGGUACAGCCGAGGAAAAUGCAGGCAAGUGUGCGUUCGCAAGUCCUGAUGUCACGUGCAUGUGCUAGGUAUCUCCAAAACAUGCUCUAAAACCGUUUCGGCCCUUUACAGAGUGCAUGGCUUUGUCAAUUUCAGCCAAAGUGAACUUCAGGAUUGCCACCUCUCUGGAGCAUGAUUAAGCUAGUGAAUGUGCUGAACAGAGGUAUAUAAUUGUGUUGCAAUAAUAAAUACACCCAGGCUUUAAUACAUGUAAUCUUGCUAUUCAAAUAAUAAGACAUUAUGGCAGUUAUCCAUUAAUUAAUACAGAUCCUUUUCACUGGUUUGUUUACUGUCUGCUUCACCUUUACAUUGUAGGAAAAAAUAAACAAACAUUCUCACAAUGCCAUUAACAAUAUUUCUUUCUUUAAAGUCCUAUUUUGACCCUGUGAUCUCAACCCUAUUUUUCACAAUUUCCAAUCUCUUAAAAGGGUGUUGAGUCAUGUGUGUUUAAAUCAAGACACACUCUAUUGUUUAAUACAAUCUGGUAUAAAUGUAGGGAUACACAAAAGAAUGUUAAAAAAAAAAACCAAAAACUCUUCCGCUGUGUUAAACACCACGCUAAAAACAAAAUUCUGGUUAAUGAAAACGUAUUUAUACAAUGGAAGUACGGUAGCUGCGACUAUAGCCAAAAUUUAUAAUUUCUCAGAAUCCAUUAUUUUGGCUUCAGUUUUGCAAUUCCAUUUUUCAAUUCAUUGUUUUAGUGAAUAAACCCCACAAUUAUUCUGAUUGGGAAAUUAAUUAGAUUCUAAAACGUGUUCCGUCUAUGGAAAAUGGACUUAUCAGAUGGGCCAGCUGGAGACGUAGAGCAGGCCCUGUGCAUCUGCUGAAUAUACUCCGUAAGUGGUUCAAUGGACUGAUUUUUGCUUUGCAGGAACAUCCGAGUGAUCAGGAGGCGACUCAGGGAUGUUUUGGAAAGGGGAUCGUUGAAUGCAGAUAAGGCUCUCAUUGUGUAAGUAUAGGAACUUUUACUAUUAUUUAUAUUGCGAAAAAAAUGAAAAACCAGGAUGUGUUGUGCAGGCUUAGUUAUUGCCAUUUUAUAGCACCAGCGUAAUCUACAUCUGUCUGUAUAAAGAUAUUAGACUUGUCACUCAAAUCCACUUAUGUUUUCAACUUUGCAGAUCCUAAAUAUACAAAUAUGUCGCACAAACACUAAACUGACCCUAUAUUGUGCACACUCACCAGCCAUAUCUAUGCUGUGCCUUGCACGGUACGCAAUACAAGUUUGCACUUUAAAUUGUGGUUUCAAAAAGGGCAGUAAAUUGGCUUUGUGACAUACAGUAGUGUGUAUUCUAUAACUGACUGUCCUAAAAUAAUGCAUUAAAAUGGACAAUAUAAUGUGUGAAGCAGAAUCUAUGUGGGUUUUUUGUUUGUUUUUUUACUCUCCCUUCUCCUCUCAUGUCUAUUUUUAUUUUUCUAUUUUAAAAUAAAAUCAAAAUACUAUAACACUUCUGGUGUUCGAAAAAUACUUUAACCCCUUAAGGACACAUGACGUGUGACAUGUCAUGAUUCCCUUUUAUUCCAGAAGUUUGGUCCUUAAGGGGUUAAACAAGAGGACAUAGUCUUAAAUUAGAGGGACAACGGUUUAAAAAUAAUAUCAGGAAGUAUUACUUUACUGAGAGGGUAGUGAAUGCAUGGAAUAGCCUUCCAGCUGAAGUGGUAGAGGUUAACACAGUAAAGGAGUUUAAGCAUGCGUGGGCUAGGCAUAAGGCUAUCCUAACUAUAAGAUAAGGCCAGGGACUAAUGAAAGUAUUUAGAAAAUUGGGCAGACUAGAUAUAUCUGCCGUCACAUUCUAUGUUUCUAAUACUUAUGCACUUUUAACUGGCAAAAAAACCCUUAGUGUAACCCAUCAAUCACACUCUCACAGUUGUGCCAAAUUGAGUGUACAAUACAUAUAUAUGUAGGUUGUGCACAGCUAUCACUGCCUCCUUAAAUCACCAAACCCGGUGUAAACAGGGGUGGAACCACAAUGCAGUUAUGUUGGCAAACAUGUCUCACUUAGAAUCUACUCCUUCAUACAUUAGUAUUUAACAAAAGUAUUGCUCAAUCAGGCACAGAUUGCCAGAAAUAAAAAUGACAUGCAGACAUUAAACGUAAUCCCCGGGAGCGGAGCUUGCUACUGCACAAGAGUGGACACGUUUCCCUACAACUCUCGAAAAUCUGUAGCUCUCUGACCUAAAAUCACCCGUUUGGCUGCUCAUCCAGAGGGGAGACUCACCAAUCCUGUCUUGUGGUAACUCUCUGCACAGACUGGUGCCCUAAUCCCCAAGGCUUACUUGAAAUGGUGGGAACAGUUUGUCUUAAAGGGCAACGGUCCCCGCAAAGCUAUUUUUAAUAUUAUUAUUACUGGUAUUUAUAUAGCGCCAGCAUAUUCUGUAGCGCUUUAACAAUAUAACAAUUCUUUCAUCAACUUAUAAAAAGGAAAUAUAUCGUUUUUAAAGUGACACUCCAGGCACCCAGACCACUUCUGUCCAUUGGAGUGGUCUGGGUGCCAACUCUCACUACUCUUAACCCUGCAACUGUAAUUAUUGCAGUUUUUAAUAAACUGCACUAAUUACCUUGCAGGGUUAACUCCACCUCUAGUGGCUGUCUACUAGACAGUUACUAGAGGGCACUUCCUGGAUCAUAGCACAGGAAACCUGUGCUAGAGCGUCGCUGGACUUCCUCACGCUGUGUGAGGACCUCCAGCAUCGCUCAUUUCCCCAUAGGAAAGCAUUGAAAUGCAUUUUCAAUGCUUUCCUAUUGGGAGCGCUAAUGCGCACAUAGGGUGUUGCUGCGCAUGCGCAUUAGCCUCUGUCCGUUCUCAGAAUACUCUAGCGACCCAUUUUUUGCUCUCCAUUAGUUUAAAGGGUAAUCCAGACGUGGACCCCUUGCUCACGGUGCCUAGAGAGAUAUCAGCUAUGCCUCUCUGAUGAUGCCUAACAAGGCUGAAACGAUCGUCUGGGGUUGCUGUAUCUCUCGUGCAGAGAAAACUUGCUGGCAUUUUGGAUCUGGACUGCCCGUAUGGGUGGGACCAGUCUGAUAUGCUUCAGAUAUGUUCUCUCUGUAAUGGCACAAGAUGAGCUAAAACCAGCUUGAGUUCUGAGCGGGGACCCACCGAAGGGCAGGCUAUUUGGCUAUUUUAGCUGCUGUCCGUUCUCAGAAUACUCUUGCGACCCAUUUUUUGCUCUGCAUGCGCAUUAGGUCUCCCUGGCCGGCGCAAUGCAGAGGAGAAACGGCGGCGGAGGAAGAAGCAGCGGCGUGGGACAUCGUCGCUGCCUCUGGUAAGUUACUGAAGGGCUUUUCACUCCUCCAGCAACCGGGGAUUGGGGGGUGGGAGGGAGAGGGGACCUGCAGUGCCAGGAAAAUGGAUUGUUUUUCUGGCACUGAAGUUUCCCUUUAAAUGAAGUAUAUGGAAUAAAGAAAAAGAGAAAAACACAUCCCUGCAUUUAGCAUAUGACCGUAUCUUUCAUCCAUAUACAUACACCGUUGGUCGGACAGUAACAGUCUCUAUGGUCUUCCCAGCUUCACUCCCUGCACAGAACCAGGUAAGACAAUAGACUGUCGGUUUGUAAACCUUGUCCGACCCAGGGUAUAUGUGUAUGGCUAAAAGUUUCUGCCAUAUAAUAAAGUUAGGGAUGGGUUUUUCUCAAUGUGUUUGUAUGUAUACUUCAUUUAAAAAUAUCCUUUAAAAAUGUGAUGAAAGAUUUAUUAUAUUUAAAAAUAAAUAAACAAAAUAUAUAUAUUUUUUUUUUUUUGAGGUGACCGUUGUCAUUCAAGAUUGAAACAGUUCCCACCACCAUUUAAAGUAAGCCUUGACGGUUUAUGUUUAAUGUCUGCAUGUCCUUUUUAUUUCUGGCAGUCAGUGCCUGACUGAGCAAUACAUUUGUUCAAUACUAUUGUUAGAAGGAGUCGAUUGGAAGUGAGACAUGUUUGCCAACUUAACUACAUUGUGCUUCCAUGCCUGUGUUCACCGUUUGGGUAUUUAAAGCGACAUUCCAAACACCAUAAACACUACAUACUGCUGUAGUGGUUAUGGCUGUAGUACCCUGUCACAGUCCCAUCGUAGUCUGACAAGCCAUUUUUGCAUGCCCUGUUUGGUGUCUGGGCUUCAUCCUGUCAUCUCAGGCAGGAAAAGUCUGAUGCCGAUUUAGGCAUACUUUCAUUGGCCAAGACCACCAGUUGAGUCAGUGCAUGAUUUGAAUCUGUUCUGAUAUUGAACAACCCUGAUAUCUAGCCUCUUCAGCUCUUAGAAUACCAGAUGCGGUGAGGUUCUGGGGUGAAGGUCAAACUGUGCUUAAAAUUUUAUAUUACAAUAGGAUGAGGCCAUGGCAAUUAUGGCACCAAAAUCACUAUGGAGGACUGCAGUAGGCAUCAUGCUUGGAUCAUUCCUUUAAACAAUAAAAUCAUGGUGUGGUGAUUGUUUCUGUAAUGUUGGAGUUCCAUUGUUUUCCACUUGCUACAUUUUAAAUAAAUGCCUCCUUUCUUUCUAAAAAAAAAUAUAUAUUUUUAAUAUGUUCUAUAUAUUUUUGUAGUACCAAGUGUAAAAAAAAGGACAGAUCGCUCAAAACGUGAUCAGCUGGAGAACCAUAUUGUACUUUAUGUAUACUAUAUGGAAUUGUUCCAUAUUGAGGGCAUUCUAUUGAUCCUAGUUAUUACACCAUAUAGAACGGCAGAUUUGCUGCCAGUUUAGAAUUUCUGUAAUUAAUGUUGUUCCAAUGGAUUAGGUCCUAAUCCGUGCACUGUUUGUUUUAGGGAUGGAUAUGAGGUAGCCGUGGCCUAUUUUAGAACUGGAUACAUGCCUCAAGAUUAUGAAGACAAGGUGUGUAUUUAAUUCCAAAUAAAAAAGACUGUUUUAAGACUGCCUUUGUGUUUUGUUACUCUUUUUUUCGAGAAACUGAUAUAAACCGAAUAAACAAAAAUACAAUGCAACAUAUUGUAUUGUUAUCUUGAGAAUAGUAUCAUUUGAGAAAAAAAAAAUACAAACCUCCAUGUUACCAUCUACACUUUGAUUGUGUUGGGUUUACCCACUAAUCUGCAAAUUGUAAUUCAAAGAGAUUACAAAAAUGUAAACAAAAAGGGCAGAUUUUAAAAAAUUUGCCUACUUUACUAUUGUGACAUCAAGUCAAUUUUGAAAUUAGAUUUCUAGUUCAUCGCAAUUCUGUGUUUAAUGAAUAAGCCCUUAUGUGUCCCUUUAUACAGCUGAGAUGAAUUAAUUUCUGCCGUAGUGCCAUGUGCACCUAAUGCUAAUAACAAUGUGGACUUGUGCAUGUUGAAUGAUUCUUGGUGUGUGGGUUGUAGAUUGGCAGGAGAAGUGUGGCGUGGGUCAUGUAAUGGAACGAGGUUGAGUUGGUUCUUCAUGGUGUUUAUGUUCUAAUUAUGGUUUGUGUGACAGUACUAGUCUUCUGCAUGCGGAGAUGUGGUAAGGAUGGUUUUCUCCAGACUGACUGAGAUCUUUGAUGACCAUGAGAUAACGCACAAUGUGCUGAUAAUUUGUCACACCAUACAGGAUUGGGAAGCGCGUCUCUUGAUGGAAAGAUCUAAAGCAGUGAAAUGCCCAGAUGUGGCCACUCAGCUAGUCGGCACCAAGAAGGUUCAACAGGAACUGAGUCGACCUCUUACCUUGGAGAAAUUCCUACUAGAUCGACGUGAAGCUACUGCUCGGAUUAGAGAGACGUUCGCAGGCCUGUACACCUUGGAUAUUGUACGUGUGAUUGUGAUCUUUUCAAAACUUGGCACCGUUACGUCAAUUAUUUUGAACAAAGUGACACACAGAGAGGGUUGAUCAAUAUACUACAUUGUUCAUCUCUCUACCAACUCAAUGCCAUGCUUUAAUAUGUUAAUCUAGAUCUGAAUAGUAUUUUUUAUUUUUUUUGCAAGAGAUACCAAAUGUAAGUAGGUUUGUGUAGUGUUUAAUUAAUAGAAGAUUAGUAAAGCAUAAACUUUAUAAAUUGUUUAUUUAGAUCUUGCAGCAGAAUAGAUGCACAGAAAUGCUCACAUCAAAUUGCGUAACACUAUCUGUGUGCCAGGAUACUAACGCUAAAUCCAUUAAGUGAACCAGUCUGCCUUGUUUCUUCAUUAAUAUGCCUGGGGAUGCGGGUCACACCUCAUGUGUAAAGUCGACACAUGAGCUUCAUUAGCCAGCAUGCUGGCCACAGUACAGACUAACGUCAUGUCACUUCGUUCUUAUUCUCCCUUGCCAGUGGUUGACUAGGGAGCUUCAGUAGCAACCACCGCGCAUGCACUGUGGUUGCUAUGUGGAGAGAGCAAAGGGACCGUCUGUUGGAGGUCUAUUCUGUUCUCCCUUCUCAGUUAAAUCUUCGGCAUAGCGUCUAGAAUUGACUGACAGAUGGAAAAUGGGAGAAAGACCUAUUUUUUUUUACCCUCACAAACUAUAUAUUUGCUAGAAAAUAUGCUAGCACAACAUAGAUAUAACAUUUUAUGAUCUUUCAAAGGAACGAAAGUUAUAGGAGGCAUUACAUAUAUCCUUUAACGUCACAAAUGACCUGCGUAAGGAAGGGAAACACCGAAUGGUGUUUCUAGUUGUGAUCAUUCUAGCAAUAGUUAGUCUUGUUAAAAACAUUGUAUUAUGUAAGUUUGAUAUUAACUGUUUGAACUGCAAAGGUUCAAGAAGGACUGUGAUUCAGAUGUGGCUUGCAGACAAUGGGGUGAGCCUUUUGAGGUUAUCAUAAUUUUAUCAUUCUGCUUUAGGGUGAAGAGGGUGAUAAGACUGUGGAAAUAGCCAUUGCUAACCCAGAUCAGUUUGUGCUGAAGCCUCAGAGAGAAGGUGGAGGUGAGUCAGAACAAAACACGAUUUCCAUAGAUUUAGCGUGACUUGACAGUGUUGAAUAACCAUUUGCCGUAAAUGAGGUUUAUAUUUUUGUAUUCAGCAUAUCAAAAAUAAUAAGCAUCACUUUUUUUUUUAUUCCUCUUUAAGGGAACAAUAUAUAUGGGGAGGAGAUAAAAGAAGUGUUGGAGAAGGUUAAAGACAGCAUCGAACGCACCUCCUUUAUACUGAUGGAUAAGAUCAGGCCUCGACCUCUUAAGAAUUGUCUCCUGAAAGCUGGAGGACAAAUUCAAAUCUCAGAAUGCAUCAGUGAGCUUGGCAUGUUUGGUGUAUAUGUUAGGUAUGUGUCUCCAAUUGUUAAAAGGGUACUUAUAGCAUUUGUCAAUAAAUGUGUUCUAGAUUUUUUGGGGUCGCUGUCAGUGGCCUGUGUAUGAGUAAGUUGCUUGUCUGAAUUUCACUAGGAAGUGUGUAUAUAUAUAUAUUUUUUUUUUUUAUUAUUCUCUUUUUUUGCUCUGAUAGACAAGCAAUGACAUGAUAAUACAGACUUAUGCAAGACUGUGACAGUACAAUGUCGGUUUAUGGGUUACAGAAGGCAAAUUUGGUUAAUUAGUACAGUCACUAUACAUACAUUGUUUGAUAUGUUUGCAUUGUCAUCAGGAUUUUUCUUUUAUGUUUUCAAACAGGUGCAACUGUAUACAAUGGCAGUAUUUUUUUGAGGAGUAGGCUUUGUUGACUGAUUGCAGCAAUGAGACUCUUAUUUAAUGACAGUAGUUUCAUGGUUGUUAAAGACGGUGGUGAUAUAGUUACUGUACACAUUAAUGUCAUCAAUCUUUCGAUAGGUUUGUGCUAAUUUACGCUAGUCUCCCUUAAGGAAGUAUAUUUUUAAAGGGACACUGUAAGCACCAAAACCAUGUUAGCCUAAUUCAGUGAUUUUGGUGUAUAUAUAAUGCCCCUGCAGUCUCAUUUCUCAAUUCUCUACCAUUUAGGAGUGAAAUCACUGUUUCUAGCCACACCUUUCCUGCAUAUGACUCACAGUCUCCCUGCGCACUUUCUGUUUAAACUUCCUUUCUUACACAUUCUGCUUACUUUAGAAUGUUGUAUCUCCUGCUCUGUUAUUAGUCUUCUAGACCCUGCAUGAGCCUCUUCAGUGUGAUUAAAGUUCAAUCAACAGAGCAGGAAAUAAAAACAUCUAAAGUAAACACACUGUGCUGUCACAUCUGAUUGAAACAGAUACCAAACAGAAACAAAAAUGAUCUAACUCCUAAAUGGGAAAAAAAAAUUGAACAGUGAGACUACAAGAGCAGUAUCAAUACACCAAAACUGCUUCAUUAGGCUAAAGUUGUUUUUGGUGCUUGGAGUAUCCUUUUAACCUGCUGGUCUCCAUAUGCUGUAAAACAAUGGUUCUCGAUCCUCGAGACGUACCAACAGUCCAGAAUUUAAAGGAACAUUCUGAGCACCAUAACCACUACAACCUGCCAGGUGCCCAUGUUGCAUACAUUCUUCUCAAGCAGGAGAUGCCAACACAUGCAUUCAUUCAUUGGCUGACAGCGGUUCCCAAAUGUUUUAGGUUCAAGGCGCCCUUUAUAUUUUAAUAUUUUUUCAAGGCACCCCAAGUCAAAAUUUCUAGGUUAUAUAUCUGUAUAGCGCUGUGGCAUUUAUUGGCGCUAGAGUGUAAUGUAUAUUGUUUGUGUUUGAAGGGGUGCUUGUAUAUAGUUUUAGUGUUCUAAUACAGGGGUGUGUUUGUAUGUAAUGUUUGAGUUUGAUUGCAGGGGUGUGUCUGAAUAUAAUCACUUUUUAAUGCGGAUGUACAUUUGUGUUAAGUAUUUGUGUUUGAGUGAUGGGGUGUGUUUGUAUAUUUUUUUGGGGGAGUUUGUAUGUAAUAUUUGUGUUAGAUUGCAGGAGUGUGCUUCUAUGUUGUGCUGGUGUUUGACUGCUUGGAUGUAUGCGCACACACUACCACAUACUUACACGGAUAUACAUGCACAUUAACACACAUACACACACACACCUUUACACACGCAUACACUGACAUAUAUACAGACACACACCCUGACCCAUACAAACAUUAAUACAGACACGCACCCGGACACACAGAUGUGUGCACACACACUGACCGAAGCACAAUGGCUUAUACGCACAUACUCAUACAUACAUAUUUACACACACACACGUGAUAUUUUUUUAUAUCUCCAGCCACCCUCCUGUUAGCUUACCUUGUAUGUCCAGGAGGGUGGCUUGGAGUUUUGCUGGCUGCUGCAUGUGAGGGGUCUGGAGCAACUCUGGACUGCUCCUCUCCAUCUCUCUGCAUGACACUGGGAGGAAGUGACAGGCUGUCACUUCCUCCCAGCUGGCCGACAUUACAGGGGCCCUGUCGCGGUCUUAAAGGACCAUGGCACCCGAACGGCCCCUGCUCAGCAGUUAUGUUUCCCGGUGCUAUAAUCACAGCACCGAGGAAACAUUCCGCGGCACCGCUGUGACACACAGUUUGGGAACCGCUGGGCUGAGAGCAUCAGCUGAGCAGUCUCAGCCAUGGACGAAUUCAAUGAGGAGCUACAUUGAACUGAAUGACAUCUGGCUUCUCCAGCUCUUAGAAAACCAAAUGAAGGGCAGACCUCUGAUAUGACACAGCUAAGUGUCAAACCAUGCUUAAACGUUUUAUUAUGACAGAUUACUCUGGGACUGUGUCAGGGCACUCCUGGCACCACAGUCUAUACAGGUAGCUCUUCUGCAUAUGGUGCUUGCAAUGUUCCUUUAAGCAUUUCUCAGUUCCCUUUCCAUGGGAAUACAGACUGUCAGUUACUGUGCCUUUUAGACUCGUUUCAGAAUGAGUUGUCAACUGAUUUAGGUGUGAGCUUUUUUUCUUGUUUCAGCCUGUGUUGGAUGAGCUAGCAGUAUUCAUUUCAACCACACGUGCUUGUAAGGCUGGAACGUCUCACACGUUCAAAUCUGUUCUAAUCUUUAUUCAAUUAAACACACACAAAAAAAAAAAAAACAGGUGAUUAUUAAUCUUAAAUAUUAAACGUUGUAAAGGAUUAAUAGUCCUUUUAUGGGUAAUGCCAAACUACCAAGUAACAGCAAGUGAGAGACAUACAUGUAUGAGUAUGGCUUUUAUUGCAGGUUUCAGUCAGUGAUUGAUAUUUUUAGUGUGGCAUCUCUCUCUCUUGCUCGUGUCUUGCCAUGGCCGUUUAUCCUCUUACCCAGAGGAUACAUCUUUCACCCAUCUGUUAAAGGGACACUAUAAGCACCCGGACCAUUUCAUCUCAUUGAAGUGGUCUUGGUGCGGUGUCCCAGUCCCACUAGGCCCUUCAAUGUAUAUCUUUGCAGUUUUUGGUGGCUAACCAACUUUUGGUUGCCCAACUGAUGCUGGAUGUCCUCACACUCUGUAUGAGGACAUCCAGUGUCAGUAAAAUUAAAACAAUGCUUACCUAUGUGGAGGGCUUAAUGUGCUUGCAGCGCAUGCUGUGCAUGCACAUUAGUCCCCUCUCCGCCGUCAGAUGACAACAGAGGAGGCGAAACACUGACCCAGCACCGAGGGACAUCGGCGCUGGAAUCGGGGGACUAUAAAGUUUUUUUUUUUUUUGUUUUUUUUUUUAAUCCUUCAUGAGCGGAGGGGUGGGGGAUGAGAGGGCUCUAUAGUGUAAGGAAUGCAACUUUGUAUUCCGUACACUAUAGAUUCCCUUUAAUAAUAUGACACCCCUCUCAUUCCCCAAUGUCUGCCGCACAAUUUAGUAUUCCAUUGUUUACAAAUAUAGCUAAUCUGUAGAGAGCUCAAAGCUUCCUCUCGCCCACCAGCUAUUGGCGAGUAGAAAAUCACCCCAGCUGAGUGUACCGUAGAUCUUACAGGCUUGCGAUGGUGCUGUGGCUAAUUUUUGUUCCUUUUUAGGCAAGGAAAACAAGUGGUCAUGAAUGAAGGUGUGGGUCACCUCCUUAGGACAAAAGCCACGGAACAUGAAGAUGGUGGAGUAGCAGCAGGUGUGGCGGUCCUGGACAAUCCUUACCUUGUAUAAUGUGAGAUAAUAGUGGACCUGUAAUCUCUUAAUGUGCCUAAAAAUACCUGUGCUGGAUCCUAGAGGUUAUAUUUGUAAACUAAAAUAGCCCUAGUGGGGAUACAUCAGAUGUUAUUCUCAGUCUCUUGUGAAUUGUUUUCCGCUAAAUAAGAAACCACUGCUCAUAGGCAAGUAGACCAUUUUAUCUUGAUGGACAAACAGAGCAAUGUGGCACAGUAGUAAAUUGUGGUGGCCCAGCAACAAUGGUCUUCUAGAGAUCUCAGACAGAGUUUGUGCUUCGAGAGCCUUGUAUCAAAUUGGAGCAAUCCCCCCUCCCCCUGGUCUCUCUGAUGCCUUCAUAAAAGGGCCACCAGAGCCAGUUUUCUAUCAGAUUCAGUUACCCGUUAGAUUGUUUCCUCCAGCUCUCCGCAAUGUUCGGAGUUCAGUUUGUCCCUAUAACCCAUGCGCUCUGAGCCGGUUAAAUGGUCCUUUCUAAGGUUCUCUAGGAGAAACACUCUAAGCACCAAAACCAAUUUAUCUUAAAGCAGCUCUGUAACUCCCUCAAGGAGUUUUCCAUAAAGAUAUAAUUUUUAUGAAUUACUCACAAUGACUGUGUUGGAAUUUCACUGAAAUUUCAGUGCAGUCAAGAUAGAUUAAAACAAAGUAGGGAGUUGACAAAAGGCUGAGCUACUGCCGUUAAGUUUUGUCAUUAACCCAUCUUCCAUUGACCUUAGUGUCAAACUCGCCCCCUAUUGUUUUUAAAUGAAAUAUUAGUUUACAUAAUUCUUAUUAUUCCUUUAAUAUAAAAGAAAUGGUUUUUGUAAUUUACUGUUUCUAUCAUGUAUUUUCUUCCCAGUUCUCUCCACUGAGGCAUUACUAUUAGGGUGUUUAAGCCUCUCCUGGUAUGUUUUACCAGUGAAAUCUUGUACGAUUGUGUUAUUCACAAAUAUUUUGUCCUUUCAAAAGAGCAGUUCAAGCCUGCAACAGUGAUAUUGGUGCCAGCAAUGCUAUGGAACCAUUCCAAGCACUGUAAACAAUAAACUAGUGCUCACCUGCAUCCCACCGGCAUCCGUGCUGAUUUUUGUUUUAUUCAUCUCGGAGUUGGAGAAGCCAGGUGUGAACAUUUUUCAAUACAAGAAUGGAGUCCGGUAAACAUUGGCUUUGAGUACUCUGCCAAUAAAUUAAUACCUGUAUUGACAUCUCCUGGCACCAUAACAACUAUUGGCGGCUGUAAUGGUUAUGGUGCUUGGAGUCUUCUUUUAUAUCUUACUGAAUACAGUAGUUUUAAAAGUAUGUACACUGCCCCCUCUCCCUCUGAAAUAAGCCUGCAUGGACCAAGCAAACAGCUAUACAUGAUGACCUUUUUGCUGAAUGUCUCACAGAAAUUGUACUGUUGUAGAUGUUCCUCAGUGAGGAUAUUUACAGUGGAACACAGAACAAAAGCUACAUUAUUUGGCUCAAACACUUUGAACUAAGUCUGCACGUGUUCCAAUCACUCAUUUUGAUAGCCUGCCUGUCUUGUUACUACAAGUGGUUUAAAUGGUCACUCGAUUUAUUUUGCUCCAGUCUUUGCAUCUCCUUGAUCUUAACAAUUAAUAUUAUUUUGCUAAGCCAUGUUUUCAUCAAUUUUGAGCAGUCUUUUGUCAUGUCAUUAGAUGUUUGGUAUGUAUAUUCUUUGAAUUAUUUAUAAAAUAUAAAAAGCAUUUUUAUCUGGGAUCACAUAGAAUGGUACUUGAAAAACAUUAAUAGAGAAUUUAUAAAUCUAACUUAUGUUUAAAGUGACUCUCCAGUACCAGGAAAACAAAGCUCUCCCUCCCACCCCCAUCCCAUGUUGCUGACGGGGAUAGAACCCCUUUAGUGACUUACCUUUAGCCAGCGCCGAUGUCCCUCAGCGCUGGUUCAGGGUCUGCCCACGCUUCUCCGCAAUGCCGCGCACACGCAUUAGACAUCCCCAUAGGAAAGCAUUGAAAGCAUUGCGUGAGGACGUCCAGCGACGCUAUAGCACAGUGACGCUAUUGUACAAAACCAGUGCAAUAGACAGCCACUAGAGGGUACUUCCUGGUUUACUAGACAGCCACUAGAGGAGGAGUUAACCCUGCAAUGUAAAUAUUGCACCUUAUGAAAUGUGCAAUAAUUACAGUUGCAGGGUUAAGGGUAGUGGGAAUUGGCACCCAGACCACUCCAAUGGGCAGAAGUGGACUGGGUGCCUGGAGUGUCCCUUUAAGGUAUAUUGUCCGCAUUAACCCCUUCAAGCCAGAGAUUUGGCAGAUGACAAUCAAGUAAUAGAGAAGUGCUUGCCCCCUAGUAUCAUUUUAGCUAAAACAUAACGUUUAAUAUAUUGAUUAAAAAAAAAUAUUGCUGUUAGUAAAUCAAAAGGCAAACCAAAAGAAAAUUUCAUAAUAAAAAUAUCAAUAAUAUAAAGCAAAAGGUAUAGAGAGAAAACUCUACCAGAUUAUCCAAAAACAUAUAGAAUGAUAGGUGUUUAUAAAAAAAGAAAAAAUGUAUGUAAGAUUAAUCAAUUUAUAUAUUGCUGGGAUUGCAGGCUGAGCCCAGUUAUAAAAAUCUGUAGUGUUUAAGAGAUGCCAGUAAAGCGAAAACUGGCGAUCCCAGAAGACACAAGUAGAUAUAACAAUGUUAUCAGCCUGUAAGAUAAUGCUCAUUUUAUUAUAUGCUAGAUCCUGCUACUCAACAAGCGAUCUAAAACUUACAUUCAGAGUAUUAUGGAUGUUAAUUUUAUUCACGAUUUUAGAAAGAGUUAGAUACAGCAUUUAAAAUAAAAAAAUAAAUAAAAAAGUACACUAUUUAAAUUUAUACCAACUUGAAUGCUGUAGUUUCUGGAGAAAUUACAAUUUGCCUUUACAGUACAAAUUUAACUAAUAAUUAGGCAUUGGGCGACAUUACUUUAAUAUUAAACCUGCUUCCCAAUCAAGAGACCUAACAAGGUUUUAUGUAUUAUCAUUUUGAAUUGCUAAGUAAAAUGUGAUGUGUGCCAAUGUACUGUUGUUCUCCAAUAGGUUGAUUUUUGUAAUUGGCUAUUUUUGUUCAUUAAAAGAUUGCCAUAAUAGUUUUGUAUAAUAUCAUUUCUCACUGAUUUUACUGUACAAAUAUAACAUUGAGUUCUCAAUAUGCCUGUCUAGAUUGUUCGAUAUUUCAGUUUUACUUCUUGUGAUUGAUCUUGCUACAAUAGGUACCCCCCCCCCCAUUUUACUUUAGGGCC
This is a messenger RNA of Pelobates cultripes (western spadefoot toad), 93714 nucleotides long. The record is from the annotation of a GenBank genome assembly. Lineage: Eukaryota; Metazoa; Chordata; Amphibia; Anura; Pelobatidae.